GCGUUCUGUACGGUCGUCUUGUGUGCGCAAUUGAUAGUCGUUUUCGUGUUUUUCGCCGCUAAACCAAAAGCACCGACAGCAGACGAAUAUCUAUUUACGCGCGUUUUGUUAUAAUCGCGAUCAGUGUCGCACGCGUCGUUUACUCCGACAACGGUUUUUCGCGCCCCGUUUGAGUCCGUGUUCCCGGGGUCACCGUGCAUAAACGUAUGGCAAAUUUUCGCCGGUCACCGGCGCCGAAUCACCUUGUCACGGCCGUCCAGAAAUCGUCGCCGACAAAAGUUGAUCUCUUGCAAGGUUGAUCAACACCGGUCACAAUCGAACCGUGCGGAAAUCCGCACAGAAUAUUAUAGUUUACCGAGGUAAUCACGAAAUUCAUCCUUAUAAAACUAACCGCUUUCUAAACUGUUUAUAUUGAAUUUAUCGACAAAAGCGCGGACUUUUGCCGUACACCAUACCACUAUGAUAAUAAUAAAUAACAAUAUUAGAUAUAUACCGGCAACCAGCGACUCGACUAGGAUUUUUUGAAGAGGAGUAUCACGUGUCGGCAUUUAAAAUUAAAACCACGGUUUUUAAUGUAUUUUAAUGUAUUUUAAUAAAUUUAUAUUUAUACAAAACACCUCCCUCCCUUAAUUGCGCCACUGACGGUAAUCCUACACAUUUUCCGGUCCGACCAUCAGUAAUAAUAACAGCCACUUACCCAAAUUUCUGGUGGAUACGUUGACAAUUUUUAUUAUUUUUUUUUUGUCAGUUUGUUGACCGCGUGUGUCACACUUCCAUUUUAAAUAUUACUCAAUAUACCCACAUACCUAGUGUAUAUUUUAAUAUUUGCAUUAAGUAUGUUACUUCGCACAUUUUCACGUAGGUAAUUAUAUUAUGUUUAUAUUUCUACUGUGUAUAUUUUGUAGCUGCUAAAACAGAAGGUAGGCCCACUGGCCACUACGCACAACACGCAUUAGCUAUAGAGACAUAGAGUUUAAACUUUUAAACGUUACCCGUUUAAAUUUCAAAUAUAGGUGUGCGCAGACAUCGAUGACAGAGUACCUAGUCCACAGCGGAUGAGUGGGUUAUAUAGGAGCAUUCAAUUUACAUUUUGUGUAUUUUUAACGUAUUUGAUUAACAAUUGAACCUGAAAUGCUAAUAAAAAAAAAAAAAAAAAAGUGAUACGAUAAACCGAUUGUAUUUUAGCAAUAAGAAUAAUGAGUUAUUAUGAUAAAUUUCGUUUUGAAUAUUCAAACUUUUUUUACUAAAUAUUCUAAAAACUCGAAAGUUCCAAAUGGCUAAAAAUAACUCAAAAAAGCCAAAAUAUCAUAAAAAUUAUAUCCAAAAAAUAAUAAUUUAAUAAUAAUACGUAUGUUUUACAUAUUUCAGGUUUCUAUAUAAUUAUUCCUUACUCAAUAAUUGACAAUAAAUAUAAGUAUAUUAAGUUAUUGAAAAAAGCACAUAAUAUAGUUAUCUAAAACUCUCUGUUGGCAGAUGACUAUUCUGCAGAUUAGGUACUCUGCGCACACCUGUAUGGUUUUAUAUUUGAGUUACCUAUCUCUUUAAUGAAAUAGUAUUUUCAAAUCUAAUGUUGAAUCUUGUUCAAACCUAAUAAUUAUUACAUACAGGUUGGUGUAUUUUAUGUUUCUGCCUAUUAGUCAUCCAAUAAAAUUUAUAAAUGUAAGUUAACAAUUCCUUCAUAUAAUUCUGCUAUAUAAAAUUGUCUGAUAAAAAUGAAUAUCUAUUAUUAUUUAUAUACAUAAUAUGGGUAGUAUUAUAACACCUAAUAAUAACACAACAUAUAUUACUAAUAUUACCUAUGUUUUGUAAUAUUAUUUAUUAGAUUAUUGAUCUUUAAUUAGUGUGAAUAUUAGGCAUUGUUACCAGGGAAACCCUCGAAUAUUUAUUUACCAUCAUCCUGCAGGUCUUUUUAAAUUUUAAAUCAGUAUUAUAUUAUGAACAUAGUUACUAUAGAACCAAAGUGACAUCGUAAUCGCUAAUUACUAAUCUAUUACCUGAAUUAUGAAAUUAUUGAUAAUAUUGACAUUAUUGAUAUGUUUAUUAUGUAUCAUUAUUAAUUGGAUGGUUUAAAAAAAAUUAUCUUCUUUAAGAAGAUUAAACUAUUUUAAAUUUAUCUGGGGUAACUACCUAAUAACCCUAUGAUUAAUUAUUUAUCCUCUGGUUUAUCCCAUGGCAUGUGUUAAGUAUUUACUUAUACAACUAUAAUGAUACAUAGAUUAUCAACAAUCGAUUUGACCUUGUCCUCUCUUUGAUAGUUAUAAGGUACCUAGUAGUUACUUAAGUAAAAAUUUUUUUAUCCGAAUAUACAUAGUUUCCAAUACUGACCAAUAUUAUUUUAAUGUAUCUACCUCUUUAUCUACCUAUUCAAAAAUUAUAACGUUCUCCUUGAUGUGUUCACUGUAAGUACCUAAAUAUAGUUUAUUAUCAAUGUGUUUGUUUUAUUGAAAUCACUUUAAUUAUUAAUUCUCAAUUAAUAGUAAGAUAUGCUAUUAAUUGUUUUGUUUAUUGGAAACACAUUUUUUCUUUACCUUAUGCGAUUAAGUACAUUAAGUGAAACUUCUUUUUAAUACUUAUUACAUUAUAUCAUUCAUAUUUUGUUUAUCCCGUAAAAAUACAAAUUAAUAAUUAUUUUCUGAUUAUUCGUGUGGUGGAUUAUAAUAUUAUUAACUAUUACUGAGUUUUUACACUUAAUUUAUUGUUAAGAAAAUGUUUAGCGCCAAGUAAAAGUUUUAGUUAGUGUUAGGUGUUUAUCAAUAAUUAUUUCCGUCUUUACUUAAUAUUAUAAUUAUUUUAUUUCAUAAUUUUAAGAGGACAUUAUAUCCGCAUCUACUGUCUCAGUCAAACUACCGGGUAACAUGCAAAAUUAAUGCUUACGUAGAAUAAGUAAAAUUAGUUUAAUUUUGAUUUUAGCGUAAAAGUACCAAUUAUGAAAUUUAAAGAGAACAAUAUUUUGUAGGGAGUAUCUAGAGCUUUUGUAUUAUUCAAAAUAUACACCUCUAUAUAAAAGAUACAAAAACCUUUAUUUUAAUUUUUUAUUUUAACUGUAAAUUUUUAAAUAGUUCAUAUUUCAAAAAAAAAAUACGACUUCCCUCCAAAAAAUUGUGCUCUAUAAAUUUUAUAAUAGGUAAUUUUCCUCUAAAAUCAAAAUUAAGCUAGUUUUACUUAUUUGGCUUAGCAUUGUUUUAGUAUGUUACUCAAUAGUUGGACUGAGAUAGUAGAUGUGGGUAUAACGUCCUCUUAAUGUACGAAUUGAGUUUAAAAAAAUUAAUUAUUUUUUAUUUAAUAUUUUAGUUGAAAGACACAUUCUAUUGAAGUAAAUAUGACGAAUAUUGGACGUAUACGGACUGUAGUUUUAGGAAGUUCUCGCGUUGGAAAAUCAGGUAAUAAUAUUAUUAUAUUUUUAUUUAGUUUAUUAAGGGUAAAAUAUUUCUAAAUAUAUGGUACCUAAUGCCUAUUUAAUAUUUAAUCAUAAACCCUCAUACCUCAUUCAAUAUUCAAAAUUUUAACAGAAAAUGUACUUGUACUUUAAAUCAAAAUUAGAUCUGAAUUAGAUCUAUUUAUAUGUUCAAUGUACAUUAUAUAAUAAAAAAAAAAUUAUAUUUAUUAUCAUAUUCUAUCAAUUAAACAUUUGAUGAUAACAAUGUAAUAUUAUUCUAGUAUUUUUAAUAAGUAGAUAAUGGUAAUAAAGUAGUAAUGAUUGGUAGUGUAGAUGCUUAUGUUUUGAUAACCUUAAAUUUAAAAUCGUAUUAAUUUUAAAUUAUAAAAUUCCAAUUGACCGCGUUUUUUUGUCUUAAAUUGUACAGAGUUAAAAAAGUGUUAUAAUUCAGGACAUUUUAUCAGAAAACACCCCCUAAGUUGAUUUCUGGAGAAAAAAAAAUAAAAAGAUAUCAUACAAAAAAAAUUUAACAAUAAAGUUAAAACCAAUAGAUCAAUGUUUACAGAAUAAUUAUUGACUUCAACUAGAAUUAAUAAAGGAAGAAUUAAAUUUUAGUAUACAUUUUUUCUAUUUAUAAGAUAUAAAUAGGCAGGUAUUAAUAAUAAUUAUACUUUUACUAAAUUAUAGUUAAUUAUUAUGUAUAAAAGUAACAUUAUCACUAUGUAUUAGUAGUGAAUACUAAAUUUUAUUGAAAAAUUUGGUUAGGUUAGGUAAUUAGAAUUGCUAGAUCUUAAUUAUAAUUGCUCAAAUUAUUUCAUAAUAAAAUAUUUUAAUGCUUUACAUUAAGUACAACUAUUUAUAAAUUAUCCUAUAGAGUAAAAUUAGGUCAUAAAUAAUAUUAAAACAGUUUUAUUAAGCAUAUUUUUAAUUUGUACUAUAAAAAAAAAUGAAAAAUUGUGUAAUUAAAUCUCUUGGAAUUUCUUAGAAAAAAAAAAUGUUUUUAAAUGUAUAUGGAUACAUAAUAUUGUAAUAUCUAUUUGACCAAUGAAAAGUAAAUAUAGUAAAUAUUGUUUCACCUAAGGAAUUUCACAUUUAAUGUUUUGUUUUAAUUUUCAAUUUAGUUAUAAACAAAUUAUUUUUGCUAAAAGAGAAUUCAAAUUUUUAGAUAUUGAACACAAACUAUUUAUUUGCUAUUUACUAAUUUUAUAUAAAAUCAUUAAUUUUUUUUUUGUUUGAACCAAUUUUACAAUUUGUUAUUUUAACAUAGUAGUAAAACAAAUAGAAAAAUGUAUCAUACAGCUGUUACAAAAAAAAAAAAAAAUAUUUAUUUUUGAGCUGUAAAUCUUGUUCCACUAAGAAUCUUUUAUGUAUUCAUACCUACUUGACUUUAUAUAAUGUAAUUUAAUAAAAUUAUAUAUAUUUGACAAUGUGCCUUUUUUAAUUUUGGACAAAGUUUUAUAUUGCCUGCGUGUUAUUUUUUUUUCAAAAUAAAAACUACAAUAAUAGUAAAGUUUUUUCUACUUAUGAGAAUUAAAAAUUGAAAAUUUCCAAUCAUAAUUAUUGAUUAAUAAUAUCUCUAAGAAAUUAAAAUAAAAACAAGUAAAAUAUUUGUUGAUAUUAUAACAAUAUUUCGGUAUUUGUAAGUUUUUAAAUUAGGUUUAUAUAAUUUUUAUUAUUUCAAAUUGCGAGUAAAAAGUUUAAAGUGGAUUUUUCCUUAACUUAAUAACACCUGUAGCACUCUAUACUAUAUAGUAUAGUCUCACUGCUAAUAAUAAUAAUUAUUGAAAUAUUCAAGAGUGUGAAAUGUAUUUCAUUAUAAAUAAUGGUCAUAAUAUUAUUACGGUAGGUACCUAUCUAACUGUAUAACCUGAAUAACGAAUAUUAUGUUAGUGCGUACCUACUUGUAUAUUAUUAUAUACCUAUAUACCUAAUAUUUUGUAGUCCAGACGUUUGGUUAGAAUUCUCGGUGCGCACAUAUGUUUAUACGUGCCGAAACCUAAUAUGGAAACAAUGACUAUACGUAAUAUAUAAUAAUUUCAAUAUUUCGUCUAUAUUAAUAAAGCCGCAACUGUAGUUUUCUAAAUUGGUUAGAGAAGACCUGAAUCUAAAAAAAAAAAAAAUAAUCUUUAUUAUUUUAUAGCGUAAAUUAUCGGCAUUUUUUUUCAACUUAUAUAGGUUUGUCUAAUUCUCCUAUUCUCAAUAUUAUAAUUGAUUACUCGCCUUUUCUCUUAGUUCUUUGAAGUUUUCGGACUCUUGCAUUGUUUUUAUUUUGUUCUACAAUAUAUAAUAAGAAUCACGAGGAUGGUCUAAACCUUCCCCUUACAACCACUUUAAUUUAUUACAAGUUAAAUAGUCAUAAGUUUCAAUAUUUUUUCCUAGCAAAAAAUUAAAUGAUAAAAGCAUGCGAUUCAUAAAAAUUAUAAACAAAUUUUGCUUGAAAUAGUGAAAAAAAAAAAUUUAAAACAUAUGCCGUUCAAUUAGAAUUAUUGCCUUAUACUUAUUAUUGUACAAAAAAAAUUGCCUUUAAAUGUAUCGAUUUUCCUUGGAGAUACUAAGGGUGAUACGGAAUUUUUGGGAUAUGCUGUAUUGUAUUGUAUUAAAUAGUAAUAAGUAAUAACUAUUACUUAUUACCGUCCUGACCAACUGCUCUUUAAUAGAGGAGGUUACCGUCAUCUACCCCUCCUCUGAGGACCAUCGGGGCAUUUUAAUCACUUUCCAACGGCUUGCAUUAAUCGCAUCCAUAAUGUAUUUACCUUUUUUUUCAAUAAUAUUCCCAUAGUACUUUUUUAUUUGUUUUCCUUUCUAUUCAACUUGUUUUUUCCAUGUACGACUGGGACAACAUUAUCAUGAAAAUUUUAUUUUGUUAUUUUUUGGGAUUAUUUACGACUCAUGUUUUACUUUUAUAUUUAUGUGCAAACCCUCUAAACGUAUAGGUUCCUUUGUUUAAAUAAAUCUCUGGGCAUUUUAAGUAGGAUUUUAGCUUUAGUAGGUUUUCUGGGGUCCAAAUCUGUAUAUAGUAAAUUUCAUAGGACACCCAGUAGAGUAAAAUUUUGCUUAACUUGCUAGUAGUGUUUUCCCUACAAAUUAAAUUAUAAGAAAUACUUUCACUGGUAAGAGGGGAUGACUGGGGAAAGUCCAAAUAUCAGGAGGAAGGUUUGAUCUAUCUGCUAUAAUGAAGCUUUUCUAAAGAAAGCGGGAUCUGGCACACAGUUGAUAUUCACUGAAAAAUAUCCCGUGUAGUCUGUUCUGUAUAUUAUAGCAGAAGAAUAAAAUAAUAAUAUUGGAGCGCGUUGAUUUAAUUAUAUAAAAAUUGAAAAUGCGCCGUAAUGGCGAACGAAUACAGAUAAUAAUUUUGUUUAUUCCAUAUUAUUAUUAUUUUAUUUUUACGUUGUUGUAUUUUAUUCCCGCGUGUAUGGUUCCGAUCGAAACGCGUGUUUAUGUAUAAGAUAUGAAUACUGUGAAUAAUGAUAUGAAGUACGAUUAUUUUUAUUCUAUACAAUAUUCAAAUUGCGUUGUGCGAGUUCCGCACGACGAUAUAAAGACGAUUUAUUUUAUUAUUUUAUUAAAACUAUCGAUCUAAGUUUGGGCAUCCUUGUCAAACGAGGUGCGUAUUUCUUCUCCUGUUAAGAGAAGUACCUACAGCUACUGUACACACGAUACAGCUUAAUAAUCACGAAUCUCUUUGUAUUUAUAAAUUGUGUCUUUUUAUUUUCUUUGAAAUGUCUAAAGCUUAUAAUAAUGAAAUACGCAAUUAUUUUCAUAAAUUACGUAGAAUAUUCAAACCACCGCGCGUCGUUGUCGUGUCAUUCUUUAUGUAGUACAAUUAUUAUAGUAUUAUACUUUUGAUCUGCGGAUUUACAACUGACGACUGCUGCAACAGUAAUAGGGAAUUUUUUUUUUGUUUUGUACCUUUUGUAGGUACUAUCCUAACUAUACUUAUCAUAUUAUUUAUUAUCAUUUAUAACGUAACAAAAACACUAAAAACUUAUGUUUAUAUGAUAACUAUCGUCGCACGAACAUUGAGGUUGGGUACCACCGCCUGUCUUAAAUCGUUGAUUUUUGCAGGUUAAUCGGUGUUUAGGUUGAGUUGUUUUUUUUUUUUAUGUUAGUUGUAUACAAUUUAACUGUUACCUACAACAAUAUUAUAUACUAUAAUAUACGUCAGACGCGUAGGUACCUACUUAUUUGGCAUGUGACGCUGUGCCAAUUUCAUUUUUGACAACGGGCAGAUUGCAAACCAUAAAAAAAAAACCCCGAAAAAAACGAGAGCGAGGUCAAAGUUUUUGCAACAGAUUAGUAUUUUCGUUAGUUACAGCGUACCUACCUAUAUAUAAUGCAAAUAAAGUAUGUUUAUAUUAAAUAGGUAGAUACUAAUUUUUCUUGAGUAAAGAAAAUAUUAAUAUUAUUAAUGAGUUAUAAUUUCUUUCUGAAAACGCGUGUGUACCUAUACCAUAAUAUAUAAUAUUAUAAUUUAAUUAUAUGAGAUUGUUUUGAAUUAAUUAAGUCGAUUAUAAUAUAAUAUAAGUAUUAAGUAUCUUUACCUAUAUAAUUUAUUAUAACAGUGAUCCAAGGCCUUAGAUAGGAAAACCAUAAUAUCUGUAUAGGUAACUUGGUUACUAUUUUAAAUCUAUUUUGAUUUUACCAUUAGAUAACAUUUGUAAAUUAUUAUUCGUGUAACGACUGUCGUACGAUUACCGCGAGAGAAAUGAGAAAAUGAAGUUGCAAAUAAUAUUAUGACAAACACUGUUUGCAGGCUUAAUUGAACUGGCUUUAAUAAUAGUCGUGAUUAUAAAUAUUGUUGUUUUUUUUUUAGAUACAUUUAAAACGCUUAAAGCUGACGUGAAAAAUAAUAAGUACCAACAAUAUUUUUAUUAUGGAUCGUACUAAGUAAAUUUUAUACUAUUAAACGCGCUACCAAGGGCAUCCAUCUUCAAAAAUCCAAGGGGACACAUUGUAUUAUUAAUUUAGUUUCUGAGUGUAUACUAAGGGUGUACUAUGAUGUCUUAUUUUAGUUAUGUUUUUAGAAAAUACUUAAACAGUAAAACUGUUCUAAUUUUCUCAUGCCAAACCAAGAUAGAUGCGGAUUUUUCGCCUGUUGGUAUUUAAUUUAAAAAAAAAAUGUGGAUUUGACACAGUUUUUCUAUAAUAUUGAAAUGCUAAUAACAAACUUCCAUACAAGUUUUAUAUUUUUGUUGAUUACUGCAGGGUAAGGCAACCCAGAAAUCAAAAAAAAUAUACGGCUAUACGGUAAAAAACUUCUAUUAAUACUACUCAGAUUAGUUUUUGUUUCCAAUGAUUUAUCGUUGCCUACAGUACAUAAAAACAUUAAAAAAUAAAUCACUUCGUAUACCUUAUAUUUUUUUAAUUGUAUCUUCAAUGAUAUUUUGAUAAUAAUUUACUUUUUCUGUUAAACUGUUAGUAUGUCAUAUGUCAUUCCAGGGGGCACAUGUUUCCCCCAUCCCUAAUCACAAUUAACGCCAAUGCUCGUUAUACAAUGUUAAUGGCUGUUAUCCGAUUAAGCACGUCUAUAAUGGUUUAUUGGCUCGAGUACGCGUAUAAACAAUCCGUUUUUUUUUUCUUAAACUAUUAGAUACAUUACGGUAUAGACGCAUCAUCGUUUCAGAUAUGAUAAUGUACGUAAAUAACAAUUCGCUCAAGCAAAAAACUCGACAAAUGCGGUAAACACAGCUGCGCCGAUGUACCUAUAAUACUUAACGAUAUUAUACGAUUUGACUUACUAUUUUUAUGUAUAUACGCACGCGGUUGACCUCUGUGUGGCGUAAGUAUAUAAUAUUUUUUAUGUAUCUAUUAUAUGAUAAUACUCCAUAAAAGUCGCUCUAAGACAAUGCACCAAUGCACAGUCGAUUUUAUUAUACACUCGAAUUUUUCCCGUACCUAUAUAUAUGUAUACAUCUAAGGCCAUCGUCUAAAUAGGACCGCGCGCGGUGUUGUAUAAGCGGAAAAGUCUGCGCAGUCGGUAUGGUUUAGCUUCCGAUCGGAUGAUGAUUUAUCGUGGCUUCGAAAGCAAUUUUGAAUCGUCGGCGAAAAAAACCCCGUAAUUAUAUUUGCCGGCUGCAAGUAUAGUGACGGCGGCGGAAACCCAUCGGGCCGCGGUGCGCAGUUAUUAAACAUUGAAAAGUUCCGACGGCCUUUCGAAUUACGACGCGGUGAACCUAAUAAUACCAGCUCUAUAUAUAGAGGCGUCUAGUCGUGAAACGUGAAACGUGAUUACUGAUUAGUGAUUACACACGUUUGGCGAGUAUAUGGGAUUCGCGGACUCGACUGUAAUGUAGGUAUACUGUGCGGUAGUAUACUUUUUUUAUUUUGUUUUGUUUUUUUUUGCGGUAUAGAUAACGAGAUAUGAUUGCGGUUUAUCGACUCUGCGCGCAUAUUAUAAUAUUAUUGCCGUACUACAGUCGAUCGCUGUAUACAAUAAUAUAUAAUAUGUAUAGAUUUCCUGAAAAUCCGCACGUUUUACGACUAUCUUCGCGCGUCUCCGCGGGCAGUCCGAAUCCGAUGCGGCGACCUCGCGGUAGCCCCGCGGGUUUUCUGAAAUCCGCCACCGUCACGCACUCUGUGUUUCUGUGUCGGGUGUAUCGCGUGUGCUACGGACGACGACAACGGCCGUCCGUCAAAACGCUUUGGACGACGGAGCCGUAACCGUACCCGUUCACGCGCACGCCGCUCGUUUUAUUAAUUACGAUCAUUGUCCGACCACCUACGUGUAUAACAUUAGUGUCGUUAUGACGAUAAUAAUAAUAAUAAUAAUAAUAAUAAUAAUAAUGAUGAUAAUUCGAUAUCAUCACAUGACCGACGGCUGACACCGAACAACACUCGCGCGCUAGCCUGUCCGCCCUGGACGUUUUAACGUAAUGCCCGAGCCGUGCCGACGACGACACGACGAGGCUGAACCCUUCAGUAAUUAUAAUCGGUAUACGUAAUAAUAUAAUGCGGUCGAGCAUCAUCAUAACAAUAAUAUUAUUAUCGUUAGUAUUGUACAGCUCUCGUUCAGAUGCCUACGCGGAUUGACGGUUGUCGCACCACAUAAUAUUGUGUAUCGACGUCCGACGUCGUCACAAUAAGUUGUUUUUUUUCCUAUAUAGUCGGUUUUUAUCGGUUUUUUGCGCUCGUAUCCGUGUAUUAUACUCGCAUAUCGCGCCACCAGUGACGCGUUUUAUUUAGGAUUUUUUCAUGUUAAAUACAAAUCGUAUAUGGUUUCCUGCUUUUCUUUCCGCGUUUGUCGAUUCUAUUAUUAUUAUUAUUAACUGCAUGCAAUACGUAUUUUAUACAAUGCCGGUACAAAUCGGCUUUUUCCCCGUAUACCUAUCGUCCUACCCGGUAAGGAGGGAAAAGGAGAAAAUUUUACAGAACAAAACAUCAAAUAUUCCGAUAUUAAUUCGGCCGACUCGCGGACGGUGUAUAUUUAAAUUGUGAUAUUUCACACUAUCUUAUCUCGUUUUAAAACUAAAAUAAAUAAAACUAACGCGUACAGUGUUCUAUCUAAUGUACUAUCCUGUUUGAUAACGGGUCGAUUCACCAUAAUAUUGAAAUUAUCCAUUGGGGUAUAUAAAUGGGGCUGGGGGCUUAAUCUCCUAGAAUCGCUAUAGCUCUCCCACAAAAAAAAAUAAUGAUUUCAUUAUAUAAUACAUUGGAAUAUAUCAUAAAGUGAAGCAUAACAAAGCAAUAAAAAAAGAAAACAGUCAUCAGUCCCCCUGAAAUUCAAACACAAUUUGCACCUACGUUUGUAAGAUGGAGCCAACAAUUGCACGUGUAGACUCUUUCUUCCUCGUAAUCAAAAAAUAAUCCUAUAUUUAUUACGUAAAAUCACACUCGGGUCUGUCAGAGGGACAAUUGGGACAAUAUGUUUUCAUUUCUUCCAUGAACGCCACCACACUUAUACUCUAUUCUAUACUAAUCGUACUCUGAAAUUUUAAACGCAGUCCCGCAGAAUUGCGGCCGGGGAGCUUAUUUACAGAUUCCUGUGUGAGUUCGACCCAGGCGUAGUAUUUUAUCCAUUAGGAUAUUAUAAGUAUUAUAGGCUUACACUUCUAGAAAACUGAUUUCUCAGGAACGGUAUUAAGUUUGGAACGACGAGUAGGUUAUAUCUUGUUAAACCGCCUAAAACUAGCUUGGUUACGUUUCGACUCGGGCCGAACUCGGAUAAGGUCCGUAUAGAUUCGUGAUAGGGGCGACGUAUAUCGUGGAAAAAACCAUCGUCAUAUUAUGAUGGCUUCAUAGGCGCUCAAAUUUCGUUUUGUAUAAUCACAUUUAAUUAUACAAUUUUUUAAAAGCUAAUGGGGGGGGGGGGCAAUGCGCCUGUGUAUGGCUUUAUAAUUAUCAACUAUAAAAAGAAAAGCAAUACUAAUUAAAUUGAGUUUUUAAAUAACAAUAAAAUAAGUUAUUUAAAAACUAACAACAAAAUAAGUUAGGUUAAUUGAUAAUACAGAGAUAUAAUUGUUUCGUCCCGCGGUACCUCGGAAGUCUAUGUCAAGAUUGUGUAUCCAUUCAACUGCGACCUUCCUAUGUAGCAGCAAGAACUCGACGUUUUCUCCGUAUCCUCGGUGGGGGAUGAACGUGUCGCCCAUAGAACAGACAGCCAUUCCUGCGAUGUCGAUCUCCAGUGUUGUUCCUAUUCCUCAUUGCUGAGUUAUUAAGCCGCGUAUCAAUUUUUUAACCUGACCCAACCGAGAUAUUUGCGCGUAUUAGCGGGGAAAAAAUAAAUACUAACAUCGCGUACAUUAUAAUACAGUCUUCGUCGUGUGUAUAGCCGCCACGCAGCUGAUAUAUGGGUCAAAUCAUUAUUACGAUACACGCGCACCUGUGUAUUAUAAUUACAAGGCGCCCGGGCCGAGGAACGCGCCGCCGCCGCGCGACCGGUCGUCGUGCGUCGAGUUCCGCGAUACCGCGCGUUAGAUAACCCAAUAAUUACCGCGUUGAUAGGAGGUUGUGGGAACCCGCCCCGCCGCGGCCCGGUCGCCGAUUUAUGAAUACGCAUAAAUAUUAAAUAUCGUACGCGAUUUAAUUUAUAUUUAUUAUUAUUAUUAUUAUUAUUAUUAUUAUAUUGUAUACGUAUAAUAAUAUUAUACGCGCAUACGCGUAUGUGUGUAGUGCCGCGCGAUAAACCGCUACGAGCCACGUCUGACAUUGCAGGCGGCGGCAAUGCUGUGGCGACGGGUGUCCAGGUAGGCGGCGGGGUUAUCCGUCACGUUGUUUGCGAAAUUUUUUUCGCGCUAGGAGGAAAUUAUGAAUAUGAUAGUAGUAAAAAAAAAAAAAAACCAGUAUCGCUCGGCCGCGUUCGUUUUACCACACUAAAACCUAUGCACGAUCCUCUCGCGCUCUCGACUGCAGGCCUCUCGAGAAAAACACCUAUAAUUGGUAGGUGGGUAUCGCGAUGUAAUAAUUAUCGAUUUUUUCAAACUUUCGCCUCAGUGAUACACGCGACUGGUCGGGACAGCCUUUGUGCGGUCGUUACAACACUGCUCCGCGUGGUAACGCCGAACCCCACCCCCUAGUAUGCGUGGCUGGUAUAUGAUGGUGUAGUAAAAAAAAUAUAUAUAUAUAUGGUUUACCAGGUUCUUAAAUAUUAUUUAAGUGCGAAAUGACAAAUUAUUGAAGUUCCUAACAGUAAAUUUCAAGCGUAACGACGCGAUAAAAUUUGAUUCAAAAAAGGGUAUACGAGUAUGUAGUUAUUUAUAAGUACUUGAAAUAAAUUUUAUAUUAUAGAUCUUUUCGUAGUUCAGUGCCACUGCGUCGUUCCGCAAUAUAAUAUUCUCUGUUCUGUGAUUUCUGAUGAAAUAUAUAUCUUUAUCAUCUAUAAUUCCCUUUAUUAAACUUUUGACUUUGACUUUCACGUUUCUUUAUCGGGUUUAACUUUUUAAUAUACGAUUUCCUUCUACUAUAUCUACCAUCACUUUUCUUACGGUCUGCCUCGUGGUAUUUUCCCUUUCGACUUCCAUUCCAGAACAACCUUUAUGCUAUCAUAUAUUUUCCGCUUUUUAUCAUUAUAGAAUAUGCCUCAACCGUUGUAUUAUUUGAUUUGUUACAAAGCUUUAUUAUAAUAUAUCCUCUUAUUAAAACACCUUCUCCAUUUAUUUGACUUUUGCUGCCUCAACUACACUCCUCCAUUAUAUAUCUUUGUAUACGCUAUCGUUUAUUGUUACUACUCAGGGAUAUACAUUAAUUGAUUAAGUCGUUAACGACUUUGCUUGUCCUAUGGGGUGUCAUGGUCUUUUCGCAUUUAACUUUCGGACCAAGGCUUUCUUCAAAAGGCUAUUUGAUUUUUUGACAUGGUUUACUUACUCGAAUCGUUUGCUCAUGCAGUAAUCGCUUUUAAUAUUAGGAUUUCAGUAGAUUAGUUGAACUUCUCUAUUUGUUUUUCUUCUGUGCACGUUAUUUUCUAAUAUUGGUCCAUACAUCCGUUUAAGUAUUCCCCUUUCAAAACUAGACAUUUUUCUUUAUCUACUAUACUUUAAAUAACUAACCAUGCAUUUAUACGGGCGCAUAUGAUGGUAAAUCUGGUCGUAUAGGAACCAUGAGUACAGGCGUUCCUUCGAUUGUAUAAACUCUAAAGAGUAAUUUUGGCUUAAACAAUUUUCAUAAAACAUAAUCAUUUAAACCUUAUGAAAUGUAUGCGAGAUAUAUUAUACAGAUUAUAGGUGUUAUUGUUAUUAUUAUUAUUAGGGACGAAUGAUUGCGUACUAAUCCUUUACGCCGUCCACCGUCGUAACAAAAUAUAUAUUUGUAUACAGAAAUAAAUAAUAUAUAUGUAUAAAUAUUAGUAUGGAUUACGGAAUUCAAUAGGUGUUUAAUAUAAUAAUUUUAUACGUAUACUUACGUUUCUGUGCGCGUGAAUAAUUUAUUAUGCAUAUUAUUUAUAUUUAGAAUAAAACAUACGAACAAUAAUAUUAUAUUACUUUAUUCGAUUACUACGUAUAAUACUAUAUACGUCUUUAAAACUAAGAUAUGUGUGCGUAUGAGUGCGCAACUCGAACCGAUUGUAUUUCGAUACUAUAGGGAAAUGUGUGUGUAUGUGUGUGUGUGUGUGUGUGACGCCCAUGCGUAAAACCGUGAAAGGAAAUACGAAUCUAUACGAUUCUUUUUUACGAUAUCGCGGUUAGAAUAAUAUUCCCAUCAGUCGAGAGUACCUUAUAUACUUGCACGGGGACGAAGAUACGUUUACAGAUUAAAAUUCGAUACAGGUGAAAUAAUUAAUACAAAUAUUACGGAAUCCGUUCUAUGUGUAAGGUACCUAUUUUAGAUUUCGAGCGAAGCGAGAAAUGUAUUGGUUUUACUAUGAUGUGUUUUUUUUUGUGUUUGUAAACAACUUUUCAACCAGAUAUCUUGCUCCAAUCAACAACUUUAUAGGAACUUUUAUGUGUAGCAUUUUUGAUUUAGUUGGUGUAUUAGCGAAGUCAUUUUAUUGAUUUUCAUUGUAGUUUCUUUAAUAAAUGGGAAAAAUUGACGACGUUUGUAAAAUUUGUAUAGAUUUUUGGAAAUUACUUUGAUAAUAAUAGGAAAAGUACGUCUAAUUAAACUCCGCUCAGAUCGUUAUUUGUUAAAAAUGGUUUUCAAAACUGUUCAAUAUAUUCUCCAUUUCAACAUCUCUCCUAAGGCUGCAAUGUGUCUCUGUAGUACAACCUUUUUUUUUAAUAAUGAUACUGCCAUGUCAGUUUAAUUUUGUAUAGUUGUAAUAAUACUAGUACUUACCUAUAUUCAGAGCCUGAUCAACCAAUAGGCUGAAAAGGCUGCAACCUAGGACGCUGUUAAAUGGUAGGGGGUGCAACAAAAUAAUUUUCUUUUAAAUUGUUUUUUUUCAAACUUGUAUCUCCUAUUUUGACCUAUUUUUUUUUUUGGAGGGAGGGUAUUGAAGAAUUUAUAGGCAAGACCAAGAUUUUUUAGGUGGUGAUGAAUACAUAAAAAAAGGUUAUCGCCAAAUCAAUUCCAGCUUACUGGUGGUAAAACCAUUAAUCAGGUUCUAUAUUAGCAUGUAUUAGCAUGUAUUUACAUGUAUAGAUUAUACUUGGAAUAUAAUAUUAUUGUUACGUUUUUAAACGAAUCGAAGUAAUAUGCGUAGUGUAUUAUUAAUACACUUUACGUAUAUUAUAUUAUAUUCGAUAAAUUUUAGAAGUUUUAAAAAAUCGUUGGUAAAUGUAUGCUCGAUUUGCAUCACAUAUAAUUGCGGAAUAACGCAUUUCGAACACUGUUAUUAGUAACAAAAGUUCGAGUAUUAUUAGGGAGGCGUAAUUUGACGUGUUAUAACGAAAAAAAUGUUCGCCUGUCGAAUGAUAAUAUAAUUACGGCGAUUUAGGCGUUUUUUAAACAUAUUUUACUGUACGAAUAUAAUAUAUAAUUAAGCGUGUGUUCGUUGGCGCCUGAAAAAAAAAGGAACCUAUUAAAAUAUAUAUCUGCUCAAUUUUUAUAUACCUAACGUAUAUGUAUUCGAUAACAACUUUUCAUAUUGCUAAUAAAUUAAUAUUCAUAAAAUUGUGUACCUAUAUUCAAUCUAUAUAGGUGAUAUCAUUUUUUUUUUUCAAAUUGCGUACAUCGUCCACAUACGCAUUCCGAUAUCAGUAACAUGUGCAGAAACCCGUGAAGUAAAUAAUAUCGUUUGCUUGGUAAUUGCGUUAUAUAAAACGAGCUGAGAAAAGUGUCGACAUUAACAGGUGUCAUACACACACAUAUACAAACAUACACACAUUAUAAUAUUUAACUUUAGUAAAUUUAAUAAGAUCUUAAAACUUGAGGGGGGUAGUGACGUAUGUAGAAAUUAAUUUGGGAGGGGGGUUAUAAAAAACUUUGAGUUUCAAUUAAUAUAUAGAUUAAAAAAACACAUAAAUAUGCUAUACCAACCAUAAAUUUUGGGGAGGGGUGAACCUUCAAAACCAUCCCCUGUAUAUGCCAUUGAGGGGGGCUUAUUUUAAGGUAUUUUCAACUUUUUCUUUUGAAGAAGGAGAGCACAAUUUUUGAAAGUUUCAUAGAUUGCAUAAUAUGUAUAGGAAUUUUUUGUAUUUUGAUGUUUAAAAUUCUCUGUUUACCUUUUAUUACUAUAAUUUUGUUUAUAUUUUUAUAUAUUUUACAAUUAUUUGUUAAAGUUUCAUUCAAAAUCAAAUUAAUUUAUUAACUGAUUAAUAUUCAUCAGUUGUAUAGUUUAUACAGAUAAGAUAUUUUGUAGAACAUUUUUACUAGUGUUAUUAAAAGGGCGAUAAUGUAUAUUUGUUUGAGGAAGCUUUACGUCAAAUGUGAUAAGUGUUUGCUGCAAUCUCGUUUUAUUUUCCGAUUGGACCAUUUGAAUGAAAACGAGUAGUAUUUACCUAUACACUCCUCAUAUAAAGUGAUAUACGAUGAUAUUCAAAUGGUGGAAAAAUGGUAGUUUAGACUGCAGAAUAUUUGGGUCUCGCGCUUAUGAAAGACUUCGCACGCAAGAGAGAAGGCGUAAAUUGGUGACGGGUCGUGGCGUCGUCGCGGUGGUCGGCAGCACGAUCCACACUCUGCAGGCUCUAAACGUCACCUCGAGCGCAUGAUUUGCAUACCACACAAAUUAUAAUAAUAAUAAUAACGAUCCGGUCUUUAGUUUCAUAGACGGUUUAAAUAUAAUAAAUAUAAUAUAUUAUAACUGCACGAUAAAUGAUAGUUAGUAACGAUUAUAAUAAUAUAGGAGGUCAUAUUAUACGCUACCGAUAUAUUUUAAGGGAUGGCGUAUAGACAAUUUUAACGAUUCUGAGCGGAGUUCUGUUAUACAUGUUUUAAAAGUCUGCAAUAUGUAUGAUUUUCGUCAGUAUUUUAUGCUAAAAUUCAUUAAAAAAAAAAACAUAAAACUUACAUUUUUUUUUGACUAUAUAUAGUGCAACUUACAAUGAAAUUACUGUCAAAUUUUUAAAAAUUUCUGUUUGGUCUAACAAUUUUUUCCACAGAUUAUUACUACCUACUGACCUACUGACUAAAAAUGAUGUUUUCUCAAUUAUUAUGAAAACCACUUGAAAAAUCAAAAAAUGACCUCCCUUAAGAACCACUCCAGGAAAAGGUACUAAACUUGAAAAUUGGAGUAAGAUUUCUGGUAGAAUUUUUUUUGUACACAGUAUAAAAUAUAUUAUAUACUUAUAAAAAAUAAACAUAAUUUUAAAACUAAUACAUUCUUCGCUUCGCUCAGAAUUUAAAACACAUGAGCAGAAAAGUGUAGUACAGUAGUCGAAUUUUCUUCAGCUGACUUUUCAUAUUUUUUUUUAUAUAUACCGAUAUAAGGAGUUGAAUAAAAAAAAGUUUCAUUAAAAAAUAUAAAAUAGUUCUGGACAUUUUUCUUGCAUACAAACAAAUGAUUGGGUUAGGGAUUGGAAGUUAUUAAGCCUUAUAUAUACACACCCUUGACCAUAAUUCUAUUUAUGUAUGCACAUUAUUUAACGAAGUUAUACUUACUUUCAUGAGCCUUUGAGGAGGUUUAUAGCGUUUAAAAGUAGCGGAAAAUUAUAUAUAUAUAAUAUAUUAUACAUUUUCAUAUAUUAUAUAAAAGUAACAUUAAUAAUGUGUUUAAUGUGUUAAUAGUUUCUAAUAUCGGGGAAAAUUCGACAAAAGAAACUAACAUUUACCAAUUCAAAUUCACUUUCUUAUAAAUAUUUAUACUAAAUGACGAUCCCAAAUACUUAUAAUAUUAUUAUCAUAUAAUACAAGUAUAUUUAUCGUGUAAUUGUGAAAUUUUUUCGAAAACAUGUUCAUGUAAAACAGAAAGUGUAAAAAAUACUUUCAAAGUAAUUUUAGAAUUUUUUUUACUCCAACCAGUAAUAAGUUUUAAGGUUAUUAGAGGGCUAAUUUUAAGAAUUUUAAAUUCAGAAAACUUAAACAAUUUGUUUUACUAUUACGUUAAUAUUUCUCUGUAUACGAAGUUAAUAAAGUUGGUUGCUGUGAAGUCUUGUAUGAUUAUAUUUUUUUGGAAGUUUUCUUUGAUGAUCAAUUACUACACCAGUUCUUCUUAGGUAUUAUGAACUAUCGAGCAUCAAUGUUCUCGAAUACCACUAAUUGGUACUUAUAGAUAUUUGAAAAUGAAAAAUAAGCUUUUUACUUAAAUAAGGGUUUUUCAUUAAAAAAAAAGCAGAGUUUUUUUUAUAAAUGUAUAAUUCACCAAAUAAAUAUAUCGGAUUCUAGAUAAAGUUUUGAAUAAUAAUUUUCAUCGUAGAUUGCUUUACGUUAAAAACCGUGAAGUCUGAUAUCUUCUUGUAAAUUAUUUAUAUUAUAAAAAAAUUGUAUAAUAAUAAUAUUGUUGGAUUGUCAUGAAAUCACCGGAGAGAGAGAAUAGUAUGAUAAUCGUUUCGGGUUUUGUUUUUCUUUGAUAUAAUUACCGUCGCAGCUUCCCUCUUGAAGUACUGCGGAAGAUAAAAAUCGGCAGAUUUCCUAUUUCGUAUAGAUACACGUGUUCGUUGGAGGGAGUUUUUUGUACGUGUCCGUCGGCCUGUUCCGUUUUUCACCGUUGACUAUCGGCGGCGGCGACCGGUUUGCUAAUUUUUUUUUCGUUCGUACGGUGUACAUAUUUUAUAACACGUUGAUUUCUUAUAUUAUUGUGUUUCUGUAUAUAAUAUACUCGCACAGUUUCGCGAUUUCUUCAAUAGUUGUCAUUAUUAUAUAAAUAUAAUAUCAAAAAAAAAAAAAAAACCCGCCGAAACGCAUGUAUCACUAUUAUAAUACUCGUAUUCACUUGUUUUUUUUCCACGAAAAUUGUUUUUUACGUAAAUAAGUAUAAUUUGUUUUUCACGCAUACCUAUCGCUAUCUGUGUAACCCGCAGACAACUGUUGAUAUUCGCGCGAUAAUCGACAAAGAGGCGAUGAUGUAUUAUUCACAAGUAUAAUAUAAUUAAGUUAUUAUGUAUAUUGUUUUUAUUAUUUUCGAAAAAGUAUAUAUUAUUUGCUAACAAUUUACAUUAUUUAAAAUAUUCUUUAUUGUAAUAUAUAUAAUUCACCCUAUAUAACGUGUGGUUUUAAAAAAAAAAUAUAUAUAUAUAUAUAUAUUUAGAGUUGUUUGUAAAUAUAUAUCUAUCUCAUGUGAUUUGUUGACCUUAAUAUAGUAUUGCUGUAGUAAAUCAAUUUAUUUUUUAAAAUUUAAAUUCAAAUCUAGGGGUAAUUGAUAUUUCAGAGGGGAUUUGAAUCCUAACUUCCUCUGCGUUCGCCACUAAAUUUUAUAAUAUACAUAUUAAUGAUGUUUCGGUCCUGAUAUUUUAGGCCUAACCAAAUUUGUAAUCAAAUUAAGGAAUUCGCACUAAACCAAACUAUUUAAAUAUUUUAUAGAACUUAAACUUAACUUUAAAAAAAGCUGAUACUAGGGACGGGCGCGGCCGCUGCUGUAGGUAGAUAGUUGGGAAGGUGGGAUACAUAAGCCAUAAGAAUGUAAAAUAUUGAAAUCGUUGUGUCGUAAUUUAAAGGAAAUCGUAAUUUUCGGGUUUUUUCAAUUAUUAUGAAAAAUAUUUUAGAUAUAAAAAAACUACUUUCUUUUUCAAUGGCUAUAUGUUAAAAGAAACAAAAUUGAUUUUUCGUAAUUUUUCGAUUGGAGCAAUAUUUCUGAUAAAAAACAUAAGUUGCAAAAAUUAAAACCAAUGAAAUCAGUAUGUAUUGUACAUACAAAUAUAAAUUAUUUAUAAUAUUUAAAUGUUAUCAUUUAAGAUUACUAGUUUUUUUGUGGAAUGUGACGACAGUCCUUGUUUACUGUAAAAAUAAACCAAAUUAAAUGUCAUUCCAAUUUUUGUGUCACUUCAUCAAAAUGAAUUUCUUCGAUUCGUGUGUUGAGAAUUUAUAUAGGUUCUAUUAUUGAUAAUUUUUAGUUCGAAAAUUGUACACUUUGUAAUAUUACUAAUAUAUAGAUGAAGAAGAAAAUUUUAGAUAUCAGUCGACUUUAGAUAAUUCUACAAAUACUAUUGCUGAAUGAUUUCCUUUAAGUUUAAUUUAACGCAUAUGUUAUAUUAUCACUGAUUGAGUAGGUAUUAAACAUCUAAACGUUCGGGCCAUUAAUGUAAAAAUAUAAAUUGAUUAAAACAAAUAUCGCGUAUAAUAUAAUAUUAUUAUGUAUUAUUUCGAGUAUUGGUACAUUUUUUUUUAUACGUUUUUUUGUUCUAGUGCAUACCUAUAUAUAAUUCAUAUUAAUAUCUAUAAUAUACGAUUUUUCUUCAGUUUAUUUGAUGUACUUAUCUUAUACUGUGGUUGUAUAAUGUUUAGCACACAUAAUAAUUUCAUGAGCCAUAUCAUGUUGAAUAAUUAUAUUAUUCUGUAACAUAUUACAAGUACCUACCUACCUAUAUCUAGAUUCUAAUAAGUUACCUACAUGUACCUAUAUAUAUCUAUUUCUAAACUAAUUCGCUGUGUACGUAUAAAUUAUUCAUAUAUACAAGACUUUUUAUGAUUUUAUCGGUAAAUAUUGACUAUAUACUCGUAUAAAACCUUAUAAAACAUACAAGAAGGUCGAGGUUUAUAAUCAUUGAUCACUAUACGCAAUAAUAAUGAUAAUAAUAUUAUGUUAAGUGCAUGCAUAUUUUACAAUAUGUAAAAAAAAAGUAUAAUAUUGCAUUUUAGCAAUGCAUUAUAAUAUGUAUCUGAGAUCUUUGAGUUGCAAUAUAUUUCAUAUUAUGUAUUAGACUACAAGAAUAUACUGAAAUAAAACGUUUUGUUCCAUAUUGACAUAUUAUUAUUGAUAAUAAAUACAGAAUAGAUUAUUGUUGAAUUCGAUUUUCGAACAUUUUUUAAGAAAUAUUAUUCCUGGGUUGCUAUUUUGUUACUGGGUACAAUGUAGAGACGAGGAAAUGUAAUUCGGGUAUUUAUUUCAAUAAUAUUAUUGAAGUUAACAUUUUUAACCAUUUUCCCAGUAUAAUAUAAUAUCAUUAUGGGCAUUUGAUAGUAAAAUAAUUUUUCGUAUAGUAAAAAGUUAUUCUAUAUAAUUUUUCGAAUUUUCAUUAAUAUUUUCGAUAAAAACUUUUCUCGACUUUACACUCAUGGAAAUAAACUCCAUAUAGCCAUAGAAAUAGCAUUGAAUUUAAUUUUUUGAACAUUUAAACACAAAAGACAACAGCCUUAGCUUAAUAAUGAUGCAGCGGUUCUGCUAUGAAAAAUUAUUGUUUACUCAAAAAAUAUUCUCUUGUGUUUCAAAUCAAAUGCGGGCGUAUGAGUACUAUGUUGUUAUAAUGGUUUCAAAAAUAAUAAAUAUUCAUCUAUAAUAACUAUUGUGCACGUGUAGUAUAAUAUUUAACUAACGAAUGGUGACUAUUGUUGGUUAAUACUCAAUACUAAAUAAAUGUGAUACAUAACCCAUCAUAAUAAAGAACUAUUAGAACUCAAAAUAAGAUAGUAGAAUAAUUACUUUUUACUUAGGUUAGGUUUUUCGAUCACUAAGGUAAAUUUUAAUGUAUCAAUUUUUAAUGAAAAUAGUGAUAUUUGUUUCGAUAUGAAAUCAUUAAAUUCAUAUAAUACCAUGUACAUAUACCUAUUACAUAUUAUUAUUAUAGAUAAAAGGUCAAAUAAUGAAUAGGUAUGUAUAUACUAUAUAUUAUGUAUAUAUUUUAAAAGGUCAGAAAUAUUUGUUAAUACGAUCAUAAUAUUAUCAUGAAGUUUUCGCUUACGCAUGAGAAAGUACAUUUUUUGACAGCCCGUUUUUAUUUAAUACCACUCUAUUAAUAACGGAGAAGUUGACGAGAUGAGAAUAAUAUGGCGAAAUCGAAAGUGCCGCUUGAGGAUGACAAAAGAUAAUAAAUUAAACUAACAUGUUUUUUUUCUUCUAAUAGACAGUAUUAAUCCAUGUCGUAUAGAACUAUAGAUGACUCUAAAAGAUACAGCGUUAUAUUUUAUCUUAACAAACAUUGGAGGUUUUAUAGAUUUACAGAUUUUGCAAUCCGUUCAAACAUUUUAAUCACCAUUACUUACGUAUAUCAUAUAUUAUAGGUUUAUUCAAAUAUUCUACUCUUUAAAUGUUCUUAUUCUUUUUUUUUAAACUCAAAUUUUAACUUAAACACCACAAUCAAUGUUAUAAAAGUAUAACGUAUAACUUUGUUAUUAAAGGAACGGACCGUUGCCAGUGCGGUUUUUGGCUCAAAAACAUGUUUUACAGAGAACACUCUCAUGUCUCGUAGAGUGGUCUGAUUAUUUUUUUGUUGGAACGAAAAAACUUCCUAUAGACUGUUCUUAUAGUUUAAUUUCAAACUUUAUUAUAACUCUUUAAAAAAGUCAAUUUUUAAAUUUUUUUAUACCGUUAUUUGAAAUCAAAUGGAAAAUUGGAGUUCAGUACGGUCUGUAGAAUGUCGUUUAUCAAUUCUCAAUUAGAAAAAUAAUAUUAUGUUGACAAUAAGAUCACUAUAUUCCCGCGAAUUAAUUUACUGAACCUUAUCUCCCUAAAUGGGUAUUAGGCAAUAGAUUAACGAGAAGUUUUAUCUUUAAGGCGGCCAUUCAAAUUUAAAAAAUAUAUUUCAAAUUUCACAAAAUUAAAGAAAAUUAAAGAAAAUUUAGAAAACUGGACUGGACCUUCUAAUGUCAGGUUGAGCCAUUAUAGAUAGAUCGUGUGUCAUCUCUAGGGUAAGUUAUAGGUACGUGUUAUGUAUGAAUAAGUAAAUGAUAUAUCUACUUUUUAUAUUAUUACGUAUAGAUUCAACUUAUUUAAAAUAAUAUGGGUAACUUGUAAAUAAUUGUCCGGAAAACCGUUCAUAAGUGCAGCAGAAUUUUCGGUAUUAUAAAGUGCUAUGUGUAGCAAAAACCCUAUAUAAAGUAUAUAUAUUAUUAUUAUUAUUAUUAUAUGGUAUUAUUGUGUCUGCGAAAUUGUAAUAGCGAACACGAUCCGAAACAGUAAACAAUAAAUAUUUUAUUAUCUUUCGAUAAAACAAUGGACGGGGUACUGCGAAAAUUUUUUUAAAGAACGAGAAGGAGUAAACAAUCACGCAACUGUAUAAUAUACUCGUGUGUAUUAAGAACGAACCUAUAGUACAAAAUAUUAAGAGUAUACACGAGCAAUAAAAUGGUUCAUUGUGUUAUGUUGAAAAAAAAAAUGAAUCUACGUACAAAUUAUUAUGCUGACCUGACCUCUUACGCGUUAUUAUUAAAAUAUAAUAUUAUAAAACCAUUAUUCAUGAUUGUUUACGCUGUAUUAUAUUUUAUAUUAGUGUGGUGUAUAUUCGACACGAAAAUUAGAUCUUAAUCGAAGACUUUUUUUUUUUUUUUAUUCUAUGUAUCGUUUAAACAAUAAAUUGUAAAUUACUGUAGGUUAUAUAUUAUUAUAUUGUUAUAAUAAUAUAUAAUAUAUUACCAUAAUAAUAUAUAUAAAAUAUAAUGUAUAGUUAUAUAUAGUUAUCUACACUACUCUCAAUGGUACAAUUUAAACGUUGUCUAUCAAAAUGUGUUCGAUACCUACGACGUCGUGUUCCCUAAUUUCAUGCGCCAGGAAACAGUUUAACAUAAUAAUAUUAUAAUUAUCAGCUAUUUAGAAAUUCUAUCACGUUCUUCUCACUAAUAUUAUUUUGUUUAACAUAAUAUACUAUAGAUAUUUAUAAGAUAGAUUCGUUCGACAGAGAGACGAAAUCACUGUUGUGUACAGUUUUCAUGACGUACAUGUACUUAUAUUUCACUGUAAAUAAUAUUUCAAGUAGCAGUAAUUAUUAAUACCUGUCAAAGUUUUCGUUUAUACAAUAAUAAUUUGUUACUUAAAUUUCCGCGUGAAAUUAAUUUUUAAACGUAAUUGUAAUAAUAAUUUGCUGGUACCUAUUACUUAUGAAUAUUAUAUUAUAUAUUUGAAAUAGAAAUAUUUCGCGAGGAAAAAAAUUAUUAAAAAAAAAAAAAAAUGUUUACGAAAUUAUUUUAAACACAAAAGAAACGUGUUUUUUCUUUACGUAUAAAAAAAUUAUCCACAACAUUUUAUUAUCUUUAUUUUCUCGGUAUUUGUAAUUUGGAUAAUUUAUUAUUAUUAUUUCGUCUUUGCCUAUCAAGUAAUAUAUUGCAGUCCAGCAUAUUUCACUCGAACAAUACACUUACGCAAAAAAUAACAACAUUGUAAAAUCAUUUUUUCCCCCGCAUAUUUGAAAAUACAAUUCUAAAGAUAUAAUAAUGCAUAAUAUACUAUUAUUUUUUUUUUCAAACAAAUACUAAGAAUCACAUAUGAUUACGCUCAUUACUGACUUUUACUUUUACAAUAAAAAUAAAAAUUGUAAUAUAACCAAUGUUGGAACGUUGUGGAUAAUAUUUUUUUACAGUGGCACCUAACCUAUUGAGUAUAGAAUAUAGAUGAACUAAAACGAUCACUUCAAUUCAUUUAAUUAUUAUUUAGGUUAACAGCGGAUGGGUUAAAUUAGUAAGUAUAGAUAUAAGUUUUAAUGGCGUAUGAAGUAUUUCUUAUUGACAUACCUACUCAUGAUAGAUGCUAUAAAUGUAGCAUAAAAGCUUUUCAGUUAUUCAGUUAUUUAAUAGUUAAAAAUAAUUAUAUCAAUAUAAAUUAUAUUAGUUAGGUAGGUAUAUCAUAUUUCUUAUAUUUAUUGGAAUUUUCAACCCUACUUAAAUGAACGGAGGUAAUAUAGAAAAUAGAAAAUAAUAGAAAAUACAUUUUUAGGGAGAUCCAAUUUGAUGAAUAUUUUUGCUAAUAAAAUUUGAUAGCAUUUUCUACGUAUGAUAAAAUUUAGGGAGUCCGGUUACCUGCCAUGGGUGGAUGGGUUCUAUAAGUGGGUAAAAAUAUUUUGGCAUCUACAAUAGUUUUAAGAAUUUAGCGCCAUUUUAUUUUAGUAAGUUCCUAUAGUUAAUUUAGUAUCUAUAUAUAUGUAGAUAAUAUUAUGUUAGUAUCUUCUUCUAGGAACAGUAGCUAUUAGUAUUUAAAUAAAAUCGCGCAUGGAAAAAAAAUUAUUUUUACAAACGAAUUUUCAUUAUUUGUCUAGAUUUUACGGUUAUUUAUCUGUUGAAGCUAUAUAUAAUAGCUUAGUAUAUUCCUAUCGUUUCUGGGAUUUAGCACUUGCCGCCGUUGGUUUAAAAUAAUCAGUUGCAGGAUUUAUAGUAACACUAUUGAAAUAUUGAAUAAUAAUCCGAGACGGGAAUUAAUAAUUACCGUUUAAAUAUAGCUUAUGCAUAUUAUUACUGGUAAUUUUUUUUAUCAUUAUAAAACUCAUUAAACAAAUAACCAUUACGUGAUGUUUGCAGAAAAAUAAAAAAUACUGAUUUUCAUUUGAAUUUUAAAAGUAAGCUCCAAAAGGGCGUCUAAACAUAUUAUGCCCAUGUGUAAUUUUAUAUUAUACAUUUUAAUAUAUUCGUUCGUUAUAAAUUUAUUUUUGUUUUGCAUAGUGUUAUAUUAUGAAAAAAUUGCUUUAACAUAAAAUUUUGAUCACCCCCUGUAUAGUAAUAGAUAUACGCGUAUUACGUAUCGUCGUGAUAUUUAUUUUUGUAUUUUGUGAAAUUUUAAAAGUUUGAAUAUAUCACUAGAAAAAAGAAGUAUCGCGCGAUGAAGAAAAUGAUUUUACUUUUACUAUAUAAUAUAUAACUAUUAUUAGGUACAUUAUUAUGUAUAUAAUAUAUUAUUAUAUAGUUGAUAUUCGAUUAUCCGCGUCAAAUAUCGUACUCUUCUUCCAGUAAACAACUCAAUAUGGCGUGACAGUAAAAUAUAUAAUAUUAUGUAGAAAGUGAUAUCUUUUUUUUCUUCUCGAGAAUUCUUACUGCUGCUGCUGUCGCCGCUGCUAUAGCUAGCCGAUCGUCUUUUUCGGCCCAGACCUUUCAGAUCCUUGACCCGUUUUCUUAUAAUAAUAUACUCUACGGUAUAUUAUGCGGGUGAGAUAUUGCUGCGGCCAUGGCGUUGGCGAUGCGAGAGAAUACGGAAUAAAUAUCGCGCGUCGCGUAUACUUACACAUUUCCCUUGGGCGAAAGGUGAUAUUCGAUGUAAUAAUAAAGGAUACCCGAGUUUAAGAAAAAAAAAAAAAUAAAAUAAAAAAAUAAACAAACAAACAUUUAAGUAGGUACCUAUACCGAAUAUAUAGGGUAAAUAAUAAUAAUAUAGUACAAGGUCAUCACUGUGAAAUUAUACGGAAUGACCUGAUUUUCGUUUUGCGUAAAAAGCUGCAAAACUUUAGGAUUAGUAUAUCUACCUAUUAUAAUAUGCACAUUAUGUUUAGUUAGUUUAAUACACUUAAUACCAUUUUAUAUUGUAUAAUAAUUAAGUAAUAAUUUAUGUAGGUAUAUAAUAUAUAGGAAUAGGUAUUAUGCCAAGUUCACACGACCGACUUAGUCUCAACAAUAACGUCGAUCGACGAAUUUCAUUAUAAAAUCGGUUAUUAUUAUUUUAUUUUUUUUAUUUUACGACUAAUUAUUUCGUUCAUAGUUGUUUUUUUUUUUUAAAAAACUCCGAGGGAAACAAAUAAUUUAUUUUUACCAGUGAUGUUUUUUUUGUAUCUGUAAACAAUUUUUCUUGAACAGAAAUUUUGCUCUAAUUAAAAAUUUUAAAGACAUUUUCUUGUAGUACUUUUGAUUCUUGAUUGGUGCGUUGAAGUGGUCAUUUUAUAUUCUGAUUGGAGCGAAGAAGCUUAUGGUUUACAAAGACGUGUAUUAUUACUUUUGUUUUUCUGUGGAUGGACAAAUUUUCUACCAGAGAUUUUGCUCCGAUUUGUAAAUGUAGCACUUUUUCUGAAAGAAAAUCGAUAGGGGAGGUACUUUAGGGAGGUCAUUUUUUGAUUUUCUCAGGAGUUUUCUUAUCAAAUGUGAAAGACCGAAAAAACGGUACAACAUUAAACAAAUAUUAUUUAAGAACAUAUAUAAUUAUUUUACUAUAAAAUGACAUACAUUGUUGACAAAGCAUCAUUAUCAACUGAACUCCGCUCAAAAUCGUUUUUUGGUAAACAAUGGUUUAUCGUUGUUUACACAUAUACAUUAAAUUACUUAUAACAGUGACUGCACUCGAUUCCAUUAUCCUAGGACGUCUAUUUUAUUUUUAUAUUAAUACAUGGGAAAAACUAGAUAGUUUUUGGAUAAUUUUUGUUGAUUUCUGACUUACUUUGGCAACAAAGGAAAACACAAUUAAUUAUUGACAGAAUCGUUUCUCGUUAGUAACGACUUAUCAUUGCAUAAAUUAAAUUACUAGCCUCCCUUUUAACUUCCUUCUUAAAACAGUGUCACACUCAUCAAAAUUAUCAGCCUUUCUUCCAUUACAGCGGUAAUUUUUAUUUAUAAACUUACCUAUUUAAAAAUUAGUAUAUAAUAUAUAUUUAUGCGCAGAUAUGUUUAUAUAUUAUUAUACACGAUGAAAAUAAUUCAUGGGUAUACAUUAUUGGUGACAUACUACGUUAUAACGGCGUAUAUAUAAUAUGCUUCAGUAGACUCGAGUGGUAAUAUAAAUUUCGCCUUAUAAUAUUCAGUGUCAUAACAUCAUAAGUUGAAGUCGAAUUUGUAUACAAUAUAUUUAUUAUGUAUAUAUACCUAUUUACAAAAAGUUCAUAUUCAUUUUUAGGCAAUAAAAUAUUCAUUUACACGAUAGAUGGAAACAUAAUUUACAAUUCGUUCCUUUGUAAAUUUUUUCAAAGGUUUUUUUUUUCUAUAUAAUAUACAAUACAAUUAUUUUGUUGAUUUUAUAUUUUUACCAUUCGGUCGGGCAUUAAGUUAAUUAGGUAUAUAUUUUUUUCUGACUAUUAUAAUAUUAUAUCGUACACAAAUUCUAAGUAAUAAUUACUGAUUACUGUAAUUUGUAAAGUCGUCAUUUUUUUUUUGAACGGGAAUUUUACUAGGCGGUCGUUUGCUCGUUUCAUUCGAUUUUUUUUCUGCGUGCAAAUAUUUGACAACGUUUAUAGGUAACUUAAAAUAUAAUAUAUCCUACUAAAAAAAAAAAGAUACACGUUUGGAUUUUUUUGUUUAUAAUAACGUGAUGUGUUUUAUAAACACACUACGUUAUUAAACUCUGUUUAUUAUAUAAGUGUGCUAAAAAAAAAAAAAAAAAACGAUUCUGACUGAAAUUAACAUCUUUUAAAACGAACGAUUUUUACGAUUUUCGUCAAAAUUUGAACUUAAAACGCUUAUAAAAAUAAACUACGACUACAUAAUGCUCAAUUAUUUUUACCACAGCUUAUACAUUUUUGAGUAUUUCUAUUUAGUCAAAAUAAUUUCAUCCGCAUAAAUCAAAAAAUCUCAACACCAGAUUGUAUAGGUUUAACAUGUUUAAAAAAUGCAUUAUUUCUGGUAAAAAAGUUGUACACAGAAAAAAUACACAGCAUAUAUUAUAGUAAUAUAUACCAAUGCAUUCCUCGCUACCGGUCAAAAUCUAAAAGUAUCCAACACGAAAACCGAUCGAUUACAGCGGGCGUAAUUACCUAUAUAAUAUAUUAUGUAACUGAAUUAAAAUUUCCAACCGUGUUUUUAAUAUUAAGUAUAAUAUGUAUAUGUUAUGGAUAUAAUAUCGUAAAAUAAUAUAAAAAUCAGUUAAACAGUAAUAAUCAUUUAUUUAUUAUAUAGAUAGUCGUUUUAUUUUAUUAUAGUUCUAUAGGUAAUAGUAUAGAAGGUUGCGGUGAGCGAUGUGAUCCAGCCAACCGCAAACACAGGAGACCUGUAUUAUACAUAUAGUGUUCAAUGUCAGAUGCAACUGUGCAGAUACGUCCGCAAUGUGACAAUGUGUCUAUAGAUACUUAGAAUUAUUUUUUAUCACACGUUAUUAAAAUUGCGCACGCCUCUUUUGUGUGUAGUGUUUGUACAACUCCUCAAGUUUUCACCUACGACCUACCUUACUACCGGCGUUCGUUUCGUCGGUAUGUUGCGAUAAUUAGUUUAUUCCAUGUAUAGUAUAUACUGUAUAGAUGUACACCAUGUUCGUAUACUUGUCAUCGGGUGUCAUGACUAAUUGUUAUUUAAAAUAAAUAAUUUGUUCAAAACGCUUGUGAUUAUAAUGUAUAGGUUACUAUGUAUUAUUAUAUUACUUACACCUAUACUAUAUUAUUUACCGUUUAAAUAUUUUGUAUUAUUAUUUAUCCCUAUAUUUAUUUACAAUCAUGAUUUUUCACGCGAAACGUACUAUUAUUAUUAGGUGUAUAUCGAUAAUGUCUUAGUAUCCCGAGUAGCAAUAGUUGAUGGUUAAGAACACGGUGCUAAUAUCCUACAUUACUCUAUGUUUUUGAUAAAAUUGAAUACUGAAAUUUUAUAUGAGUUUAACCGUGCAUUUUGGUUUCAAAUGUCAGUGUAAUAAUCGUGCUAUAUCUUAUACCGCAUGCUAAAAAAAACAUAAAAACGAGAAAAAGAAAUUCAGAAAGUGUUUAAGCAUUUGUGUUAUUUGAACAAGGAUCUGCCUAUUUCCUAUUUACUCGAUACCCUAUAUAUCCUAGCUAUGCGCCACUAUUUCAGAUGUUAUCCAUGAAUGAAUAUUUAAACAUUUUAUUUUAUUCGCAUACUUUGUAGUGAUGGUUUUGAGUACCACAAAAUGACACCGCCUCAUUGGGUAUAUCAUAAUCGUCCCAUUUUUUACCCUUCUUCCCCACUUGGAUAAAAUUAUGGUUACGACAGUUUUGACACUUAGAAACAAAUUUUAAUUUAAAAUUAGUAUUAUUACUGACUCUUUUAGGAUGCACCAAAAUGACUUAAAUAUCUAGGAAAUAAAACGAUUUCAGAGGAGGAACAUGUGCCCUCGAGUCCCCACUUGGUUACGGCAUUGAUAUGAGAACGUUAUUAUUUAUGUCCCUUAAUAAUAACCGUAUAGAUUAGUAUAUAUAUAUUAGUAGUUCAGUGUAUGUUAUAUACAAUCUCUCUGAACUUGGCUACGGUGUUGAGUAAUUUUUCGUGAACCGUUUAAUUUCUGUUGGUGCAUUUAUAUUUUUUGAGUAGGUACCGUUUAAUAUCAGAAACACUGACUUUGAAUUAAAAUAGAAUAUUUAGUUUGGGGCACUUUUAUUGAACUGCGAUUGUUUUUCCUACAUGGUUCUUAUAUUGUGUAUAAAUCGUCUAAAAAUCGCAGUGUUCAUAAAACAACAUUGAAUGUAAAAAUUGCUAUUCGGACAUCUAGUUGCAAUUAAAAUUAAAUUAUCAAGAUUUGACCUUAUAACAAACAAACAAAUGAACAAAAAAACAUCCAUAUCAAUUAGUAAUAAUAUAAUUUUUUGUUCAAAAAAACAAUUAUUCUGUGUUGUUAUUUUUUAAUUGAUGAUGUGUAGUGUAUACGAUAUAAAGUGAAAUAAUACGCUAAUCAUAAAUAAAUUUGUAUACUUAUUAUUAAUACCUUUAAAACUUGACGCAAAUUUUGUUUUUGUUAUAGCUGUUACUGUUCGAUACCUGACGAAAAGAUAUAUCGGUGAAUACAGUUCGAAUACAGGUAAUUUCAUUUUUAUCAUUAACACAUCAUGUUUAUUUUAUGUCAUUAUGAUAGUGUCUGUGAUGUUUAUGAUGCAUGUUUUUAGAUUCUGAGCAUAGCGAGAAAUUUAUUUUAUGAUAAAUGUUGUCAAGUUGGUUUAUUUAGAUGUCCAUUUUUUAUUUUUUUCCUUGUAUUUUUAUGAUGGGGAAAACAUUUUGGAAAAAAAAAAUAUUUACGCGAUAACAAUUUUUGUUAUUUUCGAUUUUAUUUUUUUGUUGUAAUUCAAUUAAAAAUAAUCGUAGAAACAUAAUUUCACUGUAUAGUUUAUACUUAUAUUAUUAGACCUUUCUAAAUGUCGUCUAGUUUUCUACAUUUUCUAUACAUUUUCGAGCUAUUUAUAGUUAUUUGUCAUUUUUUAAUUAUUUUAAUUUUAUUUGGCAUUAUACAAAUAUCGAAAAUCUGUAGCCUGCGUGUAAAAUUUUUUUUUAAUAAAGAUUUAUAAAAUCCAAAUUUUUAUGAAAAUCAUAGAAACACAGCAUUUCGUGUAUUAUUUUCCGGUUAAUAUUUGGAUAAAACAUUUAUGAUGUUUAUGUACAAAAUGCUCAACGAUUCGAGACCUUAAAACAUGGAAAAUAGUAUUUUAUUUUAUAGUUAAGUACAAAUACCUCAGAAUCGUUUUUUGUUAACAAUGAUGUUUUAUCGUUGUGUAUAGAUAUAAAUUAUAAUUAUAUCCUACAUACUAUAUUAUCUUCCCUACGUUUCAUCUACAAUAGUGCAGCCUUAUACAUGAGCAGUAGAUUCUGUACGAUGAACGUAUAUUGACGAUGAGCAAAAUAAUCGCAACGUCCUGGUGAGAUUUUUGACCCCUCUCCCCUGAUAGAUAAAUUAUGGCUUCGCCACUGUUAUAUCUAAUAUUAAGUAGAAAAAAAAUUAAAUCGUUAUGAUAACGUAUUUUUGGUCCUAGGGAAGAAGAGCUUGAUUAAAUUUUGUAUAAUUUAAAUAUGCACAAAUUGAAUAUUGAAAAUAUACAUUUACUAUAAACAUUAAACAUAUACAAAAUUAUAAAAUAAAAUAAAAUAUCAAAAAUUGACUUAAAUUCUUCGUCCCUGCAGCCAAAGAUGUACAUUGAUGAGCGAUUUAUUAUUAGGUUAAUAUUAUAACAAUUUGUAACUACAUAGAUACGAGGUUAAUUAUAAAUAUGGACAACAUUUUAAGGCAAACUCGACUUAUAGAUAUGCUUUAUUCAUGAGAUUUUUUGUCCAUUGUUAAUAUCAUUUCGAAAUAUCGAAAAUAACGAUUUCUGUCCGUGAGUAUUUUAUAUUUUAAUAUUUUUUUCUUCAUUGAUAACCAAAUAAUUUGGAUGGUUUUCGUUACUUUUAUAUUCGAGGUUUUUGUUUUUAUUUAUUUAUUUUAUUGUUGUUGUUUGUACCUACUCACAAAUUUAGAAUAAUAUAUAACUAUUUUGUUCGGUUAUUUUUCUAUACACAACUAUUAUGUAGAAGAGGGUCGUAAAAUGUCGGUAUUGUAAAUCUGUCUGAACCCUUUCAGUCCUAUAUACCUACUGUAUUGACUAUAUAAACAGAUAAUAUACAUAUUAUUAUUAUACACGUUAGAAAGUUUUUCCCUUUUAUGAUGACUGCGUACACGAGGACAUAUUCGAAAUAAUAUUAUAACUUAUAGUAUUUAUGGCAUUUUUCAUCAUCAUCUCGCGCGAUCUCGAAUCCUUUUAUAUUCAUAUAUAUAUAUAUAUAUGCGUAUUAUUAUAAUUAUUACCCCCUCAUAAUAUUAUUAUAUAUACGUAUACGGUAUACCUAAUACCUAUGUGUAUCUAGUCGUAAUAUUAUUAUAUUCUUUUGAAUGCGCGCGUACCCUACGGACAAAAAUUAUUAUCCUAUCGUAUAUAAUAUUAUACUACACGAUACAGAGCGUUUCAAACGUCCGCCGCCGCCGCUGCCGCGAUAUCACUUUUCAAAAAAAAAAACAUCAAAACAAUGAGCGGUAAGGAUUUCUCGGUGAGCAAAAAGCCGGCGGCAAUCACGCCCAUUGCGCCCGCGAUUCCUCAUAAUAAUAAUAAUAAUAAUGAUAAUAUUAUUAUGAUAUAUUAUAUACUGUUGGCAACGUAAUAUUUUACGGCACUUUUGUUUUGUCAAACUGUACAUAUUCAUACACGGACAGCAUAUCGAGAUAUGGCAGAUCUAGUUUUUUUUUCGCAAUCGAGAUGUUGAUUUAUUGUUUUCCAUAUAAUAUACGUAGGUACCUACAUACAUUAUUAUUAUCUUAUUUCAAUUUGACGAGCGCUACGGAAUUUUCACUCAUGCAUCGGCUCCGCACGUCGUUCGAAAAAUAAAUUUACGGAUACUGGAUAAAAAAAAAAUGAUUCCCGUACCGGUUAUACGUAUUCGCAUGAUAAUAUAAUGUAUUGGUAUAUUCAUCGCAUCAUUGGUCUGCAUCGCUCACGAAAAAGGCCGUUAUCUAUACUUGCCCCAAUAGAUUCGAUACCUAUUAUUUAUUUUGUUAAUGUAUACUGAACUCUUUAUUUCCGACGAAUAACAGUUGUUUGUGUAUACACAACGUAAAACUAAAAAAAAACUUUGAAUAUAUGAUUUUCUUUAAAAAAAAAAUGAAACCUAAUAUUUUUUUAUGGAGUAGUAAAUUUAACAAAUACCCAAAUUAAUUUUUAGAUAUCUACGUUAACAAAUAUAAAUUACAUUUCAAUGUUUAUUCAAUUAACCCUAGUUGAAAAGUUGUUAAAAGUGAAAUACGUGACCUUCUUCGUUACGAUCACAUUGGUAGGUUUUGUUAUCCGAUCUAGCGCACCACGCCAACACACUGCGUAGUUUUCCUGAUAUCAUUGGUCGGUAUUUUACCACCAAAAAAUGGCAUUUAAGUUUUCGUGGUUAUGCUUUUUAUGAAAAAUAAAAUUUGGUAGCGUAUCACAUAUACUACUUAUAUAAUUUACCAUGUAUAAUCGUAUAAUAGUAUAAUAUUUCAAUCGUUAUCUUUAAGUAUAUAGUAUACCUACAUAUAUGGUAUGCAUCGUACUAUGCUAGUUGCGCUAUGUAAUAGCGGAUAAAAUCGGUACUGAAAAUGUCUCUUUAAGCAGCCGCUUUUGAUAGCAUAGUGUUUUGGUUUUAUCUUCUAAGACCGAGGUAUAGAACUACGGGCGCCUAGGCUUAAACUGGGUCGAUUAUUACUGUAUAGCAUGUAUAAUGAAAAUAAAAAAUUGUUCGAGUAGGUACAAUACUCGUAUUUUAGUUUUUCUGGACUCGCGCGAUGGACCUCGAAAUAAUAUAAUAUUAUUAUUGUUAUAAUACCUAUACAAUAUUAUUAUUACGUACUCUCUCGCGGGGUGACGGUCGAAAUUGACGAGUAAACACAAUAAACCUGUAUUUAGUCGGACUUUGAUGAAACGAUAUCUCUGUGUCGAGUAUAAAAUAUACACCUAGAUACUCCGUGAUGCGGUGUAGUUCAACGCACUAGUGCGCGGCAAUAUGAACGCAAGUGUAUAGGUAUAUAGUCGACAAUACGUUUUUUGAUGAUAAGAGGCCAAUUAUUGGCGCGUUUUUCAGUUCAGAAACAUGCCUCACGGGAAAACUUCACGUGCCUCUUAGAGUAUUCCGAUUUCGAUAGUUGUUUUUUUUUUUUGGAAAAAGGAAGAUUUUCUACAAAUCUUAUUGAACUCUGUUUUUCAAUUUUUUCAUCUCAAACUUCAUAAUAUGUAUUUUAAAAAUGUCAAUUUUAACUUUUUUUUACCAACAUUUUUUUAUUAUUCGAAAUCGAUUAAAAAAUCGGAGAUCAAUGGCAAUUUUAGAAAAGAUAUUCACGUAUCAAGUUUUCCUCUCAUAUCGGGGUAGGUAAGUUUGUUUGAAAGGUUCGAAAUGUCCAGGAGGCUAUUCGAGUAAGAAUGGUUGAAUUUGAUUAGGAGUCUAUUUUCAUGUACAUCGUGUUUCGUGUAUUAUAACGUUUAGGACUAAUCAAAUUAUUGCCGCGAGACUGCAAGAAUACCUAUCCACCUGUAAACAUUUUAAAUUCAUGCCAUUAUUCCAAAAUUGUGACGCACUAUGCAAUAUUCGUUGUAUAGUAGUGUGACGUAGUUAUAUAUAUGUGCAGCAUUACUAUUAGGUUUCUAUAGUACGAUAUGCUUUUUUUUAUCUUCUCGGUAAACGAGUAUUCGGUCCGAAUAAUGCAGAUUUUUAACUUUCACCUUAAGCACUUAUUAUUUGCAAAAAAUAUAAAUUUUAAAUUCUGAGUUCAGAGAGGAAUUUAUUGGUUUUAUUUGAAUGUAUUUUUAGAUUCAGAACGGUGCGAGGCAAAAACGUGACUAAUACGUUUAGAAUUGUUUUUUCGUUUGCAAUAAUUUAUCAUUGCAUUCAGUGUAUAAAUUAAAUUAUCCCCCAAACUACCCACCUACGAUAGUGUUUUAUCCGUGAGCAUUAUUACCUUUUUUUAUUUUCAAUUUUUAUACAACAUCUACGCUCUUAAAUUUCAGACAAUUUCGAAAAAUUAUAGUCUAUCGUCGUUGUAAUGUUAUUAUCUGUGGUAUUUUAUAUAAUCUAAAUUACUCAAAUUUUUCACAAUUAUACACACACCAUAUUUAUAUACUCUACUAAUCUUACCAGACCCCUUUUUUACGAUCAUAUUACACGCGAAGUCGGAAGUUUCCAAUAUUAUUAGGUAUUCAAAUUGAAAAACAUCAAUUCUUCGAGUUAAAUAAACGUAGAUUAAUAGGUAUAAAUAUGUGUUAGCUUCUUCUUGUCCGUUGUGUAUUACAAAAAAAUAAAAAUUAUGCCACUGUUUAAUACUAGCUCACAACGAUAAAAUAUAAAUAUGUGUAUUUAAUUCGUUCUGAAGUAAAUUUAUCGCGUGCGUCUUCUCUUCAUCGUGUGUAAUAGGUACCUAGAUGGUUAUAAUAUUAUUACCGGUGGCAAUUUCAUACCAUUGAGCCCCCGCGGGUGUGAUUUCAGUAGAUAAACGAGCGAUCAAAAAAAGGUUCGGUCUUGCCCCAUUAUAAUAAUACUCUUAUUAAGAUGAUACUUUUUUUUUCUCGGAUGAAGAUAAUAUUAUUAUUAUUAUUAUUUAGAACACCCGCUAAGUAAAUAAUAAUAAUAAUACUAUUCACAAGUGGUUACGUAUUAUAGGUAUACACGUGAUAUUAUUAUCUAUUUUUAAUUAAUCAACGGUAGAUUAAUUUAAAAAUAAAAAAACUCAUGUACCUUCACGGGUUCAAUCCGUUAUGAUUAUUAUCAUACGAGCUUACGGGCACACGUCAUCAGCAGUAUAAAAGUUUUUUUUUUCUAUCAAUACAGGUGCAUAAUCUAAAUUCAUAAAAAUAUUAAUAAAGAAACCUAAUAUAGUUAUCCUAUUAUCCUAACGAGACAAGUUUAUUAUUUCGGAUAAUGCGCUUACGUUUUAUAUAGGUACCUAAUAUAUUAUCUUUAGCCCCAGGGAAGAAGGGCUUAAGUCAAUUUUGUUCAUUUUUCAAUAGGUAUACAAAUUCAAUUUUGGUAAUACAUACACUACAUGCACUAGAUUUUAGAUUCUAAGUGUUAACGAAGAAACUAUACCUAUUAAUAUUACUGAGAUUUGUUUUUCCCCCUCUCGGAAAAUAUUUGCUUUGCUUAGUAAAAUAUUCCGAAUUGUUCACAUUGUUCCUUAAAAACGCGGAUUUUCUGCUUGUGAUGAUACUUUAUGAUACUAUUUUAGACAACUUGUCUAGAUUCCCGAAAUUUGUUAUAACAAUUUUUAAAAAUUAAUGAUCGAUAAAUAUCUGUUCUAUUAUUAUUAUUUUGGGUUACCUUGGACAAGGGGUGGAAAAAAUCAUUGUUAUGCUAUAACCUUGCCAGUUUAUCGAUCUCUGCUUAUAAUCGGUUUUUGAUUGCAAUUAUUUAUCAUUGUUUUCAGUAUAUUAAAAACUAAAUUAUCCUAUAUCCUAAAUCUACCUAGUUUUUGUACACCUAUGAUAACAGCGGUCUACCCACGAUGUGGAUUUAUUACACUUACUAUAAUGCUGUGAGUAUAUGUAUAUUAUGCAAUAAUUUCUUUCAAAAUUCGAAUUUUCCAUUAUAAUAAUAUAGUGUUAGAAUAAUCGAUAGAAAACCAUUGUUAUAAAAACGUACUUUUUUUUGUACAUAUAUGUAUAUCUAAUUUACUUAUAUGUAUUAUAAGAAAAAAAAUAUGAAUUAUACCUAUUGUCGGGAUAUUUGGUAUUGAACACGUAUUAUUUGACAUUUUAUUGUUCGAAUAGGUACUAGGUUAAUACGGUAAUUGUAUUGAAAUGAAAACAUAUUAAUAAUAAUUUUUUUUUUUACAAUAGUUUAGUAUACGUAUAAUAUUUUUGCGUCUAAUUGUUCAAAUAAAGAAUAUUACGCAUUUCGUUUAUCAAAUAAUAUUAUUAUUUUAAUUGAGAGGUGUUUAUGUGUACUUCGUAUUAUUUACACUAUUGUCUAUAACAAUAUCUGUGACUGUAAGCCAAAGAUAGACAGAUAACAGUGUAGUUGUAAUACGUGACAUUAACGGUUCUGCAGUUGGUACCUAUUACCUAUACGAUUUCGAUGAACUAUUUUAUGGUAUUGAAAUUUGUUAAAAAAAAAAAAAAAAAUACAAAUCACACAUUCGUUAUGUGACGUGUAAAAGCUUUCACUUCGAGGUUUAUGGACUUUUACGUAAGUCGGUUACUUGGAGUAAUUAACCGCGCAUAGACGCGUAUCAUACACACCGGAUAAUAAUAAACCCAUAAAACUCGCACUUGCUAUUAUCUCGAUUUAUAUACAGUGAUUAAAAUAAUUAUUAUUAGGUAUUAUUAUCGUAUUCUAACGGCCUUUCUAAAAAAAAAAAUUAUUCAAGCAAUAAUAUCUUAUUCGAGAUUUAAUAAUAUUAUUAUUAUUAUUGUUAUCGUGUGGUGAGCGUGUAGUUGGUAAACUUAGGUGGUGCAGUGUGUCGAGGCGGACUAGCUAAAAGUUCCAUAAAUCUCUUCGUGGCGCUAAAACCGAGUUUUUUUUUACGCAUACCAUUUUCAUUAUUAUUACAGCCAUUCCGAACGGACGUUAAAUAAAUAGCCUAGGUGUCUAAUAAUAACCCGAAAUAACAUAUUUACGAUAUUAUUAUGUUAACUAUCAUGCCCAUAUAAGCAUCUAGUUGUUAAUCGUCUCGUCGUCGGGCGCCACGGUUUUGAAUGAUUUAUGUUUUAAGUAUAAUUUUGGCGUAUUUAUUAAUUAAUUUUCCUAUUCCCUUAUACGGGUUUUUGUGUUUUGUUUUAUAACCGCUUGUAUUGCAAAUCAAUAAAAAAAGACCGUAAGUAGUGAGAAAAAGAUAUACUGCUGAGUAUAGUCGCGUUUCUAGGUAACUCAAUAUUUCGGUGGGAUGGUCAUGGAUUUAAAUUCUAUUUUCGGAAGGGUGAUAUCGAAGUAUACAUUGAAAAAUAUAAUUUUUCUUAUCGAUUUUUCUAAAAAAUGUAAAAUGCUACAUUACUUUAAAAGUAAAGAAAUGUAAAUACUGUAUUACGAGAACAUUUUUUAGUUAUAAAAUUAUACAUAAUUAAAAUCUAACUCAUUUUAGACGGCUGUAACUCAAAUAAUUUUUUAGAUGAAAAAAAAAUUGCAUUAAUCAAGCACCUUUGCUUGAAAAUAUAGGACUAUUCUAAUCUAGUAUCAAAAAAAUGUAUACUUCUAUUCAAUAGAAGUAAUAAUGUGCAUUGCGCAUGCGCAUACCAAAAGGAUUAAUAAAUUGAAAUUUAUCCAAAGUUUAUAUAAAGUGUGUAAAAGUAAAGUCCUUAAAAUACCCCUUAUCACUUCUAUUGAAAAUGCCAAACUAAAAUCCAAGGUCAUCCUGCCAAAACGUUUAAUGUUACAUGAAAAUAUUGAACACACUGUAGGUAUAAUAUAAGUUAUAACAGGUACAAUACACUGUGCAAUCUUCUCUAUUUUCGAGAAAACUUCGACAUUGAAAGUUAUUCACUGUGAGUUUCAUAUUAUUAUAUUUUAGUAUGAAAAAAAAUAAAUGUGGCGACUAGUGUACAGAAAGUAUAGUCGCAGACUUAUAGAUGUACAGACAGUGUAAUUAAUUAAAACUGAAUAACGUAUAUUAUACAUUUAGGUAUUAAUAGUGUUAUUACUAUUACUAUACGAUGUAUUUUAAGAGACAAUUUAUAUUUAUACAUUUAAAAGUGAUUUUUUUCUUUCUGAAAUUUAUUUAUAGGAUUUUAUUUUAAAAAUAAUGUAUAUUCGUGAUAAAAUAAUAUAUAACCAUGGGUACAAAACGAAGGGUUUUUGAGGUCACCGAGAUUAAUUUUCCAAUUUGUAUUUGUAAAUGUAUUAUAUUUUUCAUACGUCUUAAUGUCGUAUAAAAAAAAAUAUAUAUAUAUAUUACUUUAUAUAUAAACCGAUUUUUUAUAUUUUUAUUAUACGUACGGAAAAAACACCAUUUCCUGCGGGUAUUUUUUUUUUAUAAAAUAGAUAUUUUUUAUUUUCUAAUAUUAUACUGGUAUAUAUUAUGAUUAAUAUUUGUCCCUGAAAUCCUACCAAAAAUACCGAAUUGUAGAACAAUUUUGGAAAUUAAUGAAGGUCCUUCUUUUAAAUUUACCGAGAACUUUGUGUGAAAAACUGAGAAACAAUAUAUAAGUAUAGAUCUCAAAUAUGGGCUGUUAUAUCCUUCUCUUGAAAACAGAAUAGCAGUAAUCCGUUGACGAAGUGAAAACAUUUUUCCCCUCUAACAUACUCGUGUAAUUUUGCAUAAAACAAAAUCGAAGGUAAUUUUCUUAGGCCUCAGAUGAAAUAUUAUUGAAAAAUUUGAGGUCAUAUUAUGGUUUAUGAUUUUUUUUAAAUUUUAUAUAGAACGGAAGAUGAUACACAUAUCUUCUAAAAUGUCUAAAAUUUCAUGGCGAAUUCAAUUCAUGAUGUUUAGUAAAUUUAUGUAUAUAUUUAUUCAAUAGCUUAGUACCUAGGAAUAAUAUCUUUAUUAUUAUUAUUAUUAUUAUUAUGCUUCGCCAAUGUCAUAUUAUAUGAAAACAUAUAAAGAUAAAUUUCUCUUGAAACGCUUAGAUAUGAAAUGAUUAAUAGUCAGGAUUUAGCUAUUAUUAUUUUUAUAUUUUUCUUGACACCACAUCGCUUCAAGAGUUUUUACCGUCACUGUCACACUGCCUUAUUCCUGCACUCAUCGCGAUCGCGCCACUCUUUCCUUUUCAAUCCCGUAUUGCCGACUUCUCCAGGUAGGCUGUUUUAUCAUUCCGCCUAUCCGUCGCCUCUUUGGACUCUUUAUAUUUUUAAAGUUAGACUAGGUUAUCACCGGGAAAUUUAUUUAUAUGUCGCGAUAAAAAUGAGUUAGGCAAAUCUGGUAAAGUCAGGGGUAAAGUAAGACUAACUGAAUUACCAGAUUAAGUGACAUAAUCGAGUGGUUCUUGGUAGUUUAGUUAGUUUCCAUUCGACCAACCACUGUUUUUCGUGUAUUCGCCGAGUCCGCGGUCUCCGCAUCAUAUUCCCGAACCAUUUGAUUCUGUCUGUGCUUUCACAAAGUCUAUUAUCUUCGGCACUACAUCGCUUUCGUCUCUCGCGGAUCUCUUUGUUUUUUUAUUUUAUGACAAACGUUGUCAUUGAUACUGGCGAUGGACCGCAUAUUAUAAUUUUCAGUGUUCAGCGUUUUAUUAUUCUCGAAUGUCAUAAGUUUUUUUGCUCCAUUCAGCUUGUUAAAGUCUAUAAUAUUAUAUUCCUCGUAUUCGAAUUAUGUUAGUGUUUUUAUAAUUAUUAAAAAUCUGAAAUGUAUCUACAAAUCGGGAAAGUAAAAGUGUGGAAUCCAGGUUGUCAAAAUUUGAACCGUAUAAAUCUGAAAAGUAAAUUAUUUAAAUUAUAGUGUCCAACACUAUUGAUAAUUAUAUAAUUUCAUUGAAACUUGAAAAUUUUACUUUCCAGAUUUUUACAUUACAGACUUGUAAAUUACAAGCCUAAUACCUACCCAUAUUGCGGUGUAUUUUGGUUAUUCUAAGAAAUAGUUUCGAUUAUACGCGAUUCCAAAUAAAUUCGUAACUGGAAACAAAUAUCUGGGGGAGGGUUCAAAAUUUUUUUUAUAUAGAUACUGUACACUCAUCAUUUUUACGUUAAAAAUAUAAAACUUCUUUAUAAUCGUUUUUAAAAACAUAAAUCGUCAUUUUAAUAUUUAAUUUACAUAAUAGUUAAUUAUUCAUAUACAUAUGGAACUAUUAUCAUUAAAAAAAUACGAACAAAAAAUAAACAAAAUAUAAAAUACAAAUUGUUCUAAUAUUAAUUUUACAAAACAAUUAUAGUCAAUAAACUAAAAUUUGUCUACUUUUAAAAAUGUCGAGGGGGUCCGGUCCCUUGGACCCCCCAGUUACGGCCUCGACUCCAAAUAAUAUUAUUAAUUAUAAUAUUUAUAAUUAUUCCAUAAAAUAUUCCUUAAUUCAUCUGUGAAAGCAUCGUUAGCAACGGUGUUUCUUUUUGAAUCCGAAAAUCUCUGAUGACAUCAUGUAUACAUAUAUUUAUGUACAUGAUGUUCAUAAUAACACCGAUAAUAAUAAAACCAAUGUCCCUCAAUAUUGGCGCCAUCGUUGAUAUCACCGCUAAUUGCCAUCAUGUAGGCGAAUGUUAAGGAACGUAAUAUUUUGGAUUAACAGGUACCCGAUAACAGGAGUUAUGUACGUUUUGUUUACAUCAAAACUUACCGCAAUCUCUCAGAUGUGUUCUCCGAGAACGUUAUUGUAUCUAUUGUCCAACAAUUCGAAUUAUCAUCUUGUCGGUUGAUAAAUAACGAAACAGACGUGUUCAUUUCGUAAACGCGCUUUAAAUUUUACCCCGGAUUUUAAAACGAAAUUCCGAUAAAUCAUAAUAACGUAGGUAUAGGUAAUAAUAUUAUUACAGCGUGUGACGCUUUCUCGAGAACUCGAACUGUAUUUAUAUUGUUUUUCAACGGAACGUCCGUCGUCGUCGGUUCAAAUGAUUUAUGCAUUUCGUGUACAAUAUUACUAUGUAAUAUAUUUAAUGGAAUAGUGCAUAAUACUUUACGCAUAAUAAUAAUAAUAAUAACAAUAACAAUUAAUAAUCCGUCUGCGAGUUCGUUCUCGUGCUUCGCUGUACUGCGCGCGGCGGCGAUAUUUUCCCGGCCCGUUAAAAAACACUCGUUGAAUGUUCGUCGAGUAUUAUUGAUGUGUGUGACGGGCAAGCCAGGUGGUCUAUAACUUUUAAUUUCAAGUGCACACGCGUCGGCGUGUGACUUUAAUCGAAUAAUAUAUUUACCAUCUUAUCGCCGAACCGCGGCGAAGGUCAGUGUACAAUAUCCGAGAUAUUGUAUAAACAUUUUUAUUUUUUUUCCCCCCCUUGAAUUAUUAAUGUGCGAACAUAGUAUUAUUUGUCUACGGUACUCUUGAACAAUAUUACCGUUGCAGAUUAAGUCCCCGUUUUUGAGUUAUAGUUCACAAUUGUUGCACGUUGUAUUGGUAAUUUACGUGCCAGAUUGGAAUGACGAGACGGCGGCGGCGCGAGAAUGCAACCAAAAUCCAGUCGUUAACUCGGUUUUUAUUUUUUCUUAAUUGCACGGGCCCACUGGUGCGGGACAUACUCUUCAUAAAGUCCAUCACUUGGUUCGCGCGUAUGGUUUCCGCAGAAAUACAAUAAUAUGGACGAGCCGAAUUGAUUGUAUCCGAUCAAUUAAACGAUUAUAACGGCGCGCGUUCCGCGGACCCCCGCAAUAACGCCCAGUCCUCGUCGUCGACACCUCGUGGCGGGGAGAUAACGAAAGACGGCGGCGCGUAAUAUAUUCUGAUGUUUACGCGUAGGUAAGUAAUAAUAAUAAUAUUAUUAUCGUUAUUAUACUAACGCGUGUAUCUAGCCGGUAAAUCUCCGAUUAUAAUAUCAUAGGCAGACACGCCGCGAUGGACAAUAUUAUAAUAUAUAGGUAUAUUAUACGCCGCCGCAAUGAUCUCGUCCUAUAAGAGAAACGGGGGGGGGGAGAGUUGAUAAACCGUAUACCGUGUAUCGCGAUUGGACGCGAAAUCAUCUACCGCGUGACGGUUACCGAUAUAAUAUUUUGAAUAACAAAGUUAUUAGUAACUAAUUUUUUUUUUUUUUUAUAUAUUAUCGCCGUUUAUUCACGAUUAAUUUUUUUCCCUUACUGCACUUUAUUGUAACAUCACAAUUAACCGCACCGUUGCCAAUCUCUUAUCGUCGUCGUCGCCGCCGCCGCGAUGGUCAUGCAUAAUAUUAUAGCUCGCGCUCACAACGUUAUUAUGACGAUGAUUAUAUUGUAGGAGACCUGCUGCGGGGAUCGAGACUUUUUUUUGUUCUAGAGAUACACAUCGUAUUAUAUUAUUAUCAUAGAGGCCGCAUAGUAAAUAUUCCGCGGCGGAACGCCGGGCUCGCGCGGCUAUUACUCAAUCCCCUUUGACCGCAUAACUCCGAGCCGGUAGGAUUUCCCGUGGGCACGCCAGGAAUCUCGGACGGCUGUAUUAUUAUUAUAUUAUUACCUCUUAUUAUUAUACGUGUAGUGUUGUGCGUUUCGCGUGCGCUGGGCACGUUCCCAAAAUGUGUGAAAUCGCCGGUCGCAGUCGCCGUCGACGCCGCCGCCGCCGCCCCAUUUCCACGGCGGCGGCGUAGACAAAUUUAUCGCUUCUCCCGCCCGCUAGGCGAGCCGUUGCGGUCAACGGCCACGGCGGGAAACGCGACGACUACGGCGCACCGUGUACGGAUCAAUUAUAAUUGUUUAUAAUUUCGUAUUUUAAUGCACGUAUACAAUGCAAUUUACAAUAUUAUUUGUACCGCUUCGUUCGUUGUUGUUUUCGAUCGCGCGCGUAUACAUAAAUAAUGUCAAAUAUGAAUAAUUGUUAACACGAAAAAUUCCGCCGCAAUGUAUUUCGAUAUCGGAAUCCGCCGGAUAUUAUAUUUACGCAGCGGUUACGGUUAUUAUUUUUAUUAUAUUUUGAUUAUAUAGGGCCUUUUGUAAGGUUUCGCGAGAGCUUUUAUCGAGUUUCGUCCGAAAAUCAUAGGUGUAUAACCUUUUAUAAUAUUUCAUUAUUACACGUUUAUAACAGUGAACACUUAUUAAUAUUAUUUUUUCAUCUUUAUAUUAAAAAAAAAUAAUAAUAAUAAUAAUAAUAAAUAACAUUUCACUUGUUAAUAUACGGAAUAAUCACGUCGGGUUACCCGAUUCUUCAAAUGGGUUGGCUACUAUUUAUAAAGAAGGUGGAAAGGUAUUAAGGUUGUAAGUGUACGGCAGAGUAAUUUGUGUUUGUAUUAUUACACCAAAAGCAACGAUAGAUCAGUGAAAUCGAAAAACGAUUCUGAACGGAGCUCGGUAAAUACCGCUAAACUACAUAAUGUGUCAUAUACAUAGUAUUAUUCGUGUUUUUUCCAUGUAGCUAAAAGGUUAAAUCUUGAGCAAAACCUAAGCAUAUUUACCUACCGAUAAAUGGUUUUUCUGUUAGUUUUACAAAGACGUAUGUUUUGUUUCCCCCCACCAUCCUCCUUUUCUUUUUGGUGAUUAAAAUGUUCCGUUUUUUUCACUUAAUACCUAAAUAAAUAAUGUAAAAUUUCCAGCCGAUCGCAGUCUGUUUAAAACAUAUAUUGACAUUUUAUCUCUUUAUACUACUUACACUAGGUUCUUUUUUGUUGGUUUGUUUUGAUUGUAGGAUUGUACCUCAGAAUCAUUUUUUUAUGCAACGAUUUAAAGUAUAAUUUAAAUUAAAUUGCCUUACACAUAAUAUCCUAUAUAACUUGCCAACUACCUACCUACACUUGUGGCCUACCCAUCAUGGCGUGAAUUACGUCCGAAUUGUAUUAAAUUAUACCUGUAAAUGUUUUUUUAUUAUUAUUAUUAUUAUUAUUAUUACCUAUUUGUUUUCUUUAUGACAAUCCUAUUAAAUUUAUCGAGAACUGAUUGUGUGUUAUUGUGUAUGUAUUACGCAGUAAGAAACAUGAUACCCACGCUAAGAAGAAAAAAAUCGUUUUACGUAGGCACCCAAAAAGGUAAAAACAAAAAUAAUUAGAUAUUCGUGUAGGUAUAUUAAUUAAAUAUUCUUCUACGCCACGGGAUGUUUUUUUAUACAAGAUGUUAACAAUACAAAUAAUAUUAUCAAUCGAAAUCGUAUUAAAAGCAAAUGCUAAUAUUUUUCAUUGUAAUUAUUCUUCUCUUUUUUUUUUACUGACGUACCUAAUACUCACUAAAAGUAUUUUUCGCCAUGACUAUACCACUUUGCCACGUGUCUCUAUCUCGUAUUUCAAGAUAGAGACAGGUCCAGUAACUUCUCAAUUCUUCUUCUUCCCCCACGUCAUUUCAUAUUUUCCUGUAGAUCUUUCUCGAGACCCAGUUUUUCCAUUCCGUUGUUGCCCUAUAACCGGGAAAGUCCCACGAGCCCAAAUCUUCCUCUUAAAUUAUGGACUUUCCCCAGUUUCUCUUGCUCUUAGAUGUGAGAAUAUUUCCAUAAAUAUCUUAUUUUGUUACAAAAAUUUUACUAUUUCAAUAAUUUACUAAUAUUCAUUUUUAGCUUACUGCUUGCUUAGCUUUAACUUAAGUAUAAUUAAGUAUUCCUCUUACUGGAUAUCCAAUAAACUUACCGUGUGCUUUUGGACUCAGAAGUAUUCCUUAAAGAAUGAUUUGGCUCUUAUUGUUUCAUUUUAUUUCUUUGAAUUAUGUUCAAAGGUAUGUUCCCGUAUCAGUUGCCCGGAUUUUGACCAAAAUCGUAAAAAUUAUGGCAUUUCAAAACAUAUUAAUUUAUUUUUUAACUUCGUAAAAAGUUUCAAAUUAAAAAAAAAAUAUAUCAAAGUAUGGUUAUUGUGAAGCCAUAAAAUAUAAUAUGGAAAAUCAUUCACAUUCAAUAAAUUUCUUAGCGUUUGUAUACAUUUGAAAAAUAUACCGAAUUGUAUAUAUAUUUUUCAUAUUUGAUAUUGCCGUCGAUGUUGGAAAUCAUUAUUUAAAUAAUGUUGUGUUAAUUAUUAUUUCAGUCUGUUUCAAAAAUUAAAAAUUAUAUUACAGUUAAUUGCGGAUACCUUCUUUUGGAGCUUAUUAUUAUGUUAUACUAGUGGAAAAUUUGUACUUCAGUACGAUUAUAAAAUAUUAAUACGUUAGUGAAUAUUUUCGGCGUUUUUUACCACUCCGACAAAAAAAAUCGAAUUAUAUGGGUAAAAUUGAUUUGGUCGAUCAGAAAUGCUUGGAAAUUUAACACGGGGUUUGUCAUAAGUUGUUUGUGAUAGUAUAAAAAUAAUUUAAUGUAAAAUAGAGCAUUUUUUUCAAAAUCAUCUUAAGUUCAAAUUUUGAAAAUCACGGUGUUUUAAAACGUGUUAUUUAAUUAUAUUUCCCUCAGAAUUGUAUUUCAUCAGCAAUUAUUUAUCAUUGCGUACAGAUAUAAAUUGCCGAAUAUAAUAUAUUAGAAUGUGUAUAUUUUUAUUACACCGCGUGUCUUAUCUAUAAAAUGGAAUAUUAUUUAUUAUAGUAUAUAAUAUAUAUUUACCUACAGUUUCUCAAACGUCGACGUCGUAGAAUUUAUAGUAGUGCAUAGUAAUUAUAAUAAUUAUAAUAACUAGCCGGGGCUGAUAUACCAUAAAAGUGUGGCCGCGCGACAAAGUGCGAAAUCAUAACGGAAUCCCGUGUACCCACACUUAUAUAUUAAUAUAAUACCUACCUCUAUGUAGAAUUUCAACAAAAAGGUUGUCGACGGCACAAUGUUUUAUAUAUAAUAUCAAGUUUAUUGCGACCAACAACAAAUAAUACAAACGUAAUCAUUUUUUUUUUAUAAAAAAUAAAUUUAUUAUAUUUUAUAUACAUAUACUUUUUUUAAAUUUUCCCGGAAAUAAUAUAUAUUUUUGGACACUUUUAGCAGCUCCCUCUGGACCAAAUGAUCUCAAAAUCAGGAAUUAGAGUUGUUUUGAAGACGUAUUGAUGUUGUUGUAGGAGAAGAGCGUUUCUUCAGCUUUGUACACUUAAACCUUCAGUUCACCAAAUGAAACUAGGGACAUACAUUUUGUUAAUACAUAUUUAUUGUCAAAAUGGUAUGCGUUUUUGGUGUUUAAACUUUCAAUUCCCUUCUCUAUCAUGUUAUGCUCCAAUUUUGUGUUUUCAUAGAAAAUACCGGGAUUUAAAUACCCCUUCGACAGACGCGUACUGCAGAGUUCAAUUUGUAUUAUACUAUGAAAUGAUUAAGGAAAAUACAAAUAUUUUUCAGUUACUAAAAAAUCUCAAACUUAAAUUAGGUAAUUUGAGGGAAUAAGAGUAGAAAAAAACGAAAAUGUAUAUAAAUUAAGGGCCUAUAUGAGAAGGGGCCAUCGGAAAAUUCCUGGUAUGCUGUGGUCAGGACACACCCGCACUUCGAAAUAAAAUAGUAAAAUAUAUAACAACUCGGAUAAUUAUAACUAUAAAUCAAUUAUAAAUUAUUAAAAAAAUAAAAAUAAAAAUUAAGUAUGAUAACAAUUACAAAUGUCCUGGGGGAAAAUUUGACUAGCGCCGGAGCUCUUUUUCUCACGGAUGUUUUUUUUUUUUUGCUUAAUAAUAAUCAUAAAUGGCUUUAUUUUUAGUAUAUACGUCGUGUUAUACUCUAUUAUAUUUAUAAUAUUAUUGUAUUAUAUGGCCAGCUCGACCCCUGCGAGUACGUUAACCAAUAAUAACAAAUAAUACUAUUAUUAUAUUAUAUUAUCGCUUUAAAAUUAUUACGAAAUAAUCUAUAAUUAUUGUUAUUAUUGUUUGAUUAAAAUGUUAAUCCUAGGUGGCCGUGGACAUUAGGAUUAUCAUGACGUGAUGACGUAUAUAGACGGUUUAUUGACCGGCUUUGACAAUUCGUUUUAUUUUAGCUCGUAAUAAAAAAAAAAUCAUCCGCGAACACGUAAAAAUAAUAUAAAUAAUAUAAUUAUAUUAUUGACUUAGGUUUUAGAUUCUGAGCGCAUCGAGAAAUGUUUGGGUUUUACUAUGAUUUUGUGUCAGGCGCGCCAUUUGAGAGGUGGCAGAAUACGCAGUGGUAUCGCCUCUACAGUCCUCGGUUAUCCGUUGGUGACACGUAACGUGUUCAUUUGGCUUCGGUCGACGACGAUCAGAUAAGCAUAUUAAUAUUAUAAUAAUAUUAUGUUUACCUAUCUCAUCGUGACUGCCCUUUACGGGUGGGUAGAGGGGGGUAUAUAUCAUUUACCGUGCGUAUAUCGAUAUACUCCCUAUUAAAAAAAAAAAUUGUUCUCUACUGUGUACAUACGUCAUAUAGGGGAAAGAACGAAAGAGAAAUAAAAAUCGAAUGUUUUCUCUCCUCAUUGCUGCAGCAGUUCUAAAGUAAGCUCGUGACGCGAAAAUUCGUGUCCUUCAGGUCGUCGCGGCUAUUGCACUUCCCCGCUGCUGCGGUGGUCACACGUGUGCUACCGCGGUACGCGUUACGUUACCGUUCACUACAAUAUGUCUCAAUCAAAACCUGGUGUUAUUAUUUUUCGUCAUUUUCCACGCGCAAUAUUUUAUUUAGUUCGAUUUGUCGCUAUAAUAUACGGACAACAUAAAAAUAACAUUCAAAUCUGCAAUCAACAUAUUGGAACUUGUAUAGGAAAUUUCAAAAUAGUUUUCCUGGUAUGAAUUGCUCCAUAUUGUAGUGCAUAUAAGAUUUUUUUUUUGAGGGGGGAGGAGGUCAGAAUGAUUGGUUCAUUACUUUAUAUUUUUGGUAAAAAUUAGGAUGGUUAUAUGUAUAUUAUAUAUGUAUGCAAAUUUGGUUAUAACUUACCAUAUAUUGGAACUUAAAAUGCUUAAAAAAUAAAUAACACAAUUUGUAUUCAAUUAACCCCCCAAAAAACUAGGCAAUUUCAAAUAACUUUACACCACUUAUAAAAUGUCGGAAUAUUUUAAAAAUCAUUCUACUUCAUCAUCUUCUUAAGGUGCUUUUUUUUCUUUAUUACUUCCUCUUGGUCUUUCUCUUUCUUUAUUGUUAUCCCUCAAAUAUAUUUGUCCCCUACUUAGCUUAAUAUAAAUAUACAAAAAAAAAAAAGAAAAAGUACACUCUAUUUUAGAGUGAAACUCUAAGAAUCUAAAAUUGUAAUAUUAAUAUACAUUAUAAUAUAUUGUGAGUGUUUGCUUUUAUUCUUCGGUAAAAAUCGAAAAAAGUUCAUCUUGGGGAACCGUUACCCACCCUAGCUCGUAAACCGAUAAAGUCGUUUUAUGCGGUUCUCCUGCGUCAAAAAUGUAAUUAGUGUCCUUAUAUAAUAAUAAUAUGCGGAUCCGAAAACAAUAGUAAUGUUUUAAAGAAUAUAAAAAGCGCACAUCGUCAUCGUUAAGGCGGUAAAUCGAAUAACCGUUUAUAUAAAAGUACGCCGCCUAAGUCCGCUAUAUAAUAUAGUAAUAUAUUACAAUCAAACGUGCAAUUUUUUUUUUUUUUAUUAGUUGUUAUUAUUGUUAUUAUUAUUACUGUUAUAAUAACGCACGCAGUUUAUUGUCGUAUAUACCCGUGGGCGGGGAAAAAACCACAUUAUUCACCUGACGACGGUCUGUUAUGAUAAUAAGAUGAGAUGGGUAUAAUAUGAUUAUCUCGCAUAACGUAUCUUGGUGGCUUGUAUAAUGAUAAUAAUAAUAACAUAUAAUAAUUUAAUAAUAUUACGCGUACAUAUAUUAUUAUAUAUUAUAUAUUAUUAUGUAAUUUAUAUCACGAAAACGGAUAACGGAUGUACUAAAACAUUUUGUUUCAUGUUGUUUCAAACGACUAAAAUGAUUAAAUCACGUUUCAAACAAAACGUAUUUAUAACAAUCUUGAUUUAAACUACAGAGUAUAUAUAAAAAAAAAAAAACAACUCGAAUUUUCUCAAACCAAUUUUGUAUACUAGAUAUAUUCUUUGCAAAUUAAUAAAUAACCGAAUUUCCAACACCAUAUAUAUAUAUAUAUAUACAAUUUCACUCCCCCCCUGGCUUCAUUCGGGGAGUCUGUAGAGGUAUACAAAACUAAAACAUUACCCUUCAUCUGCAACAUGUUUUAUGAACAAAAUUUAUAUUGAAAUUCAACCGAACUUGAAUUUAUCUACAAAACAAUUCAACAAUUUCCGAAUUUGAGCUCAUUUAAUCUAGAAAAAGCCACUAGAAAUGUCCAUAAGCAACAGGGGAAAUAUAUGUAUGUAAAUUGUAUAUAAUAUAAAAAUACAGUGAAAUAUUCUCUAUUUUCGGAAAAAUUUGUAUAAAGAACACUAUAUUUAAAUAAAAAAAAUUUUACUUGAUUGUUAUAUUUCAUGAAAAUAUAGAUUAACCUAUACAAUAGUUAAUUUUAUAAUAAUAACACAUACGUUUAAUUUAAACUUAUAACUUUUUAUUAUCGAAUUUAGUACACCUCAUAACUCAUGCUUAAAAUUCUUUAUUUUCAAUGGUAUUAGUAUAGGUAAAUAUGGAUGAUGUUUAAACUUUAAAAAUAUUGUUAGGGUACCUUAUUAAUUUUUCCUACAUAAUAUGAUAUAAUUAAGAGUCUCGAGAAAAAUGCAAUAUUAAUUCAUUAAGUUGAUAAAAAUAUAAAAAGUAUUCCUUUUUUAGAUUCUGAGUGUAAUGUGGAAAAUAUAUUAGUUUUAGUUUCACUAUGGUGUGUGUGGUUUUUUUUUUCUGUCUGGAAACAAAUUUUUUAUAGAAACUUUGUUCUAAUCAAAAAAUGACAAAAGAUCUAUUUUAUUGCAUUUUAAACCUUGUUGGUACUUCGACGAGGCAAUUUUUUGAUUUUCCGAGUGGAUUUUAUAAUAAUUUGGAAAACUCGAAAAAAAAUGGACAAAUACGGUGUUAACGAUUUUAUUAUUGUAAAUCAUAAAAAUCAUUACUUUUUAAAACACGUACACCUUUAACUGAACUUUGCUCUAAAUCUUUUAACGUUGCACACAAAUAUAAAUUAAAUAACUUUUUGUAUCCUUGCUAUCUUCCCGACUUCUGAUCACAGUGGUACACCCUUCCUCCAACAUUAGCUCUUUUUAUGUGGUAAUUUUUAAUCACAAGCGAUCGAGUUUCAUAAAGAAAAUAUUAUACUAUAACUUUGGAAUCCAGUUUAUAAAUUAUUUUGUAAUAAUACGAUUUGUUAUUUUAUUUUAUUUGUGUAUAGGAAGUGGAAAUGAAUUAUAAUACAAUUUAUUAUGAUUUAAUACGUAUUUAUCAGAUUGUUAAGACGUUGAGUUGGUUAAAAUGAGAAAUACGAAUUUUCGGUAAUAACAAUUUAUUAUAUUAAAAUUAAUUAUCAUUAAAAUAAUUAUUACAUAUAUUUAAAAGUACCACGUAAAAUAGCAAAGUCCAAUUAUUACUAUUUAAAUCAAGGUCAACUAAUUAUAUAUAGUGAUGAAAAAGGAAAGUUUCGCAACAAGUUUCCAUUCCUGGCCGUAGAUCUGCAGAGUAAUUCCUCCAAAUAUAACAAUAAUAAUCUCGCAUAACACACACACACACACACACACACACACAGUAUUAAAUAUAACUUUGAAUAGUAUACCUAUGAACACGUAUGAUUAAUGUAUAUAAGUAUAAUUACACGGUCAUUUGACUAAAAUAUGUAUUUCCAUAUUAUUCUUAGUCGUUCAACUUUAGCGUAGGACGUAGGUAUAUUAUAGAUACAUUUAAUUUAUUUCAAUUCUUUUUUGAUUUUGAGUGUACCAAGUAUAUAUUAUGUUAGUAAAUUAUAAUAAUAAAAUUAUUAUUAUUUUUUUUAUAAAUUUAAUUUAUAUGACAAUCUUAAAAAUCCCAACUGAACUUCGCUCAGAAUCGUUUUUCGUCAACAAUGGUUUAUCGCGUUGUGUACAGAUAUAAAUUGAAUCGUUCUAUAUAAUAUAAUAUCAUAUGCCUAUUUUUCCAAAUAUGCAUUUAUUGAAAAUGAUUUUUUAACGUACUGUGAUUUAUUCUAAUAUUAAUUAGAAAUUAUAUACAAUUUCUUCUUAAUUAUAUGUUAUAGUUUUGAGAGAUAACGUUGUAUGUAUUAACAUCAUGUAACAUAAAAUUAAGAGAACCCUGCAGUAUCGUAUAAAUUUCUGUUCAAACUGUAUUUUGAUAUACCUAUUUAAAGGUUACGUUUUCUUAUAGACAUGAAUAUUUUUCGAAUACUAUAUAUUUAAUUGAUAAUUGAAUAAAUAAUAAUACCUAAAUACAAAUAAAACCGUAUUCACAAACGUUUACCGAAUAAGUUAAUGAGAGAAUAAGUCGACUUGUCUUAAUUCAACCUAACCUACUUAUCCUAUAGAACUCUGAAUUAUGAUAAAGAUUAAAUUCUCUUUGUACAUUUUGAUCCGAGGAGAUAUUACGUCUACCUGCUAUAAUUAUUUGUACUUUUAUACUAAAUAUUGCAAUAGCAUGCAGGUGUAUUACGAGUUAAUCCGGGGAAAGUAUGAAUUUAGUAGUGCAAUGUGAGGUGUAUAAAAUAAAUAGAGAAUAAUUAUAUUUUUUAAAUAACCAUCGCGUUCGUAUGAUUUUAUUUAAAAUUCGUGACUUUAACAUGUGCAGUUGACAUACAUAGGUACCAAAAGGGAUAAUAGUAGGUUAAAUUAUCCUAUUUCGAAUAUUAAAAUUCGUAUAAUUGUUUUUUUUCCUUAUCCCAUUUGUCACCAGGCGCGACAGUGAACCUGUACAGAUUUUCGAAUUUUAUGCAAUAACAAUAUAAGUACAUAUUAUUAAUUUUAGAUCCUAUUUGAAAAUUUGAAUUUUGAUAGAUAUAUUGCUCUAUUUUAUUUUUAUACUUAUGCACAAUAUCAUGUUCGUACGUUUAUGUUUAUACUGUUUUAAACAAAAUAAAUAAAUAAUAGUUAACUGCAUUUAUCACGCCGUGCCGUUUGCAUAAUGCACUUUUAAUUAAUCCUUUUUUUUUUCUGUUUUGUUACGUGUUGCUGUUGCUGCAGACCUGUUGUACAGACACGACGUGACGUUCGAUAGCGUUCUUACAGAAGUGGAAAUACUCGACACAUGCAAAUGUUCGGUAAGUACUGCAAGCAUAAUAUAAUAUAUAUAUAUAUAUAUGUAAUAUGUAUAUAGUUUUAAGUUCUAUGUGUAUGUGUAAUAGUCGUGUGCGCGUUUAAAAGAUAUAGGAAAAAAAAAACAGAUACGUGAUCUGGACAACAAUGCGUAACUUAUUUUGCGUGCGCCGCGGCCCCGCGAGACCGGAAUCAUCUCUCGAGUCAUCUUCUUGCGCAACAUAAUAAUGUGUCCGUUUACUACCAUUACUACAACCAUAUUAUACUAUUAUUCCCGGUGUAGUAUUAUUACAAUAACCGAUUAUAUUAACGUACACCGUCACGUUUCGUUAUUAUUAUUAUUUUUUUUUUUUUUGAUAACAAUUAUUAUUUCGAAAACGGUGUUGUAUUAUGAAUUAUUAUAAUAUGACGUUGACUCAAAAACUGCAGUAGUUUAAUAUUUUUAUUGUCACGAUGUCCACUGCUUAAAUCGCAUGUAAUCAAAAUAUAAACGUUUUUAUUAUAAUAUAUAUAUAAUAAGAAGACGCGUUUAUAGUGUUUAUACCUACCGGGGUAUUUUAAAGAGGUAUGUUGUGUCCAAAUGAUGGCCAUACGUUAAAAUACAUCGGACAUAGAAAAUAAAUGAAAAAUUAUUAAACAAGUGUAGAUUUUGUAAAAAAAUAUUUUAUUUUGUAUACUGCAGGAAAUACUCUCACUGAUGAUGGUGAGGAGUAACUGGGGUAUGUCUAAAAGUUAAUGGGAAUAAUGAAUAGUCUACCUGCUCUUAUGAAGUUUUUUUUUUGAGAAAGAAGAGAGUGAAUAUUCACUAAAAAAUGCCCUAAUAUAUACGAAAUGUUGUCAUUAGAAAAAAAGCGGAUUUUCCAUUCGUCGUAGCAGCCGGUGUUAUUUUAUUUGAAAUAUUUUUUUAUUGAUUCCCAACGGUUUUUCUGAAAAAAGUAACAAAACUUACGCGGACAGAAUUUUAAAUUGCAUUCAUUUUUUUCAAUAGUCGAAGGUAGGAGUUAUAUUUGAGGGAUCUAUUUUCAAAGUGUAUAAUCUCCAUGUACACUACAUUUUCAGAAAACCAAAAAAUGAAUAACUUAAUCAAAAAUUGUUUUUUCCUAUACUAAUUUUAUUAACCUUUUCAUAUAGUUAUGAAAAGAUAAUUUAUCAGGUUUUUACUUAAAAGGAUAAGAUUUUGGCUUUGUUUUGACAAAAUUUUGUUUAGAAAUUAUACAGUAUGACGUUAAAAAUAGUGCGCUAUGUGAUAUUAUAUCUAUUUAUAGAUAUAAUACUAUGAAUUAUAUUCGAUGAGAGUAAUAAUUAUUGUUUACAAUUAUCGAUGAUAUUCAAGAAUAAUAUCACAAUAAUAAAACACAUGAAAUAUACUUGUCAAAGAAGAUUGUACGUUUUGAAACUAAAUAUAAUUUCCAAGCUUAAAAUUACACUGGAUUUUGACCAUUUUCCUAGUCAAUAGUUAGUUAUUUGAAUUUAGCGCUGAAAAAUUGCAUAUGAAACGAUAUCUAUCUCAUUUUUCACGGCAAUUUGAAAUUAUACACUUUGAAAUUAAACCUCUUGUAUGCACUUUUAAUUUUUUUGUUAUUAAACAUUGAUUUUUUUACCAUUAAGAACAUGACUUUUGGGGGUUUCAACUUUCAACCCCUGCGACUAUAUGCAUGAUCAAAUUUCACUUUUUUUUUUCUUUGGAAAUCUAGUUUACUAAUUACCUAAGUAUAUAGUAUGCAAUACUAUAUUAUAUAAUAUAGUAAUAUAGUAUUCGGUUAUUAAUUGUUUCGCAAAGAAUAAUAUCUAUACGUAUUUUAUAAAAUAUAUGGGAGAAAUUAGAUCCUAGUGAUGCAGCUCUGUGGCUCGCAGCAGGUUAUAAGUCCUUUUAAAACUUAAAAAAACGCAUCCGUUUGACCUGUAGGCAUAAUAAUUCUAGGCUUAUAGUUUAUGUUCGGGGAACAAUAUAAUAACUAUUAACCAUAGUUGCAAUUAUACACCAGAGUGUAAUAAUAAUAUUAUAUUUUAACGGCGAUAUCUGUGAUACCUAUAUAAGUGUUAAAAAAUAUAUAAAUGUAUAUAUAUAUUUUUAACGAUCUGACCGUACGUAAAUAAUUUUACGAGCGACAAUCGAUUAUAUAUUACAGAGAUCGACGCUAACUGUAAUAUUGAUGUGGUUGAUGUAAUAUUAUUAUAAUGUCUGGUGUACCUACGGUGGUGUUAGGAACCAAUGACGCGGCGGCUUAACUGUCGAAAAAACAGAAAUGAGAAAAUACAAUGAUAAUAAAAUUAAAAAAAAUAUAUGUAACACGUAUUACAAACGCCCAGAGAAGACGCAAUGUAAUAAUAUUUUCGCAACGGAUUUCGUGGCUUCGGGCGAAGUUAUUGACACUACUCAUGUAUAGGCACCUGGCACCUGGUACAAAUAGUGAAAACAAAACUGAUCGACAUAUUUUAUCAUUAUAUACGUCUCGAGAAUAUUAUGUAGAGGUGUUUUUCUAAACGGUUUUUAGUUUUUUACUAUAGGUAUGUAUGUAUAUAUAAUAUAAUAUAUGACCGCGUAAGUAAUUAAUAGUAGAACGGUUAAAGUAGAUAGGAUAUAUAAGAAGUUUUUUUUUUUAGUGGAUACUACUAGCACAUUAUAUUAUAUGUGAAAUUUUUUUUGCAAAUUAAUUAGCAUCGAUAAUAGUUUGGCGGUUACCUACAUAUAUAUUUUUAUUUUAAUGAUAUCGACGCACAAUUUUUUUGCGAUACGCGUUUAAACUAGUUUCUCGAUCGUUUAUAUUAUGUUACGUAAAACAUUUUUCGACUUUUCGGUGGCAUUAUAAAAGUCGACAGCAGUGAGAUCAUAUCAUUAUAUUAUUGAUUUGCGAGAAUCAAAAACCAAUAAUUAGCUACUUACUCUUAAUAUACGCGGCAUAUUAUAUUUAAAAAAAAGUAAUAAUAUAUUUAUAUAUAUUAUGCUAAUGAAUGAGAUUGAAACAUAAAAUAAUAUGCGAAUAAUAAAUUUGUAAUAAAAUAUAAUAAUAUUAAUAUAAACUUUCGUUUGCGCACAUUUAUAAUACACAUCCUACCUACACUAUAAAAAUUGACGAGAAUAUUGCGCAAUAACAUCAGCUAUAUAUUAAUUGCCCUAUAGGUAAUUAUAUUUUUUAUAAUUACUUCUAAACUUUAACACUAUUUGCUUUAGUAUAUAUAUAUAUAAAUAUAUAUUUUUUUUAUAUUGCGGUAAAAGAGCUGAAUAAGCGUUUUAGAUUUAUUAUUAUAAAAUAUUCAUGAAAGAUUUCUCCAAAUGUUCAGGACUGCAGACUUAUAAUAUUUUGUAGAAUACAUUUUUCAUCUAGUAUAUAAUAUACGAGUAGUAUACGUACACGUCGUUGUCGUGAUACAAGAUUUAUUACAAUCAUAUUAUCUCGAUUUUUCUGUUUAUUCAGCGUUGUUGUUUUCAUUUACUUUCUCGAAACAUUUACUAUAUAAGUAAUAUAUAAUAUUAUAACAAUAUAAUGAGUACAUAUUAAAAUGAAGUGUCGAAUUUUUAAAAUCACAAUAUUUGCAAAUUAUUCUAUUAAAACGUGUUUCAAGUAACUAAUUUUUAGCAAUAAAUAUUUUAUUGCUCAGAGAAACAAUCCAUACUUGUAUACUAGGUUUUUUUUUUUUUUUUUUGUGUCUAUAAACAACUUUUCUAGCAGGAAUCUUGUUUCCAUCAAAAUGUGUAUGGGAACUUACUUAUUGUCGUGUAUUUAAUCUAAUUGGGUGCGUUGCGGAGGUAAUAAUAAUCUGUUUAAGAUUAUUUUCGUCGUUUUUAUCGUUGCGAAUAGAUAUAAAUAUUUAUAGAUAUAAAUAUUUAUAGAUAUAAAUUAAGUUACUUUAUAUAGCCUCCCUUCCAACAUGCCUCUUAAAAUUAUGGCACACUCAUCAGCAGUAUAAAUCUUUGUUUUUAAACUCCGGGUAUAGCGAAAAAGUUAUAAUAUUUUAUACAAUAUUACUAAGAUGUGUUUUUUUCUCGGAGUAGACGUUUUGUUCACUAAAAAUGCUCAGAUUUUUUUCACGCAAUACCUCAAAAAAGACGAAGAAUUUUUGCUCGAUGGUAUUUUUUUAAAAGGUAUUUUGAAAUUUAUUCGACAGGUUUUUUAAAAAAUAAAAACUGUUAACGAACUGACCGUGCAUAUAUCAUUGGUUUUAUUUCCGUUGAUUUCUGGGUGGUAACCUAAUUGGCUGUAAGUAAAAAAAACUCGAUUAUUUUAAGCUCAUAAUCAUUUUUUGUUGAUAAUGAUUUAUCGUCGCUUUUAGUUUAAUAUUGAAACUGAAUCACCUAAACAAUAUACAUUCCCAACUUCCGACCUACAGCAAUUGCGAAGUAUUUUAUUUAUUUGUCUUUAUAAUAUUUCACAUUUGCGGAAAUCAACUCCAGAAAUAAUAUUAUUAUUCUUACCAUGUAUUGAAACGUUAUUUAUAUUAUCUUAAAUAUUAUGGUACACAUAUAAUAUUUUGAUAUUCUUAUACUUCCAUAUUUUUCAUUAACAUUUCGGUAAUCAAUCAAUUUUAAUAAUACCUAUAGCUUAUACUAAAUAAUUGCACAAAUCACUACUGUAUAAUGCGAUAUUAUUAUAAUACACUGAGUGAUAAUUUAGUAGUUAAGACAUGGUUUACGAAGGGAGAAGAAGGAGACAAAAUGGGGUAUUUAACCUUUACUCGUACUCUCCUCUCCUCAUUUUUGCAUCGCCAUCAGAGGAAUCAAUGAUUUAAAAAAAAAAAAAAACAUUUAGUUUCCAUAUACACCUAGGUACUAAAAUAAUAAUUAUCAUUAGCGAUAAUAUACGUAGGUACCCACAGUAUAUGAUCGUAUUUUAUUUCUUAAUCAUAAUAAUAAUUAUACGUUAUAAAUUAUUAUAUAUCUUCAGAUAAUAUUAUUUUUAUGUGGCAGUUUAUCGUCGGGCUAUAAUGUUAAAUGCAGACAUCAGACGGUUAUCAUUUUUUUAAAAUUUUUUUUACCUAUUAGGGCAUAAUAUAUUUUAUAUAGUUAUAUAUUAUGGUUACAUAAAUAAAAUAGGUAUAUUCUCACGCGCGCCAUAAUAAAUUUCGAUUUGUCUCUUGUAAGUACCUAUAUAUAUAUAUAUAUUUACUCGAGUGUUUUUCAAUAAACAUUUCUUAAAAACAAAUCGUUAUUUAUUAUUUUGUAUAGAUAUUAUAGUGUUUCAUUGAAACUACAACGCAGUAGUGUUUUGAUCACUGAAUUUUCUAUAAUAUGCAAUGUUAUUGUUUUGUAUUUCGAAUCUUCGAGAAAUUAAAAUUCGUACGACAAUUUUUCAAUUCUUUUUCUGUUUUGUCUAUAAUAUACUAAAUUGGCAGUUUAGAAAUUAUCAUUGCUGCUUCCUACGCUUUUGCGCUGCUCUCUGUCAAACACCGACAUCAGCCAUAUCCAAUAAUACGUAUACUAAUAAUGAUCCUCAUCACGGUUCCCCAUCUUUUUCCUGAAUCAAAAUUCCGAGCAGCAUUUUUCUCAAAUAGCAUGUUUGAAUAUUUUAUGAAUAUUAAUUUAAAAUUUCAAAAUUAAUUAAAAUUAUACAAAUUAUUAUUUAUAAGAUGAUAUUAGGUCGAGUCCAUUUAUGUUGUCCAAGCCAUUAAAGAUUGAAUAAUUUAUGGUGAUACUUUACGUGCUUUUUAAAAUCCAACCACUUUUUUAGCUGAUUGCAAUUCUGGAAAUGUACCAUUCGGACAAAAGUCUUUGGAAAAAAAUAAUUUUAGACAUUAUAUUCGAAAAAAAUACCGGAAAUCGCUCAACACGUUUUUAUCAGAAUAUCACGAUAUCAUAACGUCAUUGAUGAUUACCUCUUGGUCUUUACCCAAAUAUUUUACGUUCCUCGAGCGAACUGUUUUAUUGCCAGACUCGUUCGUGAUUAAUUUAAAAAAACAAAAACAAACUCGUUCACUCAAAAACACGUUGCAAUUUGUAAAAAUAAUCUACUUGUUUUGAAUUUAUUUCGUUUAGCGGUUUUCAUAUUAUAGGUACCUUUAGUUAAUUUCGCUGACAAGAAUCGAUAAUAUUUUGAUGUAUAUUAAAAAAUCCUUUUGAUUUUAAAACUGGAAAAGUUUUAAAACUUUAGCAUAAAUAAACAUGCUGAUAAUUACUUUUUGUGUAUCGGAAAUAACUUUUGAAAUAACUUUUAUUCCUGAAAUAAACAUUUUUUUAUUAAUAUUUAGCUAUACAUAUAAUGAACUAUUCGGUUUACCGUCUUUAAUUAUUAUAUACUGUUUUAGUGUUGCACACUAAGGAAUUCUGGGAUAGCUACUGAAUUUUAGUUGGGUGAUGGUGGCUUAUAAAUAUCUAUACAUUAUAAUUUAGAAAUCAUAAGAAAUCUUUUGUUUUUCUAUUUAUAAUAUUAUGUUUGCAUGUAUACAAUUAUUUUUCGCAAUGCGUUUCAAAUGUUGAUGAAUGUAAAUGUGAAAUGCAUUUAUUAUGAAUAAAAAAUUACGAACAGGAAUUUUUUAAACACUGCUAAUUUGGUGGUGGGAUGGUAUACUAAAGCGGAUAGCACAUAACUAAAUAUUUAGCCAUGCUAUAGCCUAUGCUAUUCAGCAUGCUACCCCCUGCAAUUUAAUUUUAAGUGUACACUACCGUACCGUUUAAUAAUAACGAGUGUAUAUAUAUAUAUAUGAAUAUAUAGAGUUGAACUGGUUUAAACUAUACCAUAUUAUUAUAUUAUAUAUCGCGGAAAAUAAUGAGAAUAAUUCUUUUUAUUUACUUUAUCUACCUCAGGGUUAGAUUAAUAAUAAUAGUCGUAGUAAUGCAUUUAUGAAGCCCAGUAUCGUAUGUACAUUUAGAGAGAGUAAAAUGAAACUGUUGUAUAUAAAUGAAUAUUAUUGUCGUCGGACGUUAAUCGCAGUUAAAAAAUAAAAACCAUUGUUACUCAAUUAUCUGCGGGGACCUAUAAUACACGUAGAUAUAAUUACCUAUAUAUCAGCGAUAGGUUUUGUGUACAACCAGCAAGUUCGCUCAUCCGUAAAACCAUUAGAGAACACAUAAUGUAAUAUACGUAUUAUUAUUAGUUCAGGUAUCGAUUUUCAAGAGUCGUAUUAUAAUCAUUAUUAUAUUAUACGAUUGUAUAUAGUAUCGCUAAUAUAACUCAUUAUAAUAGCUUCGUGUCGGUCUCGUUCAUCUUUUUUUUUUUUAAUUGACUACGACAAUGAUUCCAUGCUCUUGGUCAAUUAUUACAGAUACGUGUUACUAAAACGUAUAUAUUUAUAAUGGAAAAAAAAAAAAAUAAUAAAAAUCGAAAUAAAUCGAUGCCUCCAAAUAUUGUAAGCGAGUGUUAUUAUAUAUAUAUAUAUAUAUAUAAUGCGACGACGGAGAGGUCUGUAAAAAAGAAAAAGAAAACGGUUUAGCUGUGACACAUAUACGAGUAUUUUUUUUAUCCGAACACAAUAUAUAAUACAGUGUGACUACGUCAAUUCAUAAAAAAAUAUAUAUAAUACGCAUCUGUAUAGCGCCGGAUAAUAAUAUAAUAAUUGCAUCACGGUCCACAUAACGUGUUAUUAUCAUUAUUAUUAUUACAUAUGUAUCGAUGAUAAUAAUAUUAAUAUUAUUAUUAUUAUUGUGAUGGUUUGACACUGCACCGGUUCAGUGUAAAGACGGCUGUCUCGGUCAGCCACCCCUCAACACUAUCGUGUAGACAGUAAUGCUUUUGACAAAAUCGUAUUUUAUUUGGAAUGUUACCUGGAUAAUAUUUUUUUUCUUUAACAAUUCCAUUAAACGAUGAACACGUUUUUACGUGAUGGCCUGCACAGUAGAAAUUUUUAAAUUUUGACGUUGAAAUUUGUGGACCAAUUAUUCGUUUUUCGUUAUACUUACAGCGAAUAUGUGAAAUUCCAGAAAUUUACAUUUUUUUGAAUCCGUUAUUUCUAUAGGUGAUACACGAUUUAAAAUUGGACGGAAUACAUUUGUGUUUCGGACUUGCCAGAACUAACAUUUAAAAACCGAUUUUAUUUGUUUGUUUUGCAAUAAUUUUGAAAUUAAAAUUCACGUAUAUGAACAAAUUAUUAUUUUCGUUAUAUUUUAUUAUCACCCAAUACGACUAAACAAGACAUUUGUCGCCAGUUUCUUAUUCAAAAUAUUUUUCGAGUAUAAUAUUAUUUGAUUCUGAAUAGAUAUACCGAAGAAACUAUAUGCCUAUUAGUUUUAAAAAUGAUAUAUCCUUUCUCGGAAAACGCUUGCGGUAAGUAAUACUAUUGUUACAUCCAUAGAAUGAUAACCGCCCAAACCCUUUUUUGUUGAAGUCUCAUAUCUACUAACUAUAUAUAGUUUGAAUUUAAAAAGCAAAAUGUAUUGUACGUGAUCUAUGUGAUUAGUGAAUAGUGAUAAAAUGCAAUUAAAAUUAUAAGAAAAGACAGUCGAAUACCAUUCAUUAUUUUUUUCAAAACAGAUGUUAAGGUUUUCCUAUAACUGAUAUAAAAAAGAUUCCUAUACAAACGGCUAAUAUUAAAUUAAAACAAAUAAUAUAUUCAAAGCUAAAAAUGUGUAUUAUUUGUAAAUGUUGUAUAGUUUUUUACCAUUCCCUCCACUCCGGUGAUAGAGAAGAAAUAAUGUGAUUUUAAAAAUAAAUCCUCCAGCAUUCCUAAUGACAUAUCCUUGCUAAAUCCUUAUCUUAGAUUCAUCUAUACAACAGUGGGCUAACUCUGAGCAGUAUACACAUUUGAUUAUAUUUAUUCUCUUCUUCGAUUAAUAUCAAUUAAUUGUUCACGGUCUAAAAUAUUAUUUGUUUAUACUUAUUAAAUAAAUAAAAAAAAUAAAAUGUGUAUACACUUGUUUUGCCUGAGAUUAUGAUUACAUAUCUACUAUAAUAUUAUAGUGUGGUCGCUAAAAUGUUUUAUUGAAAACCUUAAUAACGAUUGAAUAAAUAUUUGAUUAAAACAAAUUUCAGAAUUAUUAUUAUGGUUUAUAAUAUAUACGCGCGGGGGAGUAGGCCGUAAUAGGUUUCCUCCCACGAUAAUUUUCCCCGUCGUAAUAUCAGUUUACAUAUAUUAUUAAAUUAUAUACACGAGCAGCAACCUAAUAUAAAUAAUUAUAGUAUCUCUAUACUAAAAUCACAAGAUUCAUACUAACCGGAAUGUCCAUUCAAAUAUUAAAAUAUUGUAAUGUACCUGCAGCUGCAUCAAUGGAUAUUUUCUAUUAUUGAAAAUCAAUUUUUUUUUUUUCCAAUUUUCACGUCGAGAUCGUUUUCUAUUAUAUGGAAUUACAGGAAGCUUUUAUAAUAAUAAUAACGUACAUACCAUUAUAUUCUAAUAUUUUUUUUUUUUUUUUUUUUUGUAUAAUAUUAUACUCUUUUUCGGGCUGGGGGUAAAUCGAAUAUAAUCUUAUAUAAUAAUAUAGGAACCUAGUUAAAAGUGUUUUAAAAUCGAUAUAAUAACCAUACGUCGUCUUCGGUGGAAUAUUCGUUUUAGUUAUUCCUGCGGUCGUGUCUUUAUAUAUAUAUAUAUAUAUAUAUAUAUUUAUAAUAUCUUUGUGGGACUGCUUUUAUAUAGUAUACCUAGGUAUAUUAUAACAAGGUGCGCGCAUCACGUCGUAUCCAAUUAGUUCUACUGGCGCUGGAGAAUAAUAAUAGCGGAUCUACACACUACACUCAGAUUUGUACACUGUAGCACUCCGAAGACCUGUAUUAAUCUAUACGUACGUACGUACGUGCGUGUAUGCGUGUGUGUGAGUGUAUGCAUAUAUACCCCUGGUCGUCGACUAUAGGGCCGUUUUUACAAUAUAUAAUAUAGGUAGGUAUUUUUAUAAUAUAUGUAUAAACGAUUUUUUUUUCUUCUUCUCGGUCCUUCUUGGAUACUCGAACGACUUGAAAAGAAUAAGUAUACCUAUGUACAUAGAUACAUUCGAAGUCAUGCGUUGCCGAAGAAAAUGGCGAAUGUAAUAAUAAUAUAAAUAACAAACAAAGAAAACUCAUUAUCGUCGUUUAUUUAAAUCAACUGAAAAAAAUAUAUAUAUAUAUAUAUAUAUAUAAAAAGAAUUAUUGCAUACUAAUAAUGAUUUUGACUGAAGAAUUAUAAAUGGUUAUAACACGGUGGUGUUUCAUUUCGUGUCUUAACGUAAAUUCGAACUUUUAAAACGCCGCCUAUUAUCGAUCAAAAUAAAUUACAACAUUUUACAUAUGAAAACAACUCGAUAAUUUAAAAUUAUCAUAUACAGCAAUAAUUCAAAAAACGUCGGAAUAUUUCGAAAAUUACACAAUGUCUGGAAAGACGUGCUGAUAUAAUAUAUAAGUAUUUCGGUGAAAGUUUCAGGUCUCUACGAUAAUUUUUCAUAAAUUAACAAAAAAAAGAUCUGAUUCUGCUUAUGGGUGUGCCACUGUUAUAGGUAGAAAGUUGGAAAGGUAGGAUACACAAAGUUAUUUGAUUUAUAUCUGUACGCAACAAUAAAUCAUUGCCGAUGAAAUACGAUUCUGAGCCAAGUUAUAUUACGUAAUGCCGGUAUUUUUUGGGUUUUUGUCAAAAUAUGAACUUAAAAUGCUUGCUUAUAAAAAAAAAAAAAUACUGAAUCACAUUCGACUUUUUUUAUUAAUUUCAGACACAAUUGAUGACGAUUCUCGUAUUAAAUUUUCAAACAUUUUGGUACGGUUGAAGAAUUCUAUUUACAUUAGUCAAAAAAUAUAGUAUGCAAAAUGUCGUCAUUUUUAUAUAUUACAUUGAAGUUUGAAUUUGAAAUGCGUAUAAAAAAAAAUAUGCUGUACGUUCUUUUUUUGGACAACUCAGUUGUUAAAAGUAGAUAUAAGUCAAGUGAUUUCACCACGUUUGUAUUCGUUUAUUUUCCUCCUUUGUGUGUAAUAACCGAACAUGCAAAAGUAUUAAAUAAUUACUUCGGCCCUACGACAAAUUUGUUGAUAUUUUACACUUUCGGUUUUUUUUUCCAACAGCCAUCACAAUGCGGUGAUUUACGCACUACAGUUCGAUGUGUAUGUUGUAUUGUGUGUGCUAUAUACACGGUGAUCGUUAAAAUUUAUUACACACGAUGUUUUAUUCUGUUUUUUUUUUUUUAGAAAUAAGUUAUAAAUAACAUCAAACUUAAAUUUUUAAUUGUAUACAAAAUUGUAAGUGUAGGUAUUUAAAUUUACAUAACAUAAUAAUAUUAUCAUCUGUUUAACGUACGUUAAAUUAAUAAAUUCGUUAUGAAAAAAAAUUUAAAUGUUAGCAACUUGGGUAAUAAUACCUACAUGUUAAAUUUUAAAUUUAAUAUCAAAACUUGAGUACACGUUAUAUAUCAGUAUAUUUCAAAAAUCCAUAUAAAUACAUUUUGUAAAUAAUCCGUAUUAUAUAUUGUUUAAUAAUAAUAAUUAUAUCAAUAGUAAAUUAGUGAGUGGAAAAUAAGGUUUAUAUGAGUUAAAAACACUAUUCUAAAAACCGAAUAUAGCUGGUCACGAUACGGAGUAAAAUGAUACAGUGGACUGGGCAUGCGACGCAUAAUUAAAAUCCCCACACAUACGCUUACUGUUUAAAGAAAAUCUUACUAGAAAAAAUACUGAAAUUAGAAGACCAGUACGUAUGAAAUGGAAGGAUGUAGUAAUGAAAGAUAUAGCCUUAGGAAGAGAGGGUUGGACUGAAAGACACAAACAGUGAAUAAGGAAAACUGAAGGUAAGGUUUUAUGGUGGGUCGAUUGUCCUAUCACUCGAUUACCUAAGCAGAAGAAAUAGUUUGCCUCUUAGUAGGUUUAUAGUAGAACUGCUGCAAAUAACGAAAACAAGGAGCCUCGUAGUUAUAUUUUGUGUAGAAUCCAAUUUGUGUAAUCAAAACAACAAACAAAGAAGACAGUUUUUAAUUCCUUUAAUAAUUGUAUUAAAAUGUUACCGUUCAAAACGCGAUGUAUCUUAUUAGUUAUAUAUUAUUACAUUUCGAUAAAGCCAGUGACUUAUCUGUUGUUACGGGGUCGAUGGACCCCCCAUCCCCACUAAUUGGCCGUAAUUUAAAAUAUUUGUGUAUAGUUUCGUGUUUGUAGUGUACAAUGAUUUAAUUUUUCAUUAUUAACUGUAAUAAGUACAGAAUCUUUUUAAAUGUAAUUAAGAACAUUUAACUUUAACAGACAGACAUGUAUUUUCGGGUUUGUCUUCUUCCCCCAUUGAGAAAUCAUGGCUAUGCCACUGGAUACAAUUUGUUGCAUAACUUAUCAAGAGUACAGAUCUUGAACACCGUGCACCUAGUCUUUACAAUAUAUGUAUACGAGCAUCGUGUAAUUAUUACGAAAUCAUUGAUCAUAAUUACAAAUUAAAACACCCGUUAAGAUAAUACAGCGAGUUAUAUUAAUGUUAAUUAUAUUAUUUAUUAUUUGUUUGAAUCGAUCGGUGGUAUAAAAAACCAAUAAACAAAAAAUUCUCCGUUACUGUAUAUAGUGUAAUAUAUUUUUUAUAGGUGGUACUUCUAAAUGACCGUGUAAACAUAAUUUAUUUCCGAUCGUUUUUUCUUUCAUGUGUGUGUACGUGUGGCACGCGCGGGGGCAAUAGGGUAAUAAUAAUAAUAAUAUGUAAUAUAUUAUAAAAUAAUAUGUAAUAAUAUUAUUAUUGAUCGGGAAAGAAAUAUAAAUUAUAAAUGACGAAUGUUUUAUAUAUAUAUAUGUAUAUAUGAAACGACAGUGCAACAUCGUUUAGAGAUAUUAUAGUCGUGUGACGUAUGCGGUGGUGGUGUUCUCGUGGAAAAAAAAAACGUGAAAUCGAAAAAGGUUUGCCAUUUUUUAUGUAUAUAUUUAAAAAAUAGACUCGUCCGGAAUAAAAUAUCGCCCGCGCGCGGGGUCCGUCGGCCGCACGAUUUCUUUGACACGACACGCCGCCGCCGCACGAACGGCCACCGCCAAAAGGCAAUAGGGUUGGUGGUCGCGUGUUUGAAAUUGUCUGUCGGAUAUCGGUCGGGUUAUAGGUAAUAGGUAAGGUUAGGUUAGGUAAGGUUUUGUGGGUUUUCCUACUGGAACGCGCAGGAUGAUGGAAAUCCUAUAUAGCAGCAGAGAUUGAUACGAAUUCUGGGGUAGGUACAUUUUUAUUAUUAUGACCGGAAAUCUCUCUCCCGUCAUUAGCUUGAGGGGUGAUUUUAGAUAUAAAAUUUUUGUCUAGUUGGUGUAUUUUAAUGGCUAUUUUUUUUCAUAUAUUUCGAUUGAACAUAACAUUUCAUUUUAUAAAUAAAAAAAUAUUAUUAUUGCCUUGAGCAAAUAAGUGAUACUUUUCACGAUUUCAAUCAUUGCAUGGGACGGUAAUUAUUUUUUUUUAUACAUUUUCCAAUUCGUACACUGGUUGCUGUUUCCAACUAUUGUUGGCGUUUGUCGGCGCCCAACGACGGUAUCGAAUGUCUUGUGAAUUUCGAUGACUCGACGGCACUCGAUUUUCUGACCUUUCUCGGUAUACAAUCACUCGUGCGGGUACGAUAAUAUAUUAUUAUUAUUAUUUUACUGACGAUGACUAAGCGAUACGAUGAAUAUUAUUAUAAAAAAAUUACGGUUCGCGUGCGUGUAAAAAUGAAGUAGGUAAUCUAAAAAUUAAAAGAAAAAAAAUCAUGUGCUCUACGCGAUGUCGUCGACCCGUCGGCACCGUCGACACCCGCGGUCACCAUUAAGUCGCCGGCGUUUAACCCCAUGCGACGGUGGCGUUCACCGCUAAAACUACAGGAUUACCGACGGCGGAACAAUAUAAUCACAAUACCAACCGUGUUUUUGACAACCCGAGUAUAAAUUUUCUACCGCUGCUCUUUCAUAUCAUGCUAAUAAUAACAAUAAUUACAUUAUUAUCAGCAUGUCAAUGUUUCUUACCACAUUUUAGGUAAUGCGGUGAUUUUUCAAUAUUAAAAUACCACGCUUGAUAUUUGAUCUAUACCUAUAUAUAUAUAUAUAUAUUAUACAUGCACUAUACGAUAGUAUUACAAUCAACGGGCGCGAACCGGCGAUGUGAAUCAGCUCCCCCGGUAACGAGGUCAAAGGACUCGGUUUAUUGCACAGUGGCUCAACGACUGCCGUUUUGACAUUACGGUUGGGCCAAUCAUCUCAAAAUCGAGACGUGCGUACAGUCCACAUAUUUCAAAAUAAUAAUUAUAUUAUCGUUAAGCGAUAAAAUUCGCCCUAAAAGCACCCGUAGUUGCGAGGAUUGUUUGAAAAGUAACGAUCAUGUGCAGUUGAGAGUGUAAAGAGAAUCGAAAAAAAAAAAUACUAAAAUCGUAUUAACCAAGUAGUAUAUUAUAAUCAAAGAAAAAGAGAUCAGUAAAUGGGUGAAUAAAGAAAAACAAAGCUGUAUAGAGGGACUCUUUUAGAAACAUAACGUAUUAUUGAAUACAAUUGAUAAUUAUUAAAGUAGGCUGGACAUGAUUAACAAAGUCAAAAUUUACUUUUAUGCAUCGUGGUAAUAUAAGAAAACUCGGAAAGGGAUAGAUCCCGUUCGAGAUGGAGAGAUGUGCAUGAGUUAAUGAAGUUAUUGAAGAAAUAUGUGGAAUUUUUUCAAAUGUAAGACUAGUUUAAAGAAAUUAAGAGUAAACUAACAGUGAGAAUAUUAGAGGAUUGGGCGUGUAACGCCAUGGUUCAAAUGCUGACCGAUAAUUCCGAGAAGAAGAAGGAAGAACAAAAAAUGUAGUAUGGUAUAGUAUAAAAUACCAUUCAUUUUUUACUAUUUAAUUCGAUAAAUUAUCAACGAUAACUUUAAAUUAUACUGGAACAUAAUAAAUUUGUUGUUCUGUAUCAUUUUUUUGUUUUCUUAAUUUUUACGACAGUGAGAGUGAAACCACAAUGUUGUUAUAGGUUAGGUAUUAUAUUAUUAUAAUGAUGACCGGUCAAGUUAACGAGUAACAAUUAGUGUUUAAAAAAAAAACUUACAUCAUUAUUUUUAAAUAAUUAAUAUUCAGCGGGUAAUAAAUAUUUUUAAUAUUAUAUUAUUAUGCUCUACCGUCGCGUGUUUGUAUAGUUUCUCUAGAAAAAUAUCGUGCACAAUUUUCUAAACGUUAGUUCAACGGUACGACUGACUGUAUCUAUACUGCACUAUUAAUACUUAUAUUGACUAUUACUCUUCAGUGACAACAUAAUUAUUUAUAUUUUAUUAUAAACGAGCGCGUGUAUAGCAUUAUUUAUUUGUGGCGUUAUUUGUUCUGUACUUCGGUUAGGUAUUUAAGAAUAUAUAUGUAUAUUUUCUGAAAAAAAAAAUCAAUUACACGACCUAUCUCUACGCUGAUUUGUUUAGGCAUACGCCUAUGGAAAUAGCUACAUGGAAAUUCAAAAUUUGAUUGACAAUAAGUCAAUAAUUCAAUUAUUUUUGUAGAAUACUAUACAUAUAGUUGUAUAAAUAAGGUAUUAAAGAAAGAAAAAAAUUGAUUAUUUUACGAUAAUCUAUGCAGAUUGCAGAUGUUGUAGAAAAAACCUUAUUUUCUAUAAACGCAAUAAAGAAACGUAUAUGGAGAAACUAUAAGUGCUUACAGAAAAUAAAAAAAGACAUACUACAAUUAAAUGUUGAAUUCAUAUUGAUAUCAAUAUUUCAUUAUAUUCUAUAAUGUUAAAGCGUUCACUUGAUAUUAUUUUUAAUUAUUUCCGUAUUUUGCAGUUUAAUUUGUUUGUAAAAAAUUGUUCAUUUAAUAUUUCCGUUGAUGUGACAACAACAAGAAAAAUAAAAUUACGGAAAUGUACGAUAUUAGGUAUACAACUGUAAUAUGUAUUAUGUAGCUAUCAUACAAUAUAAAAACCAGAAAAAAUUAAAACAGUAAUUUUAACAAAUACCUAAUCAUAUCAUUUGUAUAGUUAGCAAAUUUUCUUUUCUUCUUGGACAAAAAAAUACGAAAACUUUGUAUCAGGUGUUAUCACUUACAACGAUGAUGAUUAUAAUAUUAUCUACAAAAUUACUUUCGCUUCCCGAUAUAAUCCUGCUAUCGAUUCGAGCAAAUUUCUUUUGUUUUUUAAAAUUUGCCAUCUAUAUUGACCUUGGAUAUUGUGUAUAUUUGUCGGUAAGUAUAUUAUUAAAUGCAAUAACUUCUCGGUUGCGUACACAAUCGAAUGAAAAAAGGCUUAACCAUUUGAUAUACUUUACGUAACUCGCAUAUUAUCAAACAAAUAAAUAAAAACACGAGUAUAAUAGAUGUAUAAAAUAAAAUGAUUUAAAAUUUUAUAGCGUAAAAUCGUGAGUAUUAUUAUUUGAUAAUUUAAUAUAGAUUUGAUAUCAAUAAUAAUGUUAUUUUCUAUAAUCUACCUAUGUAGAUUGUAUAUGUAUAUUUUAUACAUAUUACCUAUGGUUAGAUUUUCUAUAAUACUCUUGAGGUUUUACAGAAUUAACCUAAUUAUAGUACAUAGUAUUUAUAUUUGUUUAUUUGUUAUGAAAAGUAUUAAAUUUGUAUUUAAACAAAAGUUUACACAAGUGUUCGGUCGAGAAGAUUAUCGUACCAAUAAUUUCGCAAAAAUUAUAAGUGUUUAUUAUCAAUAUUCGUCUAAUAUUAAUACAUCGUCUAGUAUUUUUUUUUUAAAUUUAAUUAAAAAUUGUUGAACAUGCUUUUAUACCAUAUGAAUAAUAUUGCUCUGUGCAAUUCACUUUAGUUUAAUUUUUUUUAUUGAUUCGCAGUUUUAGUACUCACCUAGCUUUUUCAGAACAUGUAUUAUUUUAGGUAGUACACUAGGUAGGUAAAGAAAUAAUUGAACAAAACAUGUUGCAUAAUUAAUAAUUGUUUAAUAUAUUUGACGUAAUAUAGUUACGUAAGUUCAGUAUAAGGGCUCUUACCCCUUACAAAGAUGAAAAGAGAAGAAGUUCAGGAGAUAUAUAUGUAUACAAUUCUACUUGAAUGCGAAAUAUCAUUAUGUUAUUAAUUAAAUAGUCGGAAUAGUGAAUUCAAAAUAGGUACCACCCGUUUAUAGUUAUUUAAUUUAACCUGAAGUUUAAUAUAAAAUAAUACAUAACUAAAAGGUAUUCGAUAUAAUAUCAUUGAAGUUACCGAGUAUAUUAUUUUGUCGUUUAAUUACAAUGCAUGAUUGCAUAAUGUGGUGAACAAAUAUAGACAUACAGUUAUAUAUUCGAGUGAAUUUUGGAAAACGUUGUUACUUAAAAUUUAGAUAUUUUAGACUUGAAGUGUAAUAAAGAAGUUAUGUGUUUUACUAAGACGUGUUGCAAAUUUCGCAAGUUACAAGUAUUAUACUUUAUUUAAAACGUUUUCAAUAUAGAUUUCCAAACAGAUCCAAAAACCUGAUAAUACAAAAUUAUGAUACGUGCGGUAUUAUUUCGGUCGAUUUCUGAUUUAUCUUGUUAGCUGCUACAUGUAAAGAAAAAACUUCACCUGUAGUAUGCCGAGUUAUACUCAAAAUCGUUUUUGAUUGCAAUGUUUUAUAUCGUUGCUAUUUGCUGUAAGUAUAUAUAUGAAAUUACACGCAAUAGCUCCCAAACUUUCCACCUUUUUUAACAUUUAAUGGUCUACCCAUAGUGCGAUGAAGGUAUGUCCGGCUUUAUUUUGUAUUUUUUAUUUCAUCGAACAAUCGAAUUUAAAAUCGGAUCUUCGACGGUCAAUAUUAUUAUAUUCGGUCUAUCUGUAUAUCUAUAUAAUAAUAAGUGGGCGUGUUAUCGUAUAAUUUAUGUCAAAAUAAUAUUAUAGUUUCGGUUUCCUAUACAGUGCUUUCACUUUUUUUCUUUUUUAAUUAAACAUCACGAUAUUAUUAUACGUAUAAGUGAGUGCACGCGGGAAAAGUCAAUGGAACAAUAUAAUAUUAUAUCGAUGCUAAUAAUGAUAUUAUUACACACGAUGUACGUAUAACAUCAUGUCAUAAUAUAACGAGUUACUACGGAGAACAACGAGGUGGAUAUAAAAAUCGUGCCAACGCGAAAAAAAAAACGACCGGAAGGAAACGACAAUAAUGGGAAGGAAGGCGUACCUAUCUGACAUUAUAUAUUCAUAGAGAAUAUUGUGUUAUACCUUUAGACAAAUUAUCAUAAGAUUACUGUAAAAGUUUUGAGAGAAAAAAGAUGUUAUCACGUACUUACUAUCGUAUUGGUUUACCUAGGUCUGUUAGUUUGGAAAUAUUUCAAUAUUACUAGUUUAAUAUUAUAAAUAUUAUCAUAUAAUCAUUUGCAGACUGGGCUUGGUAAAAUUAUAGGUGGUCAAAAAAAUAAUUUUGAAAAUACAAAGCAUUAUAAUAAUAAUAAUUUUUAAGUGGUUAAAAACAAAAAAUUGAAUAUCAAAUAAAUAUAAUAUGAUCUAAUCAAAGUGUUUCAUUUAACCAAUGAAAAGUUACAUAUUUGCAUAUAAAUAACCUAUAGAAACAAUAUCAUAUCUUAUUAGAACCACCCAGCUAAGCUUUCCAUCAGUACGUUGUAUAAUGAAGUAUAAUGAUCCAUGAUUGGUGCCAAAGAGGACAAAUUCAUAUUUUUCUCACUCCAUUUAUCUAUCUAAUAAUCUAUUUUUUCGAAUUUUAUUCAUUACAUUUCGUUAUUAUUCACUGCAUUUUACUAUAUUUUUGAUUAAAAAUCAAAUAAAACGAAAUAAUAAGCUACUAUUCAUUUUACGUGUUUUUUCACAGAAAAUACUUUUUGGUUAGUAAAAAUACACCGAAAAUAUUUUUAAAAUUCGCUCAGAAUAAUUUGUUGACUACAGUGAUUUCUGGUUGAUUUCAGUUUUUAAACUAUAAACUACUCCGUAUCUAACAUUGUAGCACACCUAUACUAAGGGGCGUAGGUGUACAUUUAUUUUUGAGAAGUCUGUCUAUCAAUCAUUUAUGAUAUAAGUGAAUUGGGAGUUGAACAAAUAACUAAACUCUUGUAAUAAUUUUGAAACAGGGAAUUCACCCCUCCCCCCCCACUGAAAGGUACACCCUUGAGGCAAUACUAUCCCAUCUAUACCAAAUGGUCUAUUCAUUGGAUGAAGUAUAUCCGGUACAAUAUCAAAACACAAUAUUGGUUUAAUAUAUAUAUACUGCGCUACACUCGUCUGUCAUAACUCUGAGGUCAAUGUGAUUUUUGUUUCACACAUCAUGUUUACACGUAGGUAUUGUAGUAUUAUGAUGUGUUCGUAAUAUUAAUUAAACAAGAUCUAUUUAGCCGUGUGCACCGCUACUGUCAAAACGUUUGAUUGAUACGGUGUCAACAAAUAAAACAACAUCAAUGUCACGGACGCCCUCGGGUGCAAGUAGGUUGUAUAGUCAUUAUUAUCAUUAUUAUUAUCAUAUGAGAGCACGAUGAUGUAUAUUAUUAUACUAUAAUAUGGGUGCAAUUUCGCGGUGUCUAUUUUAUAUAUAUAUAUAUAUAUAUAUAUAACACCGGUGCGCACGAGUACGAACACAACGAACCCGAGGCGAACAAUUUCCGUGACAAAAGAUUUUUUUUUUUUUUUUACUAGAUUCUUAUUAUAAUAUUGUCGAAUACCUACCUAAUACGUAGUCGAAAGAAAAACAUACAAAUGCACUAUAUACAUAAUAAUUUUUUUUUUCUAUUUACUUGCAUUGUAUUAAUCUACGCGCACUACAGUGAAACAUUCCACGCACACGUAAAAAAUAACGCAGGUGUACCCCUAGAUAAUAUAAUAAUGACACGAAUAUCUAAUCUGUGUAAUAUUUUAGGUAUAUUAAUUUCCAGAGAGAUCGUAAUCAUAAUAUUGUGUACAAACCAAUAUUUUAAUAUUACUAUGUAGCUAUAAGAAAGAAGGUCAGUACAUUAUUCGUUCAUUCCUCUCCCGUUCGUAAUCUCUAUAGAAUUAUUGUUACGUGUGACCAAUUUUUAUAAAAAUCUUUUAUACUGCUGAUGGAUGUGCUACUGUUUUAGGAGGAAAUUGUGGAGAAAUUAUAUAUUAUGUAUCGUAACUUAAAAGUAGUACGUAGUACCCAACGAUAAAUAAUUUUUAAUAAAAAACAAUUCUGUAGAGUAUUAUUACUUAUUGGUCGUCUUUGUUUCCUUUAUUACCAACGUAACCUAGAAAUGAACAAAAAUUGUGUGAAAAAUUGUCAAUUUUUUCCAAUUAUUAAGACACUAAAAGAAAACCGACCACCUUAGUGCACCAACUAGAUCCAAAAUGCUACAAGAAAAUGUCUGUACAAUUUUUGAUUGGAGCAAGAUUUCUCGUAAAAAAAUUGUUAACAAAUACAAAAAAAAAAAAAAAAUAAAUCAUAGUAAAAUCAAUACUUUCCUCUUUUCUCUCAGAAUCUAAAAAUAAAUAAAUUAAAACGCCAAUAUUACAAUAUUAUUUUUAUUAUUUUGAUUAUUUUUUUCCUUACAAUUGCAAUUCCACUGGUUUUAUUAUUAUGAAUAUUCCAUUAAUACAUUUUUUAUUUGAAAAUACUAUACACAAUCAAUUCGAUAUUGCAGCAAUCAACUGCACGUGCAGCGGUGUUUGGACUUUUGUGAUGACAUCGACCUUUUACAAAAUAUGAUACUCGUUUUUUUUUUUUUAUCUAAAUUUAAUACUCUGCGGUAUUAUUAUGAUCACCCAAUUUACAUUAUAGUUUAACUGAAUUGUAUACUUCGUGAAAUCUCUAAGGGGCAAAGUUAACUGCACCGGAGUUUUCGAUCAACAUUUUCGAUUCAAAGCUAAAUAAGUUAAUAAUCGUAAGCGAUAAUAAUACGAAUGCAAUAAUAAUAUUAUACCACGUGUAUUAACAUCGUUGCAACUUUUAUGGCAGUCAUCUUAAAAAUAAGAACAUUUUUUUUUCUAUCGUCAACUAAAAAAAAAUCGAUGAUAUUAUAUUAUGCCCAGCAAUUAUAAAAGAUAAUGUAAUAUCGAGAAAAUGCAGGUCUACAUACGGUGCGCUUUUUUCUUUUUUUUACUAAUCAGCUCUAUAUACAUUAGAAAACCUGUUUAUACUUUUUUUUUUUCUAAAGCAAUAUAUAGUAAAGUUACUAUUUACACAUACUAAUAAAACAUCUUCAUACCUAUAUAAAAAUAAAAAACGUCAUUUUACUAAGAAUAUUAGGUUAGGUGUACGUGAUAUAUUUAUUAUUAUUAUUUAUAAUUUCUUGUACAGUACUCAUAAUACGUGCGUAUAUAAUGUAUAGGCAAUGAUUCUAUAAUUUUGUAUUAUUAUGCAAUUGUACAUGUUUAAAUAGACUGUAAAUGUCAGUAUUAUUCGCAUGUUUACGUAUGUAUAAUGAUACGAGGUGUGGCUAUUAAACAUCGAGACUGCUCGCCUAGAGGGCGCCCUAGAUGGGUAGUGAAAAAAACGAGUAAUGCGUUGGGUAUCUAGAUAUCUUAUCUAUGCACGUACCAAUACACGUUUUCGUCACUAUUAUAGUAUUUGUGCAGUAGUGGUUUGAAACGAACCUGUUUUUUUCUCGUGCCGAAAACCAUGUGUGACGAAAAACAUGAGCAACGGAUAAACGUAAAAUUUUCUCGUUAAACUAAAAAAAACUCCAACUGAGUGCUAUAAGUUGUUAAAAGAGGCCUAUAGUGAGGAUUUCCUAUCUCGGGUGCGUGUUUUUGAGUGGCAUAAAUUAUUUUCUGAAGGUUUCUUAAAAGGAAUCCGGUUUGAGUCGAUGGAAGAGGUGAAACAAAAAUCGGUGGAACUCCAGAAUGGUCUUACGAAAACAGACUUCCAGCACUGCCUCGAGCAAUGGAAGAAACGAAUGAAACGGUGUGUGGCGAGGGGAGGGGAGUAUAUUGAAGGGGAGAAUUUGAAUGUAGAAUAACUUUUAUAAUAAAACACUUUUUCGUAACCAGUCUAGUUAUUUAAUAGCCACACCUCGUAUACUAGAGAGCAGUGGUUAAAGGGGGCCGACGGUGUCCUCCUUAUUCAAAGUAAAAAUAUCAUUUCACUUAGGUUCCCCUUUAAAGUCCGAGGGUUUGGUUAGAUUUAUUUAGUUCUCGGGAACGCCCCUCAAUUUCCGGUAAAUAUAGUCUCCUAUCGAAGUUUCCCCACUUUAACCACUGCUAAUAAGAUAAUGCGUGAAUUUGUAUUAUUUCUAUACUUUACUUUACUCGAUUUUUUCUUUUCGACGUGUUUUUUCGAGUUAAUAACAAAAUAGUCGUUGAGUUUUCACCGAAAAUAGAGAAUAUUGCAUUGUAUAUUGUGCAUGUUAUUGCCUAUAAAUAAGUAGAGGUUAUAGUAAAUUAUAUAUAGUUUUUAUUAUAAACAAACUAAAUUUUUAAAACUGCCUUUUGUCUAACUUAAAUGGCCGCUCUAAAUGGCUUAAGUCAUAUAACGUUUACCUUUUUUGUCAAAUAUAAAGUUCAUCUUAGUGAAUUACGUUAUUUUAAUUUUCAGUAUAAUAUAUGUUACAACAUACAUACAAUUAUAUAAUUUAGACUAAUACAAUUAAGGAUACAAAAUUACAUAAGUUAAAAUGUAUAUUAAAAAAAAAGCUAAAAAUUGACCGAAGCCUUUCUUCCAUGGGACUAGAAGAUAUUUAUGAUACAUAUUUACCUUUUUAUCUUACUAAUUUUAGAUACUUCUAUAGCGACUGUCUCUGGAGUAAAAGAGUUCAAAAUCAAGAAUUGAAGUGAUAAAAAGUUGUAUUGAAUUUCAAUAUGAUCUGUGGAAAGAGGAUGUUUUUGUUAGCUUUGGACAUCCUUUACAGAUCCUCACCCUCAUAUGAAGUUAAUGAAACGAAAUUUUGUGUCUGUGUAUAUAUAACGAUAUAGUAUAUAGUAUUACCUAUAUGAUGUUUAAAUAAAAUAUGUUUUGUGAAAAUCAACAUUCCCCGUAGUGGUAUAUUAUGGAUUAAUCUAAUACAAUAAUUCUUUUUUGUUCAUGCGCUUUUAAACAGGAGAAAAAACGACGUAUUAUUUCAAUGGUGUGGUGACGAUGAUUGCAGUCCAUCAGCCUGUAUAACUUAUUAUUUAUCUAGUAAAUAUUAUACUUACUAUAAUUACAUAUGUAACCCUCGUCUGAGGCCUAUAAUAAAAAUGUGGUUGGUCGUUUUCGAAUAUAUUUAACGUUAGAAUAUGUUAGUUUUUUCAUUAAUCGAACACCACUCAGGUUUUUAUUUUGUUUUUUUUUUUUUACGGAUAAUAUGUAAUUUAUUGUACGAGAGGCGUAUUUUACCAAACGCUUUUCGGUUGAUUUUUUUUCUCCGACACUAAUGGCUCGUAAGAAAUAUUAUACGAGUAUUAUUAUGGGUAUGUAUUCUUUUGUUGACCUUUUAUGCCGCGGCGGCGAAGACCCCAAAACGGUCGUAACACAUUUUGUUUUUUUUUCAAAUAAUAAAAAUAAUAAUGAACUCUAUAUCUAUAAUAUAAUGACCGAGAACAAACUCGUAUCGUCGUCGUCGUCGUCAUCGUCGUUGUCAUGGCCCCUAUAAUACAAAACUAAUCACAAGGUGCCUUGUUAACCGCAAUCGACGCCGCCGACACCUAUUAUCAUAAUAUAUUUAAUACCUAUGUACAGAUACCUACAUUACCUAUAUUUUCAUAAUAACAUAUUAUAUCGAAAACGAGUAUGGUACGUCCAUAUCCGACACCGAUAGGUAUAGACGGUUUAAACGCCGUAGCCGAUAACCAUAACCAUGGUUAAGUCGCGCAAUUAACGUUUUAUUAUUAUUGUUAUUAUUAUUAUAAACCCGAUUUUAGUCGACGAAGACGCGCGUCAGAAAACUGGUCUUGCAAUCGCAUUAUUCUUUAUAGUCUUUACCGCGUGUUUUUUUUUGGGGGGGGGAAGGAAGAGCGUGAUCUUAUAGUUAAUUCAUACAAAAAUAAACUUUUUGAACAAAAUUUUUUUAAUAAUAUAUUUCUAAUAUUAUAUUUUAGACGUGCAUGAUGUAAAAUAAUGUACGGGAAAUUAUAUUAUAUAGUAAAAAUUUCCUCUGUGUACAGAAGGGUUGGCGAUCUUUUGUGGCAACCAAAGAGCGUAGCCAGAAAAACAUUUCAGUAGCAAGGAGGGUUAAUUUUACAAUCCUUUAAUAGUCUUUAAAAAGAAAUUCAGUUUUCCACAAAUGAACACUUAAAAUGCAAUUGUCGGUGACAUUAAAACCUCUUCUCCCGUAACUACGCCACUGAUGGUAAAAGGAAUUUGUUAACUUUUAAUCUGAUCUAUUGAUAAAUACAAAUCUCCUAUAUUCUUUUAUUAUGUACAUAUUAGUAGCGAAGUUUUUCGUCUACCUAUAUAGAGACAUAUAUAGAGUAUAUGUAGAGAGUCUAAAUAAUCAGAGAGUGGAUAGAGGACCUAUGUAGUCGUUUAUUAUUCACUACUCGCAUGUCAUGGUUUUUUUUUGUAAUUUUUUAUGGAGUUAUUUUUCUCGUUACAAAAUGUGUUGUAUCUUCAUACACAUAGUAUUUGAAAUAUUUUAAGGUCAGAAUUUAUUAUAUCUUGUAAUGUUUUAUAUUUUCGUGUUUAUAUCGAUAUUAUGAUCCAGAUAAGGAAUUACGUGUUGUAUAAACUUGUAGCGCUCACACGUUCUAAACAAAGUAAUCAGUCGUUUUACAUCGACCGUUCCGUUAUAUUGUGAUAAUAACAAUAUUAUUAUUAAUGAUUUUUAUUUUUUAUUUUUUUAAGAUUUUUAGUACAGCUUUUUUUGUAGCUAUUUUCACGUAUAUACAGAGUUCUAAAACAUUCGAAUAUUGAACAUUGAAUACUCUAACAAGGACAGUAAAAUAAUAUCUCAGUUUGAAAUUUUAAUACACUCUAAAUCUACUGCAUAAUCUUAAUUCAUAUAUUUGUUACUUCACGUGGGUCGCAUGAUAAAAACUUGGAAAAUGGAAAAUAUACUUAAAAACUGUUUGUGUUAUCAAGAGAAUCUCAAGUCCUUUUCCUCUGGUAAAAGAAACUGGGCCCCUUAUACUUGAAGCCGCAGACAAUGGCGCGGCAUACUCGAUAUACCCCGUACGCACGCCUGUCAAGAAGUUGUAUGAUUUCUAUGUUAAUUUUUAGACAAAUUGAAUUAUAAAUUGCUAACAAAAAUAAUAUAUGAAUUAAAAGUUGAUCUUUUUUUUUUUGUUCUAGCUUAGGUAUACUAUUUCCAAAUUCAAUAACUUCUUCCUUGAAAAUAUCCUAAAUACACCCUGAUAUGGCAAUACAUCAAUAUAUAGUUAUACGUUGCAUUCCGUUUCUUUUCCAUAUAAUAUAAUAGAUCGCGGCUAGAAACACUCGGUACACAUAUACUUAUUAUAUUUGUAUUAUAAUAAUAAAAGAUAGUGUGUACGAGUGAAAAGAAAAUGUGAUAGGAAUAGAUGGAAAAAAAGACGUUCCAAUGAAAUAGACGACGGCGGAUAACAAUGUACUCGGUUAAAAAUGGCCUUCGGUCCAAAAAACCGAUCCAAGUCCGUAUAUUUUUAUAUACACGCGCGCGCGCGCGCGCCGUCGUCGUCGUCUUACGAGAUGCCCUUUUAUUAUACAGUUAUAUUUUAUUAAUUUCGCGGGAUGUUGCACGUCGAAGAUGCGGGGCCUCCAGGCGCCACAUCACAUAAUAUUAUCACUACAUGCCAGAAAACUAUUAUUAUUAUAUUAUUUUUUGUACGGGUACACAUAAUUAGGGUAUCGUCGAUUCGUUGAACUCCAAAAUCCAUCGUCGUCUGAGCAGCAGUCCGCAUAGCUGUCUAUUGAUUAGGUUCAACACCCCCGCCUUAUUGUUAAUGUGUAUACAGUGUACACGUAUAUAUUAUUGUACUGCUAUAAUAAUGAUAAUUACUAAUUAUAACAAGUAUAUAUUGUGUAUCAUACGUAUAUAUAAUAUAUGUGAUAAAAAUAUCGCAAAUUUCGGUGAUGCGUCACGCAUACUUGCGCACACUUGUUGAUAUUGCGCGGAAAACGCCCGCGAGGAUCCGUUUAUUAUUUCUUCCCGGGGAAAACUUACAGAGUGCCUCUCUAAUUUACCGCUACGGGCGCAUGACCAACGCGAGCGCUCGAUGCCCUUGGACUUGGUUUAUUUUUUUUAUUUAUUUACUUUAUUAUUAAUUAUGUAUUAACGAGGGAUUUUUACGACCUUGUUAUAAUAUUAUAAUACUGUCUGUUGUAUACGUUUUUUUUUCAUCAUAUUGUUCGGUCUUUUUAAUUUUUUCCUUUUUUGUAAUUAUCUUCACGACACGCGUCGAAAUUCCUCGACGUCACAAUACGGUAUAGGUAAUAGUUAGACUUGAAUAUAAUAUGCGGUUAGAUGAACGUACUUUUUUUCCGAUUCUAAGUGCAAUGAAGAAACUUAUUGUUUUACAAUGGUGUUUAUUUAUUAUUUUUUUUCUCAGGACAACUUUUAUAUCAGAAAUUUUAUUUUGAUUUGCAAUUUAAAACACUUUUUCUAAAAGAAAAUCGAACUAGGGAGGUACUUUAAGGUCGUCGUUUUUUUGAUUUUCUCAAUAAAUGGGAAAAACCGAGAAAAACGGUAAAACAGGUACAAUAUAAAACAAAUAUUAUUAAAGAAAAUAUACUAUGAAUAUCGCAUACUAUGUAAUUAUUUUACCAUAAUAUGUCAUAUAUAUUGUUGACAAGGCAACACUAUUAAUCUAACUCUGCUCAGAAUUUUUCGUUAGCAAUGACUUAAAAUAUAUAUUUAAUUUCCCCUGUAUUAUCUUUCCAACUUCUCACCUGUAUCAAUGGCUGCUCUUAUUAUCCUGGAACAGCUUUUUCAGUACAUUCAUUAGAUUUUUUAUGGAAGGAAGAGGGGUCUCAAACACUUUUCGGUUAUUAAAAUUACUACAACUUUUUCACGAUUCUUUGCUCCGGUAGUACUAUAUUUGAAAAAUGUUUUUAGAUUUCCGACUGUUUUUAUUCUAAAUACAAAAACAAAACUUACAACAAACAAUGAUGACAAUGCAUCGAUUUCGAUUUUGUUAAUUCCCUGGUUAUCUUUUGGCUGCAUAGGGAAAAAACACGACUAAUACUAUACCUACAUAAUCUAUAACCUUAUAGUAGUUUAUCGGGCUCUUUUCAGAAUCAUUUUUUGAUUUCCAUUUAUUAUCGUCACUUUCAGUAUAUUAUAUAAACUACUGAAUUAAUUUAUGUAUCUAAUAUCUAUAUCCUGUAUUUUAUAACCUUUCCAAUUUCCCACCUACAAUAGUGGUAUACCGUUGAUGCAAACUAUGUCCGGAUUUAUUUUAAAAUUUUAAUUAUUUAUAAAUUAUUCAUAAAAUAAUAAUAAUAAUAUUAAUGGGUAGAUAAUACUUCAACUUUUUUUCGAAAUCGUAAAUACGGCUUGUAUGGUAUGUCCUAACUUAUUUUUCUUUCCGGUGAGUCGCAAUCGUGAUAACGAUGUGUUGUGUUUUUUUCUCGCGCUCGUGUGAAAAGUAUGCAAUCGAAAAAAAAAAAACUAAAAACAAAACAAAAUAACAGCUGAACCGACGAUUUCCAAAGUAGCCGGAAACGCAAUCGUUUAGGAAUUUCGAUUAUACGUGUAUACGUUAUAGGUUAGGUUAGCUUUAUAGCCGAUAUAGGUAAUUUUUUUUUUGUAACAUACACCUAAGGGAUGUUUCAAAAUCGCACCACUGAAACUCGGUCAACUAAUAAAUAAAUAUACACAUGCAUACCUAAAUAUCGUAAUAAUUAUUUAUAAACACACGUAUAUAAAAUAAUAAUGUAUAAUAAUAUCGUAUACAAUGAUCUACAGGUAUAUUAUUAUAAUGUAACAAUUUUGUAUAAUUGUGUGUGUACACUUUAUACUCGCAUUAUUACUAGAUUUACACGUGCAAAAUCGCGUGCGUUAGCAUAUUAUCACUCUGCAGAUUGUGAGUAACAAUACUUUCUGUGCAUACAUGCAAACAUGCAGUAGCGACAAUAAUAUGGACGCAAUAAGUACGGAAUAUUAUUCGUAUUAUUAUAAUUUUAAUGUUGCUUAUUAAUUGCGCGACAUGUGAUGUCGUGAUAUGAACGGCGUGUAGUUGUGUGUGAUACAGGGUGAUCGAUACAUAAUACGUAAGACACUUAGCAUUAUCUUGGAAAGUGUUAACUUUUUUUGAAAUUUGCUUUCAAGAUAAUUUAACAAAGAACCAACCCUAAAAUUAUUAUAUUACGUAAUCGUUAUUUUUGUGCCUCCUUUUUUGUUUGGGGGUGAAACCACUAUUAUACCCUGCACAAUUAAUUUUCAAUUAACAACCAAUAUUAAACAUUUCCGUAAAUUUAGAUGAGAUUUUAUUUAGAUUAAAUAUAUUUUGGUGUUAGCCAUUUUAAUUUCCCUCUUUGAGCCGUCGGCAAUAUUACAUUUUCACUUCGAAGUGCCGCCACACAAAUUAUGUAUUUUUGAUUUGAAAAUCAAAAAUACGGGAAGUGUGGUGAAACCUUUCAACCCAACUAAAGAGGUUUCUAAAAAAACAAAAUUCAAAAAAAAGAUACUCUUUUCGAGAUUUUUUUUUUAAAUGCAUAAUUUUGGAUAAAAAUAAAAAAUGAAUAUAAUUAUAUUUAUUCUAUACAGAACGUCAUACCGUAUCUGUGUAAAUACCUAAUACCUGAUGAUAAUAAUUUAUUGAUAAACAUUAUGUUUUUCAUUUUUCUCCAUAAGAAUAUUAGCUUGUUUUUUUUUUUACUUAUUAUACGACUAAUACUAUUUUAUAGAACAGAACUUAAAAAAAAACUUAAAAAACCCGUGGUUAUAAUAAUAUUAUUGGAGUCGAUUCUAAAGUACAACAUCCUAUAUCCUGUAGAUUUAUUUGUAUGAUAUAUGAUAUAUGAUAUUAUUUUACUAUGAUAUAGCGCACUGCAUUUUUGAAAGCAAACCUGAACACUCACGAGCCCUCCCCUCUCCUCCCCAUCCAUAGAUAGUAGUAUUAUUAUUAGAGAAAGUACUGUGAAAUAAAAAGAAAUUAACGAAAAGUUUAUCCCUUUUACGAAUAUCCACUGCACAAUAUAAAUAAAUAUAAAAAUAUAGGUAAUUUCGGUUAUUAUAGCUUAUCAGACACUAUUAGUUUUAGAUUCGGAGCGUGGCGAGGGAUCUAUUGGUUUUACCAUGUGUUUUUUUUUUUUUUGUCAAUUUUUUUUUGUUGUUUGUUAUAUAUGAUUGUAAUGGUAAAAAUAUAAAGAUAAACUUUAUUUGUUAGUUUUUUUAUACACGUUUUAAGUUUAAAUGUUGACGUUAAUCAUAAAAAUUACUGCAUUUCAUAACAUGUAAACCUUUCACCGAACUUCGCUCAAAUUCAUUUUUCGUUAGGCUCGAUGACUUAUCGUUGCGUAAAGAUGUAAAUUAAAUUACCUUUUCAACUUCCCACCUUUACUUUUCAUGUAGUUUAUGUUAUUUUAUAAAUUGUAAUACUUCAAACGCAGUGGAAAUAUUUUCCAUCCUAUCGGAUCGAUUUCAAAAAUAAAUAAAAUGUCAGCACCAGAUUACCCCUCGUGGCUGUAUUAUAUAUUAUGAAAGAAUGUAUGUGACAUUAAAAUAUUUUUUUUUUUAAAAUCGAUAAAACUGACCAGAGCUUAUAAUGUACAAAAUUAUGAAACUGAAAUAUUUUAUUAUUUGUAUUAUUUCUGUAAAUUUUAAGCAUAUUAUAUACCUAUACUUUAAUACUAAUUUUACACACAUCCGAAAGUUUUGUCUCGCAUUUAGGUGAGACAUAUUACACUUAUUAAACAAAUUUAAGUCCAAUAAAAUGUGUACCUGUAAUUUCUAAUAAUUUUAUUUAAAAACGCUACAGAUUUCAGUAAACCUAAUAUAAAACUUUAAAAAUGAUAUAUUGUAUCGAAUGUAACUUUUUGUGUAUUUUACUUACGAAACAAAGAUGUUUUAGUUUAAUGCGAAACUUAAAUGUUGAAACAAAUUAUUAUUUCCGUUAUUAAGUAAUUUUGGAAGGGAUUCUUAAAUUGUAAUUCACUUUUCAAGUCUUUAAAUAAUAGCAGCCAGAGAUUACAAUCUAACCUAAUUUUAAUGAAAGUUUUUGUUGAUAUCAAAAAUCAUAAGUUGAUAUUACGUGAAGUAUUUCGAUGAUAUAGAUAAAUUAUAUUUUUCAAUUUUUCAUACAUAAAAUAGUUAAUACUACUACAACUAGUUUUUUUUUACAACCAUAAUUUUUGGGUUCAAAUUUCUGCAAUAUAAUGUUACGGUUCGAUGAGAUAAUCAGCUAUAGAUGGUAUGUAAAUAUGGUAGUAUACACAUAGCAGUAUUAUUAUUAUAUAGAGGUACCUAAUAAUAUUGACGAAUUUUCGAAAUGUGUCAUUUUCUUUAGUUUUUUUUUUUUUUAUACCUAAGUAAAUGUAUUUACUUAUUAUUAAUAUAUUUGUCAUUAAAUCUCACGAAGUUUGUUCAAGAAAAAGUGUAAUACAUUUACAUUUAUCGUAAGAUUUUUUUUUUUUUAGAAUUUUAAGAUCGAAUAUCUCAAACGAUGUCUUCUACAAAAUAAUAUAAUAGACAAGUAGCGAAGACGAUAUAGUAGUCGUAGUGUUUUUAUGACAGUCGCGUGUCAUCUUAUUCUAAAAUGCACUUCUACAAUAAUAAUAAUAUUAUACCUGACGGCGCUAAAAAAAAAAGAUUAUAAAACGCGCGAAAAAAGUUAUAGAAAAAAAAAUUUGAAAAAGCAAAAGUGAAAAUAAUAUAAUACGACAAUAUUAUAUUAUUUUAUUAUUACCGGUUUGACGGCAGUAGGUAAAGUAAUAUUUACGGCGUGAGGUUAAAAAAAUAAAAUCACGUUUUUCAAUAAUCCCGACAAGGUCGAUAAUAUUAUUAUUAUAUUACAAUUUUCUUAUAUAGUCGCGUGAGUAAUACGGUUGUACUUACAAGUUUUAAAUAAUAUAAUAUCGAGUUUAAAUUGAGUAAAAUAAUUAUGUAAUUAUUCACUCUGUUCGAAAUGAUAACAACGGAUCAGAAACAAAAUAUCGAACAAGUUUAUUCAAUGGUUAAAGAAGGAAAAACUUCGAAGGAGGACUAUAUUUACCAAAAAUUGAUGAGUGGUCCCGAGAACUAACUAAACCUAACCAAACUUUCAGUUAACUUUUAGUCAUCAUGACUUCCAAAAUGUUUUCAUUCACGCACAUUUGUUCAUAAAAAUAUUAUAUUAAUAUAAUUUAAAAAUUACUUGUAUCCCUUCAAAUAUUAUCUUAUUCGUAUGCCUGCUCAGUAAAAAUAAAAUUAAACAUGAUAAUGUACAAUUGAAUUUAAUGGAUAUUAAAAAUGAAUUAAAAUUUUUAAAAUUGCAUUAUAAAUAUCUCAAUCUGCCCGCUGAACUUUUUUGAAUUGUUAAUUGAAUUUAUCUCAGCCAUAACUGUUUGUGAUACCACUAGUUAUUAUGAAAAAUUUUCCCAGUUAUUUUUGAACCGGUUUCUACUAUAGGCAACUGACAGAGAUAAUAAUAAUGAUUGUACUUAGUAAUUUCGUCUGAGGUUCAGAGGGUUUUCCAAUAAUUGAUAAGAAAAAAAAAUAAUUAACACCAAAACACCGGAAAAAUUUAUCUAAUUAAAUUUAUUGAAUUUUAAUUUUUAUUUGUAUGACGUACAGACAUCUUUUUUGAACAUGAAAUAACUAUUUCUUUAAGAAUUUCUUAGAAAUCUCGUUAGUUGGGUAAAAAUAAAAUAUUUUUUUUUUUUAUAUUUAAGAUAAUUUAACGGAGACAUUUUUAUGUGGAACCUUUUGUAUUAUAGAAUAUAGGAAAUUAAAAAAAAAUAAAUAUUUGUACUAUAUUAUGCACUAUGAUGAUUUGUUUUUAAUGUUGUAACAUUAAUGUAACACAAAUAUGAUUUGAAGAGAGGGAUUCUAAAUUCUAAAAGAUGAAGAAUAUCUGAAUAUUGUGUAUAUUAAUAUUAAUUUAUUUUUAUUUUGCCUCCUACCCAUUGUCAAGAUCUGGAGACUCCCUUGCCAUCAUUUUCUAUACAAUAAAGUCUUUAUAAAAUUAUAGUCUUUACAUGUGCGUUUGAGAAUCCGGUUCCAGAUUGUCCCUCCCCUGAAAAUGACCUUAUAGGCAGUGCCAGAACUAGAAAAGGACAGAAGGGACAUAAGUCCAGGGCCCCAUGAUCGUUUUGGUUUUAAUGAGCCCUACGGUACAUUAUUAUAUAGAUAAACAAUCACUAGGUAUACUAAACAACUAAAGCAUUGUCCAGGGCAUAGGUGGAUCUACGUGGUAUGCCGGGUGUGCCGUGGCACACCAUAAUGUAAAAAUAAAAAUAAAGAAUAACAAAUAAUAAUAAACAUUAUGUUUUUCGUUUUUUUUUGCAGUUUUUUUUCCGUCUUUCGCAUUUUUUGUGAAUAAACCGAAGAAAAUCGAAAAAUUUGAUCUUUAAAGUACCUCCUCUAAAAAUUUCUUUUUAGAAAAACUAUCAUUUUAAAUUAGAGCAAAAAUACUGGUAGAAAAGUUGUCUACAAAAAAACAAAAAAAAACAUCUUAGUAAAACCAUAAGCUUCUUCGCUCCACUCAGAAUCUAAAAUAACUACCUACAUAGAAGGCUGGGUAUACUUAAAUGUAAAACUCUAGGUCCGCCUAUAGUCCAGGGGCCCACAAAACUUAACGCCACCACUGCUUAUAGGCAUUUAUGAUUGCAAAGUACUAUCAAUACAGAUAGUAUAAUAAUAAUAAUAAUAAUAAUUUGACGUAUUUCAAAAAAAUAAUUACUUUAAUUACAUUUUAUGAUUAUGAUAUAUUUUAUUAAAUUUGUCUGAAUUUUACUAUAUUACAGUCUUUUACGUGAAUUGGCGUAGUGAGGCUAUAAAGCUGUAAUCCCUCCCUCAACAUUUUGUGCCUAUGGUUAUAAUAUUAUUAUUAGGUACCUAUUUAGAUGGAUUUUGAUUUUUCAAUUUGUUCCGCGCGGUCUGUCACACAACAAUCGCUCAUGUGUGCAUUGAUGUGUCACUAUUGUUGUGGUGACAAUAGGCUAUACUGAUUAAAAUAAACAAACAAAACCAACAGAAUCUAAUACGAGUUAAAAAAAACAUUACACGUGCAUCUUGUUUCAUUUUCAUUAACUUAAUCCAACACUGCCGUCGUCGGAGAUAUACUGCAUACGGCAUUUUUCACUCAAGUUUUUUCUAUGUCUGUGGUAUUUUAGAUACUAAGAAGAGCAAAGAAGCUUAUGGUUUUACAAAGAUGUUUAUUUUUUUUUCUUAAGAGUUUUCUCAUAAAAUGCGAAAAACCGAAAAAAAACUGAGAAAAAACGGGAAAAUGUAUGUAUGUAUUUAAUAUGACGAUUUUAUUUUUCUGUGGACAACUUUUAAUGAUAGCAAUUUUUCUAAAAGGAAAUUUCAUUGUGGAGGUACUUUAGAGUACCUCCAUAAUUUUCUCUGGAGUUUUCUCAGUAAAUGUGAAAACUGGGAAAAAACCUAGAAAAGCUGAGAAAAACGUAGGAAAACCGGGGAAAUCGGAACAACAUUAAACAAAUAUUAUUAAAGAAAAUAUGUAUAGCCUAUUUAAUUAUUUUACUAUAAUAUGGCAUAUUAUGUUAACAAAGCAUCACAAUCAUCUGAAUUUCGAUCAGAAUCGUUUUUUCAUAAGCAAUGGUUCAUCGUUGCUUACAGAUAUACAUUAAAUUCCCGUCUGUAUCCUACCUUACCAACUUCCCACCUACACCAGUGACUGCACCCGUCUCCAGUAUCUUACCUUUCUUUUUAUUACCAUUAUUAUUGUGUUUAUAUAUCAAUUUGCCUAUAUAUACUCUUUUAUUAUCAUAGUUACUUCUCACAUUUAUAUUAUUAUUAUUGCUAUAAUUAAGAAGAUGUGAUAACCCGCAUGUACUGUCUCGAUCUUACAAACGUACUACAUAGCAACUUUGAGUUCAGCAGGGAUAACCUUGAGCUGUUAGCAUUAAUAUUAGAGUGAUUUUACCUGUUGACCUAUAAUUACACUUUAUAGAUAAUAAUUGUCUGCAAUAUCUGUGCACCAUUGACGCUAUUUUUCUGAUAUUUUAAUUUUCAAACGAUAUAUAUGCAUUAUUAAAUUACGAUAUUUUACAUACUUUUUCUUUUAAAGCUCAAAAUUAUCCCUUCUGAAUGCAAAUUUGCUACGUUGCUAUGAUGUAUACGUUUACGACUUAGCAGAGACGAUGCACUCGGGUACCACGCCCUUUUAACUCUAUUUAUAUUGUUACGUCUCGGGCAGAUUUGGACACGUUAAGAGGACGUGCUAUCUACUAUAUUUAAGGAGUUGUGUAUAUAGGUUAUAAUGAAAAAUGAAAUUUUAUCAAUGCAAAAAAAUUUAAACACUCUUACAGAAGGUACCGUGUAAUAAGUAUUUAUUGUGUUAUCACAAAAUUAUUACGAUAAAAGCCGUUUCGUGCGGGCAAUAACUAUUCGGCCUAUAGGUACUUAGUCAAAAAACUUAGUUAAGAAAGAUCACCAUAAACAUAAAAUAAUAUUGCACUGUUCAACGUUGAUUUUAGUUUUUUGAUAUUAACUAUUAAGAAAUAAACUAUUAUUAGAGUUUGAAAACUUAAAAUUAUCAGAUUUUUAAACAAUAAUAACUUUAUUUACAUUUGUAACAUCGAAAAAUAAAACAAUCGUUUCACGAUGCAAGUUUUCUUUUUUCUAUGGUGAAAAUUAAAUUGUUUAGAUAAAGUCUAUAGCCCGAGUUUUUUUUUCCCGUGAAAACAUUUUUUACAAUAGAAUUACGGGUGGUAGCACACCCUCAUAAGAUAUAGUAGGAUGCUGACGAUAAGUUUAUGCAGUAUUAUUAUUUUAUAUAAUAUAUUUUUGUGGGCGUCUUAUACCUUCCGUGGUGUGUAUUUAGGUUAGGUUGGGUUAUGUUAGGUGACAAUGAAUUUACGGACGAAAUCCCUUUGGACUUUAUACGAUAAUAUGAUUUAAAUAUUAUAUUUACCGCAGGUUAAAGAAGAUACUAUACUUUUCGAAUAAAAUUACGUAGGUAACAAUUGAAUGGUUUUGUACAAUAACUAUUAGACAGAUGAACUUUUUUGUGGCGAAAUUCAUGUUUUGAUUAUUUCUGACAGAAACAAAUAUUCUCGUAUUUUCUAUGCGACAAUGAAACAAAUCAGAUUAUCCAAAAUAUGUGGAGUUAUAAGAACGCGAUUAAACAAAAUAAUAAAACAGAAUAGAUUAUUCUUAUCAGAAAACAAAACAAUUCAUCGUAUUUUUAAUGAAUUUCUGGUCAAAAACAAGACAAAUCCAAACAUUUUGGGUUAAAAAAUAGUUUUAAUCUUGAAGAAAUAGUAAUAAAUGACUCCAGUUGAACUGAACCUUUUUUUCAUCCUGGUAGCUAAAAUAAUUGUAUUAUAAUUUCACUGAAUGGGCUGAAUUCAUCAGAUUUAUUACCCAAUUACCCUAUCGAAAAUUCUAACAUCCUUUUGUUUAUUGUAUACGAGAGUAGUAGAUUGUACAGUAGAUAGUAAAAUUGUCAAAUAAAAAAUAUGUAAAUAAGUAAAUUAUUAUGAACACAAUAAUAUUCACAUAAUAUGUUUGAUUUUUUUUGAAAAGGUUAGAAAAAUAAAGCUGUUCUAUCAUUACUCAAAACCAUUCAAUUAUUGUAAAAUAAUACAUCAAUUGAAAAACUUGAAUGAUUAUGUUAUAAAUAUAUUUUACGAUUUUAAGGUUAUUUGAGGUGACGUUUUCAUUGCGACGACGAUUAUAUAAUUAAAAUAGUGUGACGCGCGGAAUUAUAAAUCGUUUCCGGUAAUUUCUUUUACUGCGAUAUUCAAACAUCCGAGAAUUCGAAAAUAUUGACAGAGUAAUCAGAAUUGUAUACAACAGAAAUUAUAUAUAUUAUUAGCUUCAUUACAAACUAGGAAAAAAGUUUGAUGUAUUGAAUACAAUUUGGCUUUUUUUCGGAUUUUAAAUUCUCAAAGUCGCAUUAGGUAGGUAUACACAGAAAAAUAUGCGAUUUAUUCAUGAAUCAUGACUUAUAUUCCAUUUUUGAUAGCAUCCAUUUUCAUUUAAAAUUCCUUAGCACGCCACUGGUCGUAUAGGUGUACCAGGUACCUAACGAAAACCAUUCGAAAUAUCAUCAAAGUGAAUUAUUAUUAUAUUGUACAAUUUUUGUAUGCACAUUUUCCAGGCAUAUAUCGGGAAUACGUUCUUUGAGAGUUUAUAAAGGUGUAUGUGAGUGCACGUUAUUGAAAUACAAAAUCGUAAGAAAAAAAGGCACAGUUCGCAUUACAAUAUUAUGUAUUAUGACAAACGAUGAAAUACUAUACCGCCAUAUUAUAAUACAAUACGUAAUAAACGAUUACAUUUAUGUCCGCAUAUUAUAAUAAUAUACCUAUACUGCGUAAAAUAUACAAGUUACUUGUAUACUUACAUUACGUUCAUAAAUAGUGUUCCUAUAGCGCUUUCGUUUCACUGUUAUUAUUACAACGCCAUGUCAAUUCGCAAACCUCCUUCCCCCCACCCCAAUGGUAUUUUAAAAAGCAUAUAGUUGUAUAUAAUGUAUUUUAGAACUUGAUGUCAUAUAAUAUUAAUAAGUAUACUGAUUAAUUUAACGACGUAGUUUUUAAUUACAAAUAUAACUUUUUAGGCUAUUUUAAACAAUAUUUUCAAUCGUUUUUUUUUUUUUUGCUAUUUCCAGACCACUUGUUUGUUCGAUCACAUACGAUGGGGUGACGCGUUCGUGAUAGUCUACAGCGUGGUCGACUGGUCGAGCUUCAUCGAAGCCCAAGACCUGCUGGACAAGCUGAGCAAACUUAAGUUGCCGUCGUAUUUCGCCACGCUGUUGUUGGGCAAUAAGAGAGAUUUGGACCAUUCCAGGUAAAAACAACAAAAAACCGCCAUAGCGUACACACUCGUGUAUAUAGUUACACGUGCAGUUGUAUAAUUAUAGUAUUAUUGGUAGGUAUAUUAUUUUAGUAACUCGCCCAACUGGCGGGACGUUGGGAAAAAAAUACAAAAAUAAUUAUGUAUAUAUACCUGCAGUAAAAUAGGGUUUAAGACGAUACCUAAAUAUAAUAUUAUAUUAUAUAGACGUACGUGUGUAUACGAAGAACUGUCUUCCGUGUGUCGUCGUAAUUGCGUACAAAACACGACACGUGAGAUACUGUAUAUAAAUAAUAAAAAUUACUACAUACACACGUAGGAAGAAAAACAAAAUCGCCAGAAUUCGGGUCGUGUACGGGGGAAGGAUCUUUCCGAACACACACACAUGCGAUAUAGACAUUAUACGCACUGUCGGACGAUACGUUGUCUUCUAGUGUGUUUCAUCAUAAUAAUAAUAAUAGUAUUCUUUUCAUUUUUUUUUCACCAACCCUACUGCAACGAGUUAUAACUACUGCGCUCUGUUGUUAUUUUAUUAUUAUUAGCCGAGUCCCCGACGUCACACUUCCUUCCUUCCGAACCCCCCCAUUCCCUGCUCCUGCGAGACACGUGUUUCCGACUAUAGGUAUUUAUAUUAUAAUAUCCGAAAUUAUACAAAUCGCCGAGAUUUACCAUAGAUAAAACAACUGGAUAGCUGACUGCAUAUGAUAUUAUAAAGUCACGUACGUUACACUGACUAACUCCUUUUUUGAAUUCUUGGUUUCCAAUACCGCCGGCAUUUUGUUUGUCAUUUGUUUGGACUGCCUAUACGAUCGUUAUAACCAAAUUAACGACUCGUCAUCAUUAAUUUUAAGUCGUGCAUUAUAGGUAUACUAUUACAAGAAUAAAAAAAACACCUUAUAACCCAAUUUAUAUUUAAAUUUAUUGAAUUUGUGUAUUUUUCGGUUGAUAAACACGGUAGAAGCUCGUAUUUAAAAAAAAAAAAAAUCCCAUAAAUCUAUUCAAUAAAACGUUAGAUAAAACUAUAAAAGCCUCCAUAGAAAUCGCUUCACGUUUUAAUAAUAAAAAUUAGUAAAGAUAAUUAGUUUAUAACAGAUUUUUUUUAUAAAUAAAAUCCAAUAUUAAUUUUUAAUAAUGGAUAAAUUAUAUAUUAAGUUUAAAAAAUAAAUAUUAAUAUUUUUAUAAUUAGGUAUAAUUACUGAACAGUGUUCGGUUCAGUAUGAAAUAUUUAAUUUCCAGUCUAAAUUAAAUAUACACAAUCACCGCAAAAAGUGAAAUGUCUAACUAUAGAUAGAUACUUUAAAUAUAUAUUUAAAAUUACUUAUCUUUUUGGCUUUCAUCAGUACAAAUUAUAAUUUGCACCGAUUAAUUAUUCACUUUUUGAAUUUCAGUAUAGACCAAAUAUUUCAACAUUUUUUUUUUAAAUCUAUACUUAAAAUUGAAAAAAUGCUGCAAGUUUCAUAUUACGUUUAUGACCGAAUGUUUUCAAUUUGACAAUAAACAGAAUGACAGAAUGUUAACCCAUUCAUGCACAGCAUUUCGGCUAUAACAAUCGAAUAAAACCUCUGAAAAAAUCAAAAAAUGUAUCUAAUAGUGAUAAAUAAUAAUAAUUAUAAGUGCAUAGUUUUUUAUCAGCUACUUUUCAAGUAAUAACGCGGUGUUAAUGCAUUGUUCGUUUCGUCGUUACCGCUUCCUAUAUUAUCAUCUCGCUGUACCGAUAGGUUUUUAUUACACUGUCUUCGUAUCGCUGUUUUUAUAAUAAUAUAAAGAAUGAUAUCUAUUUUUAAAAAUGUCUCCUGGUAGAAAAAAAAUCUAAACAUAAUUCGAAAAUACAAUUAUUAUCUAUAAUAUUAAUAAAAUAUUAUUUCUUGUUAUUUUUGUACGACUAUAGGUAUAAUAACUAAUAUGGUGUUUCUUAAUAUUCUCCUCUAUACUGUCGUGCAUAUGUAUAAUAUUAUAUUAGAAACAAUUUUAAACAAACAUUGUGUUUAAAAACUCUCCCGUUUCUCGUGUACUCUAAACAGUAAACUCUUAAAUUUCUAAUAUACCCGCGGAGUAGUCAGCAAUAUGACAAACACUCAGUGAAAAGCAAACAUCACGGUUUUCGUGAAUAUUCUUUUCUUUUGUUGUUUACAUUCGAGGUUCAAAAUAUGCCUAUAAAUACGUCAACAUUUUCACUUAAUAGUUACGUAGUCCAUAGACGUGUUUAGACUUUCGUGGCUGGAGGGACGAGCACCAAUAUUUUCCAAGGAUCCCCACUAGACAAGUGAAAACUCAUGGCACAUCUUAUUAAUUUAAAAAUGGAUUAUUACCAAAUUAUUGUCCCCUUGAACCAAUAUCACUUCAUAUCUUAGACCUUAGUCUGACUUAAUAAUUGAUAUUUUAAAUUAGAUAUUAACAUUUUUAAAAAUACUGAGCAGAUAAUUUUGCAGGAUGGGACAACUACGUACCCUGCUUCUCGCGAACACACUUAUGGUACCUAUUUAUAAAAACAAUAAAAAAUUAGAAACAUGUAAAAGGCAGUUUGUAAGCAUACUGAAUCGCUGCACGUCUCUUCCGACGAUUCAUAUCAUAUUUUACCCGUUUUUUUUUUUGUUAAAUAUGUUAAAAUGAUAAUAUUUUAAUGGUUUAAACAUAAAUAGUUAUAAAAUUCGAUGGUUAAAUCAUUAAUUGCAUUUAGACGCACAUUCUAUCACUUUUACUUGUCACGUGUUAAAAACUGCGGAUUUUCUAUAAUAUAGUUUGUCUUAUAAUUUUUCUAUUCUUUUUACACGCUGCAUUUUCAAUACAAAAUAUGGAACGGCAUAUUCCAAAAUUCCUGGGAAAUCAUCCCCGUCUAAAAUGAUACUGAAGUUACACUUAUUAGUAAUUACACUAUUGUGUGCCUGAAGAGAAUACUAGUUUCUAGAAUGUUGAUAUGUGAUUAAAGUUUUUGUAAAUAAUCUUUGAUUGAAUUAUAUUAUCAACAUAUACUUGAUUGUCCGUAUUAAUAGGUCAUAUUCCAGCGAUAUCGAGUGCAUAUACCUUUGGCUGUUUGGAAAUAUUCAGUAACCAGGACUGGGAAUUUCCAGAGUUGGACUGAACUCAUCUGUUCUCUCAUUUGGAUUUCAAAAAUUAGUUUUAUUUUUUUAGUGAUAUUAACGUAUACCUGUUUAUCCAUAGGCGUAAUCUUGGAGGGGCAAGAGGAGCAACUACAGCCUGACUCCCUCCUCGAGAUUUUCCCCCAGAUUAUGUCUACACGACACACGAUAUCGCUUGAAUACCGCCUUUAUUAUGCACAUUUCUAUGUGCUAAAACGAUGACUACUUAUAAGUUAUAACUUAUAACCAUUGUGAUAACAUAUAUAAUUGAAUUCUCUUCGGGUACACUUGCAUACAAUAUUAAUAUAGCGUGGUCCAUCCAAUCUUUUUAUUCUGUAUCUAUAUGUAUGUGGUUUUAAACCGAUUUGCUCUGUGCUCGCGGUAGUUUUCGAUAGUUUAGUGCAACAGACGACGGUUUUUUUUUCAGAGUCGUUAACUGUAAAAAGUCGGCCGGAUCAACAGGUAAUUUAAAUUAAGUGUUUGAUUAAACAACGGAGGGGUGGUUAACCGAACGCCUACGGCUGUGACGGUUAUUUGCAAACAGAAGUGGAUUUCUAUAAUUUCAUAUACUUCGCCGCCCACAUUGUGUUAAUAUGUGAGAAUGAAUAUUUUAUGAUAUUUUCGAACGCUGCGGGUAUCGAAACUUAAACAGUAUCCCGUUUAAUUAAUUACUCGUAUAAAGUUUAUAUAAUAAUACGUACUAACCCAAUUACCUCUAAAUCCGACAUUCCAACAGAUAUUAUAAUAUUAUACGUCACUCUCGCGGUGAGAUUAUUAAAAGGAAUCGUUUUUUUUCCUACGAUAUAAGACACAUUUAAUAUUUUACAACGCUUGGGAGGAACUCAAAGAAACUCGUUCUUUUGAUUUCGUUUCCCUUUCACGAAUUUAUCGGAAUCGAAUCUGCAGUGAAGAAUUGUAUUAUGGAUUUUCGUCUAUUUUUUGGAAGAACAUAAGACUAUUUUUUUUUCUUAGAUAACCUACAUAAUUAAAAUAACUUUUAAUAGUAUAUUUUUGUACAUUUAUUUUAUUUUUUAGAAUUUUAUUUCCAACUAUUUUUUUAAUUUGUCUAUAGAUAUUUACAGAUUUGUCGUCUAUAGAUAUUUUAUGUAUCAGAUUUAUUAACUUGUAUCUUAAUCAAUAUUUUUUUUAAAAUGUAUUAAUAUAAUAUAUAAGUUUGUCCCCUAUGAGGGAUGUCUGUAUGUUAGGUGUUUAUGGAAUCAAUAAUUUAUUGAAAUUUAAUAAAAACAAUAUGUAUACCACUAUAUAUAAGAUGGUAAGGAUUGUUAUAACAAUUUUCUCCUAUAAAAAUACAAAGUGGAGAAAAAUUUAUGUUGCCAAACAAAAGUUGUCCGAUUUAUAUUCAUCUAAAAUAGUAUAUAUAUUUAUUUUUAUUGUCUUUUUUUUGGGAGUAAACUUUUAAAAUUCAAAUAGGAACAUAGAUUCAAAAUUCCAUAAAUAAAUGCAGUAUUAAUUUAAAUACAUUUUGGUGUUGACAUUUUUCAUUUCUGUCAAUCCGUUGACGAGAUAUUCCAUUUUUUAGUUUGGGCAGGGGAGAGUAGUAGCACUCUGUGUGCUUAUAUGAUGGAUGGCAUGGCAUGGCUGCGGCGCGUGACGUUCAAAUAGUGCCCCCCACCCCACAAAAAAAAAAAAGAUAGUAAACAAAUAAAAAUAUUCAAAUUAUUUUAAAUGUUUAUAAAUCGACAAACGUUUGUAUUAUACAUUUUUCUCUAUUUUGUAUAUUUAAAUAAAAACAAUUGGUGUAAUAUGAAAUUUUGAUCACUGUACAUUAAGCAUACAAAUUAAUGAUUUUUAUUUGAGGAACGACAAAUGUUCCUUUAUUAAAAACGAAGAAAGUAACUUAGUUCCUUUCUCAAAUUCUGGAACGAGCCUAGAUUUAGUUCCAUUUUAACAUGGCUAACUAAUUCUUUUUAAAAGACAUUUUCCAAACAGCGGAAUUAUUUCAACGGGAAUUGCGUGAGAAAAAUAAACCAUAAUACAUAGACAUUAAUACCUAUGUAGAAUAGGUAUAUACGGAAGGACUCAAAAAUAGAACGAUCCUCGGCGUGCUGCUGCUGCACCCUUCACGACCGUCGACGUGUCUGACUGUCAAAGUCGAUCGCGGCGGUCGCAGUCAUCCGCACAUAGAAAGAUGAAUCUAAAAUUAAUGUGCCGAAAUUUGUUUAAGAUUAUGAAACAUUAUAUCGUAUAUUAAUUCGUAAAUAACUAUAUACUAUACGACCGUCCGACGUUUGCCCGCGAUGUCAACGACCCGUGAAGAUUUUUCCCGACUGUCCGAAGUAUAUUUUUAUUGUGUACUAAAAAUUAUUAUAGACGGUAUUAUUACAGUUUAAACUCGCCAACUCGCGUACGAGUAGGUACUUAUAAACAUGAUUUUUUUUUUUAGCAUUAUUGCAAUAAUAGUAAUAUCGCGGUAAAAGUAUAACACAAUAUUUCGAACGUAAGUUUAUGGAGUUGGUAAAAACAUAUUACAUAAAAACUUAUAAUAUACAUAUCAUUGUAUAUUAUAUAGAUUCAUCAUAUAAUAUAAAUACAAGUUGAUGUAGUAUUGGUUAAUAAUCGGGAUGAGGUGUGAAAAUUGCAUACUCCCGUUCGAAACAGGCUCAGUUUUGAUUAAAGUUUUUCAUUCGGGAUUCGUUCAAAUUAGUGUACCUGACGUUCGUAUUUUUGUUUUAAAAUCACUAUCGGCCUCGAAAGAUCGUUUUCGAUCGCCUAUGUGAAAAAGAAAACGAAAACAAUAUCUUUCAACAAUCUCAUCAUACUGCAGCAGACGUCAUAGUAUUUGUUGUGCACAUAUUAUCUUAUUUUCUGUAAGGGUAGGUACAGACUAUUAGAGACUGGAAAUAACUCCGGAAUAUUAGUUUUCGUAUAAAAAAAAAAAAAACCAUUUCGCGUCUUUGGUUUCCGUAUUAAGAUUGAUAAAUCACGUUUUUUUAUCCCGCCCGUGUCGUGGUGAAAAUUUUAAGGGAGCAUAUUUCACGCCGAUGACAAAUUAUUGUACCUUGGUAUAUUAUGUAUUGUGUAUCAGUAACGUGCUCAGAGCGGAUGAUAUAUGAGAUCACGUCCCUUCAGAUAAGGGAAAUUGAUAUUGUUUAGCCAAUAAAUUGUAAUCGUUUUAAAUGCGCUUUAAAUAAACGUGUCUUCGGCGAGAUUAAAUAUAAUUAUAUAAGUUAAUUAUUGCAUUAUUUGAUACUUAAAAAAUAAAAAAAAAAAUUAAAUAGUGUUGAUUAACGACCGAUAAUUUUUCGUUACCGAUUUGGUGUCUGAGUUUCUUUGUAAGUAUAGUAUACGAGUAUAAUAGGUAUUUUAUCUUAAGAGGACACCACACCGACAUCUACUGUCUCGGUCUUACCAACGCAAGGUAGAGACAUGAGUAUGUUAAAUAUUACAAUUUAAAAAUGAUUAUAUCUUGGUUCAAAAUUAAAAUAUCGAAAAAUCAUCAAUGUUGGGGCUUCUAAUCUUUAAUUUUGGUAAUACGUCAAUUUGCUUUAAUAUUAAAAUUAACGACUCAAGAUGUGUCCUACUGAACGCAAAUUUACUAUGUCUCGCGUUUGUAAGACGGAGACAGUAGAUGUCGGUGUGGCGUAUUCUUAAUAGGCGUGUUUUCACGAUUAACCUGGCUAUAUUCAUUAUCAUUCGUGUUUAAACAAUAUUGGUUAUUGGUUAAAGACCCGCCAAAACGAUUUGUUUGAGGUUAUUACACAGUAAUUAGAAAUGGUAGAAAAUAUAAUCUAUUAUAGACAAGAUGAAAUUUACGAACGUUCCACUUUCAGACAGCAUUAUAAUUUAAUACAACUUUACAAAAUUUUCAAAUAUAAUUGUCAACUAUAUAAAAAUUGACUAUAAAAAAAACUACGAUUUGACUUCCAUCCCACUACCACGUUAUCACAUUUCCUACAUUAAUAACCAAAUAACAUAACCGUUCAUUUCGUUUGGUUAUGAUUUUUCAGUAACCUAUAUCUAAAAUGUACAACCAAAAUCGCCGAAACGACUUGUUUACAAAAUCUAGUAACCGGAUUACAUUUGGUUAUUCGCGAAAACACGCCUAAUAAAUAAACUCAAAUUAUCGAAACAUUAUAUUUAUUAUCGUUCGACUAUAGGUACCGAAAUUAGACAAUUUUCGACUCGGUGGUUUCAUUAUUACGCUCCGUUUGCCUCCGUUUUGGGUUAGGUAUACAUACAUGACAAUAUUUCUAUUUUUAAAACGGCUCUCUCGAACGCCACGGUGCAUGCGCAGUGUCUACACUUAUUGCUGUCGUAUCGUAUAGAAUAAAAUACGCCGGACGACGAUAAACGACCGGCGAGCUGUUGCCGAACUUUUUGUUGUUGUUGUUGAUGUGCUGCCGCGUAGUCGUAUCUACCCUGGCACGCGAUUAUGCCCAGUCCGCGAAUUUUCAAUGAAAACCUAUGUUGGUUAAACUAAUGUUUAGCGACCGAUUCGUAUAACUAAUAUGAAUUAUUUAUACAAAUACCACAACAUUUUGUAAGUUAUCGAUAUGUUUUUAUUGAAACCGAGGGUUCGAGGACUAAGGGGGGGGGGAGGGAGCGGGCGGGCUUGUGUUGUCCCACCCUAUUUGCUUUGCUUACUCAUGACGUGUUCAAUAUGUGUACCUGUGCUUACCGUUUUCUACCCAUUACAACAUCGAAACAAAUAACUAAAAUGAUCGUAUUUUUGUUGUACCGUGCGCAGGUGCGUGGCCGUGGACGCGGGACAAGAGCUGUCGCUUCGGUUCGGCUGCCAGUUCUACGAGGUGAGCGCCGCCGAGAACUUUGCCGGCGUGUCGCUGGCGUUCCACUCGCUGUUGCGCGAGACCCGGGCGGUGCAGCUGCUCCGCGGGCUGCCCAUCAGGCGCAAGCUGGGCGUCAACAGCGUGUCCAAAGUGCUGGGCACGAUAUUCGGCAAGAACAGCAGCAAGCGCGACCGGAAGAAGCGGCCGUCGCUGAGCAUAUGACCCGCGUGGGCGUCCGCCGCAGCCGCCGUCGCCGCCACCGACGGUACCACGAACACGACGCUCACGCUGUGAAAAUCACAAAAAAUAAUAAUGAAACGCCGCGGUGACGGACGCGACUUACGGGUUUACGGGCGAAAAAAAAUCGCGUAGUAAUCCGCGCCCACGUUCUUCCCCGUCUCGUCGCCCUCCGGCGCCGCCAUCAUCGUUCAUAUAAAACCUAUAUAUAUAUACAUAUAAAUAAAUAUAUUUAUUUAUUAUAAACUGUAUAAUAUUUAUACGCGAUAACAAUAUUGUCAUUAAUAUUUCGUGGAUAAUUAUUAAUGUAUAAUAUAAUAUAAUUCAACUAUUAUAAUAGUAAUAAUAACAGUAAUAUUAAUAGUAAUAAUAAUAAUAAUAAUAAUAAUGUUAUGUGUAUGCGUGCGGCGGCGGUGUAUUCGUUACCGGACGGAGAAAAUAUCCGCGCGAACGCGAAACGAGACGCCCGCGCGCGUCUUCCCGGGCGAACCUCCGUAGACACGUACAAUUAUCGUGUGUGGCUGUAUGUGUGUGUGUGUGUGUGUGUGUGUGUGUCCAGAGGUACACCGGUGCAGGGGAAAUAGUGCGUGUCGCGUUCGCGUUUACCGUAAGUCCGGUGCGGCCCGAAAACCCGUUUUCGGCGGAAAAACCAACGGCGUUUUUUUUUUUUCUUUUGCAAAUUAUUCUUGUGCCAUCGGUAAUUUCUCCCGAAAAACUCCCGUGCACUUACCCCCGAUAGGAAUCAUUUUCGCAUUUCCAUCCAAUAGUGAAGCCUUGUCGACAUAAAAGACCCUUUUACCGUGUCACCAUAAUAACGUCGACGGUGUUUUGUUUUGUGCAAAGGCGUACACCACUAAACAAUUUCUUUCAAAUCGCGAAAAAACAGCAAAACAGUUUUAAUUGAUGUUUAUCGUGGAAAAAAACAAAAAUUACUCGCACACAUUAUACCUUUUGUACAAAUUAUACGCGCAUUGAAUGUGGUGUAGGCCCUUCUGGCGAAUCGGUGUUGAAUUCAUUUAUAUUUUAAAAGGGGGCCCGAAUAUAUUUUAGUCGACAAUACCGCCUUAAUUUUCUAUAUAUAAAUACGCCUUUUUACCGGAGGAAUACUGUCUGAAGAGUUUAACGUUCACCUUUGAUGGAUUCGAUAUUUUAGCUAUUAUCUUGAUAAUAUGUAUACGGUUUUUUACUUAAACUGAAAUUAACCAUGGCCCAGGUGACCCCCUAUAUACGCCAUGGUGUAGAACUAUUUCGGAACGCGUCGUAUCCCCUCCCGCCCCAGAUACGUGUUUCAAAAUUCAAACUGUUCUUGCAAUAGAUUGAUUGUCGGGAAAACAGUUGAAAAGAGCAGACAAAAAAAAAAACCUUGAAGAAAAACGUCAAUUUUCUCUCCCUCCUUCAAUGGUCCCUAUAUAAGCGACGACUCUUCCCUGGAAUGAAUUUCACGAGACUAUACACGUUAUUACCCACGCCCCUUCCAGAACCGGAUUUCAGGUACCCCGAUUUAACGAAAAGAAACACGGUCGCUAUUAAGUAAACAUUCGUUUUAUUUAUAUACUUUAAAUAUAAUAUAAAUUUAUUUAAACGUUGUGUAGGUUAGGUUAUAAAAAGCUACACCGAUUUUCUUACUCGGAGGUCUUAGGCAUAAGCCUACUUGCCCCUUCCCCAUAAUCCGGGUCUUACCUCCACCCACCGACCUAAUCCUUUGGACGAUCUUUUGCGAUCGUCAUUGUGAUGUAAUUUUUUUGUUUAUAAUUUCUCGUACUUUUUGGUUACUAGAAAACUUUCUCCAUCACUCUGAUCUCAUAUCAAUCGAAGCUUUUUUUUAUCGAUUAUUUUUCAUUGUAUUAUUAUAGUAAUAAUUUUUAGUGUCAGUCUUAGUGUAAUACAUUAUUGAAUUGGCGGAUUCGUAGGUAGUGCUUAAAGAAUAAAGAGAGCAAAUUUUAGAUUGUCAUUUUUUAAGUACCUAUAUAUAUAUAUAUAUAUAUAUAAAAAAAAAAAAAACUACAACAGUGAAAUCGACGAAUAACUAAUCACCGCGCUUUGUUGCUUAUAAAAUUUAAAACCCAUGCAAUUUCGAUCGAGUUUACUUUAUUAUUUAAUUGAAGAUGUUUAGUGGCAAAUAAUUGUUGUAAAAAACACAACAAGGUCCGGAAAUCCGCCUGUGUAUUUUGUAUAUUAUUUAUUAUCGUUUUAAUUGUAAAAUGUACAGGGAAAAAAAAUAAUUGUACAACGCCCUUGUCCCGCGACUAUUACGUUUUAUGAAUAGUCUACGGAGACGUCGUUGAUAGUUAGGACUAAUUUUUUAUUUUAGCCACGAUUUUUGUAAAUAAAAAAAUCCCGCCUCGUACCAAUUUAAAUUUUUAACUAAUAAUACAUAAAAACGACUUUAGGAAAUAUUUUUGUGUGUACAAUUUUUUAAAAACCGAUUUGUGUCUUGUCAUAGCCAUAGUGAGGUUCACAAAAUAUAAUAUUUAUACAA
Messenger RNA from Cinara cedri, 99396 nucleotides. Lineage: Eukaryota; Metazoa; Arthropoda; Insecta; Hemiptera; Aphididae. The record is from the annotation of a GenBank genome assembly.